Messenger RNA from Xyrichtys novacula (pearly razorfish), 97587 nucleotides. The record is from the annotation of a GenBank genome assembly. Lineage: Eukaryota; Metazoa; Chordata; Actinopteri; Labriformes; Labridae.
AUGGAAACGAGUGCGAGACAGCCGAACUUCUCUCAGGAGGAAACUGAUGCUCUGGUCCGGGAGGUCCAGUCUCGCAGUGGCCGGAUAUACGGUCACACGAACAGACCUCCACGGGUCGAUGAUGCAAAAGCAGCCUGGGAAGAGGUAAGUGCUGCUGUCAAUCAAGUUUGCCCGGACGUGCUGAGAACCGCUGCGCAAUGCAAAAAGCGGUUCAAUGAUGUUAGACGACGGGCUAAACUUAAAUUAUCCCAACACCGUCGCCAGACUGCAACGACCGGAGGCGGCCCCUCAACGAGUGUGGUGCUGAGCCCUGCGGAGGACGUGGCGUCCUCCACACUCCCCAAAAUUAGUAUCGAGGGGUUUGGUGUCUCUGAGGUUGGACUCACGGGUAAGACAAACAUUCUUUUCCACAAAUAAAGACACUAACAUGUAUAUUUAACCAUGUGUUACUAAGGUGUGUUGUGUGCACAGGUGAUCUGAAAAAAUGCCAUGCGUAAUGGGAUUGAAAUCGGAACCACCUGUGCGUAAAGACGGAUCAAACAAAGCCUGAUUGUAUUUUCUCCCCCUUUCCGCUAAUGUUUGCAUCUGAAAUGAACUUUGCUCACACAAUUUCUAACUUCUUUAUUCUAAAUGAAAGUAUUAACAUUUUUAAAAAAAGAAUUUCUGUGAUUUACUAAAAUAAAAUUUCUGGUCAGCCUCGGCAGAAUUGCCGCCGUCGCGGCAGCAGCAGACCACAAGGGAGGAGGAGGAGGAGGAGGAGGAAGAACAGCAGCAGCAGGUGGUCGGGGGGGAGGAGAAGGAGGGAGAGGACGAAGACGACCGCGAGGAGGAGGACCAGGGGGAGCCGGAGCCGGUGCCGGAGACGCGGGAGGGGGCAGGACGUGGAGACGAGCCGGCAACAUGGGGUCGGAGACGAAACCGCGUUCAGCGGGAGGACCAGCCCUUCCUGGACACCCAGCGGGCUGGUUUUCUGAUGUUGGAGAGGGAGCUGGGGUUGAUGGGGACACAGCUUGGGUCGCUGGAGGCCCAGGUGAAGGCUCUCCAGGAGGUCCUCCAGGCCAGCCUGCUCCCCUUAGCCGCUGGUGUUGCGACACUGCAGCGGCUGGUCCAGGUAGCCGAAAGGCUGCUGCCACCAGCAGAAUCAUCCGCCCCCGCCUGUCCCAGGUGGCCGCUGAGGCCGCGCACAAGAGGGGGGCGGCCCCCUGGGUUGACUGACCGACUGCAGCGUCCAGACCCAAGAGGAGGAGGAGGAGGAGGAGGAGGAAGAAGAAGAAGAAGGGGGGUUGGGAGGGGAGAAACACAAUAAAAACACUUGUUAAUGCAAUCAUGUUUGACUAUUUAUUGGAUGUUUUAAUGUGGAUAAUUACAAAAAGUGUAUAAAUGAAUGAAAGCAAAUACUCACACUUAAGGGCAGAGCUGUGCUGCGAGGCGGUCCCUCCUCACCUGCGCGCUCUGCUGCUCUCCCUGCUGACAUGGCACAUGCAAUUCGGCCUCUCUCUGUCUAAAGUCCAGUAAUGUGUCCUCGGCGAGGUCGUAGUGGCAUCCAUGGCGUAUAGCUAAGUUGUGUAAAACACAACAUGCCACAAAGAAUGCACCGACACUCUGCGGGCUGUAUGUUAAUGAACCACCUGACCGGUCCAGACAUCUGAAACGCAUUUUGAGGAUUCCAAAAGUACGUUCAAUGACUGACCUAGCACUGCUGAAGACACUGUUAAAAACACGUUGCUGUCUUGUUGAAGGUGUAAUGUAUGGCGUCAUCAACCACGUUUUCAGUGGAUAGCCGUUAUCACCUAGCAGCCACCCAUCCAGAGGGGUGUCCCCCUGAAAGACUGUAGGGAUGAUAGAAUUCGCCAGGAUGAAUGAAUCAUGUGCAGACCCAGGGUAAUUAGCGUACACGUUUGUCACCAGGCAAUUUGAGUCACAAAUCACCUGGAUAUUAAUGGAGUGGACUCCCUUACGAUUCACAUAAAUGAGGGCUUGGGUCUCUGGUGCGCGCAACUGCACAUGUGUGCAGUCAAUUGCUCCAAGGACCCCAGGGAAUCCAUAUUUCAACAAGAACCCUCGCUUCGUUUCCAGCUGGCUUGCAGGUGAUGAUGGGGAAAUGAUGUGCUCAUUUGCGUGUUGGACUAGACUGGUGGACACUGCAUGUAUGGCCAAACUGACAGCAGCCUGACUUAUCCCUACCACCGAAGCCACGGUAUGCUGGAAAGACCCGGUGGCGAAGAAAGUCAGAGCCGCUGUCACCCUCACAGCAACUGGGAGAGCGCAUGGGCCACCGGGGUCCGCAUCUGAGGCCACAAUCCGUGUGAUCGCGUGGACCACCUCACGAGGCAGGUGUAAUUUGGUCCUGUGUCAAGGAAAAUAGUAGAUUGUUAAAAGGCAGUUGUAUUGAACACAGUGUUGGAGGCGUUAUCCAUGUGGCCCACCUGCAUUCCUGCUCUGUUAAGGUUAAAUAUGAUGCCCUGUGAUGAAUCACCCUCUCUCUGUAAUUUCUCCUCCUCCUCCUCCACCUCCUUGCAAUUAUGUACUCCAUCUUUGUAGAUAAUGUUAAGCAUGGAAAUUAUUAAAUUUGUAGCUGUGAGAUCACAUGCUGCAUGUAAAUCUUGAGAACAACGGUCAUAACUUACUUUGCUUCAGUGUGCGUUGAUUCUUUUCUCAGUGUUCUGAGAUGACAUGCCAAAUAUAUACUCUCUCUGUGAUGACGAAGCUGUUUGUGGUUGGUAGAGAGACGUGAAGUAGUUAGUUUGCAUCAGAGUUUCAGCUGUGUUAGUCGGUCAGGUGGAGUGGCAAUUAGGCGUGCCAAACGCGCUCCUAUAGAUAUACAUCAAAACGUACUGUAGAUCUAAAUGUAUGUGCUGCAUAUAUUUAAAUCCCAUAUGACAAAGAUGAAUUGUGCGCACAGAUCACACCAUAAAUUCCAAUAAUGGCAUUAAAAUCACAACCAUCUGUGCGUAAUGACGCAUCAUGCUCCUUGGCCUCAUGGCUCUCUCUUUCAUAGAUGUUGGCAUAUAAAAUAAAUUUGGUUCACAAAACUAAAUAUUAUAAUAUUCGUAUGUAGGCUUAAAGUAAAUAACUCAUCUGAGCACUGAAACAAAUCAUCCGUUCAGCCGCCGCCGCACAGAGAGAGGACACAGACACAUAUCCAGGUCGAGCUGUGCGAGAAAUAAGAGGAAGAGGAAGAAAGAAAAGGAGGGAGACAAAUUAAAUAUCUAGUUAACUUCAUCAUUUGUGUUUAUUUACUAGAUAUUUAAUUUAAUUUAAUGCGGUCUCAGCUGUGUUGAUUCGGUCAGGUUGUGUGUCCAAACGGGUGCCAAACGCGGUCAUCAGAUCAGAUAUAGAUCAGAAUAUAUCUAUAUAGAUCUAAAUGUAUGUGCUGACUCAGAUUAAUAGUUGAUGAUGAUUAUUUAUUGCACUGAAAUCUGCCUGACACUGUGGAAACCUGCCGGUGAGGCAUCAGUGACGUAUGUCGAUACGCCGCCGGUCUACCAAAAUACUACAAGACCAGCUGCGUUCCGCCUUGCGCUGAAAGCUGACCAGGUUUGAAUCGGCGAGCUUUCAGCGCACUUUACACGCCGUUGGCGAGCACGAAAAUGUCACUGCGCCUGCUGAUUCUGUCAACACCUCCCCCUGCCACGCCACCACGCCCAGCUUGGCGGAUCUCGGCUCGCCUCCGUGCGGCUAAUGCCACGAAAAUACCAAAUUGGCCUUACGCUGGGCUCCGCCAGACGAAAAUACAACUGCGCGGGGCUCGCCGCCCUCCGCCGCCUCACCGGCGCGGACGAAAAUAGAGCCCCCAGUCUCAUCUGCCUCAUUUCCUAAAUCAAGGAGUCAAGUUCGGAUAACUCUCCAUCUACCAGACGUUCAAGGGAGUCUUCGACUUUAUACUCCACAAGAACAUUAUGUACAAAAAAUAUAUCCAUAUAAAAUUUUAUAAACAUCAAUAAAUAAACUGAGACAUCAUACUUUACCUUUAAAAAGCUUAUAGGUAUUUUGUUUCUUUGCAUACUGACACUAGUAGUGAGUAAGUGUUGGCUAACUUUGCCUAACUCCUGAUGUCCAUUGCAAUGGACAUCAUAAUUCUAGAAAUUAAUGAUAUGAGAUAUAGUCAAGAUGACUUGAAAUACUAUCACUUGUAACACUUGAAAUUAUACUGAGAGCAAAUUUGUUUGGCUAGCUUAAACAUAAAUUCCUAUUUCUUAAUGAAAAUGAGCACUUACUCCUCCCUUUCUCCAGUUGCUUAGGCAUGCCUGUGUUGCCCGACGUCUGGCACUCCCUCUGAGCAUGCACAAAGUCAUGACUUGAUUGUAAUUGGAUAAUCAGGAUCCAAUCAGGAACCGGCGCUUCUGACAUCACUAGUUCACAGAGUUUUCAUUGGUUUAGAGCCAGAAAUAUGUCAUGUCCAUUGCAAUGGAUGUGGGGUUUUUUUUUUUUUUUUUUUUUGGCCUUUCUGGACAUUUUAUUACAGAAUUUAUUGUGGUGUUAAGCCUAAGCAACAAAAUGCGGAUAAGUACAAAAGAGCAUGAAAAAAAAAAAUGACAACAAAAAAAUAUAACAAGUAAACCUCUUAUACAAAACUAAGUUCCCAUAAUAAUCUAUCAGGAUACAGGAAGAGAAUAAAGAUAGGAACUUCCAGAUACUUUUCAUUUGGCAGUGUGAAAACAUAAAAGUGGUUUAAAGGACAGUGAUCGGUCACAUCAAACUGAAGUGCUUGUCCAAUAACACGCAGUGAUUUUACGAAUGUGAAUAUGGAGUUUUCUUUUGGGGGUGAACCAGCCAGCCCCUGAUCUACCAAAUCUAGUGUAACUUUUCAACAGGAUCAUCAUCGUAAUUACUUACGUCUUUAGAGGAAGCGGCAACCUCUAAUCAUUCAUGUCGUUUUCUUUUUUCAGAGUCUGAUUGGACAGCUGAGGGGAAUGUCUCCUGUCUCCCACAGGAAAUGGGGUGUGCAUGGGCCUUUGCUCCACCAGACACGUUCCCCUGGUGCCGAAAAGGCUGGCUGAAACGCUGGCCCUUUUGGCCAUAGCGGACUUCUGUCCAGCCGUAUUCGUAGACACUCAUAUUUGUGUGGCUUCAAUGAAUUAUAAAGUUUUUGUUUAUUUCUUUAUGUAUACAUUGUGUUUUAUGAGUUUUGUAUUUAAAAUUUCUUAAAUAUAUUGAUUUUGCCCUCUUUCAAAUGUAAUUAAUAUACCUAAAAAAAAGUAACAUUUAGGGUUAGGGUUAGGAGGCUUAGGGUUAGGGGUUAGGUGUUAGGUUUGUAUCAGAGAUACAGUGAUAGCUCCCGCUUUUAUCAGCUGAUUGGCGGUUUGGGGUUGGCUAAUCAAGGGCUUGCACUGGCUGUCGCAUGUGGUUAGGGGUAGGGGUAGAGGUUAGUGUUGGGGGUUAGGGUUAGGGUAAGGAGAGCUUUCUGGUUUCUUUCUGCGACACAUUUUAGUGGGUCUUCCUAGGGUUAGGGUUAUAUUUAUUUAUUUAUAAAUUAACCACCUAGGGUUAGGGUAAGGGUUGACCUAGGGUUAGGGUUAACCUAGGGUUAGGGUAAGGCCUGUGUAGAGGUUGUUAGGGUUAGGGUUAGGAGAGCUUUCUGGGAUCCUUUUGCAACGCAUUUUAGUGCGUCUUCCUACGGUUAGGGUUAUAUUUAUUUAUUUAUUAACCACCUAGGGUAAGGGUAAGGGUUAACCUUGCGUUAGGGUUAACCUAGGGUUAGGGUAAGCCCUGGGUAGGGGUUGUUAGGGUUAGGGGGUUAGGGUGAGGGGGUUUAUGUUAGGGGUAGGGGUAGGGUUAGGGAUUAUGGUUAGGUGAGGGGAAUGUGUCCUGUCUUCCAUAGGGAGUGGGGUAGGCGCGGGCCUUCUCCCAGCAGCAUACACCCCCACGGCCCCAUAAGGGCUGGUGGAAGCGCUGGCCUCUUUGGCCAUAGUGGACUUCCAUCCAGCCAUAUUGAUAGCUGCUCAUAUUUGAGUGGCUUUUAUGAAAUAUAAUAAAUAAUAAUAAUAUCUUACAUUUAUAUAGCGCCUUUCAGGAUACCCAAAGCGCUUAACAACACACUACACAAAAAAAAACUAACUAAAUACCAAAAGACGAUAUGGUUUUUUUUUAAUUUUAUAUUAAUUUUUAUAUUAAUUUUAAUAUAUAUAUAUAUAUAUAUAUAUAUAUAUAUAUAUAUAUUCUUUCUUAAAUGAAAUAAAAUAAAAUACUGAUAACUUAACCGUAAAAUGAAAGGAAACUUAACUAUAAAUUUUUCACUUUCUUAAAGAAAAACCUGGUUGUCUUCUUAAAAAGGUAAUAAAUAAAUAAAUAAAUAAAUAAACUGUGUUUCAACCUUUUUUUUUUUUUUUUCGGCCUUUCUGGACAUUUUAUUACAGAAUUUAUUGUGGUGUGGUUGAUGAGAAGAUGAAAUGGGAAGAACAUGCAUGCGGGGUGGUCUCCAAGGCCCAGCAGCGCCUAUAUGGACUCAGGCGUCUCAAGAAGUUGAGUCCAAUAAUAAUAAUAAUAAUAAUGCAUCAGAUUUCAUAUAGCACUUUAUCAGAGACCUUUAAAGCGCUUUACUUGGAUACAUCAUUCAUUCGCUCACACAGUCACACCUCGGUGGUGGUAAACUACCUUAGUGGUCACAGCUGCCCUGGGGCAGGCUGACGGAAACGUGGCUGCCAUUUUGUGCCUACGGCCUCUCUGACCAACACCACACAACACUCACAAUCAUACACCAGUAGAGGACACACACUGGGAGCAAGGACACAACAGACAGACUUGGAAUAGGGGGAAUCGAACCGCCAACCUUCCAGUUACUGGACGACCGCUCGGGAGCUGUACAGACAAGGACCAUAAGGCCCUAAGAAGGGUGGUGCGCACAGCCGAGCACAUCACUGGAUGUCAGCUGCCCAGUUUGGAGGAUCUGUACAACGAACGUUGCAAGCACAAGUAGACUGAAGAACAGUUUCCUUCCCCAGGCUGUAAGACUUUUAAAUAAGUCUACGAAAUGAACUUUCUAUGGUGUCAUGGCCUUGUGUACUGUCUCUGGCUCUUUUAUUUGUUUUUAAACUUUUAGAAAAGUAUAGCACUGUUACUUAUUUAUUGUUUUUAUUCUAUGGAGCACCCCAACCUAAGCUUUUCACAGUGCAAUGGACUUGUACAUAAAUCUUGUGACAAUAAACAUCUUGAGUCUUGGUGUUAAGACCGAGAAACAAAAUGCAGAUUAGUACAAAAAAAGCAUGAAAAAAAUAAUGACAACGAAGAAAUAUAACAAGUAAACCUCUCAUAAUGUUUUUGUUUAUUUCUUUAUUCAUACAUUGUGUUUUAUGAGUUUUGUAAUUUAAAUUUCUUAGAUAAAAUAUUGAUUUUGCCCUCUUUCAAAUGUAAAUAGUAUAGCUGAGAAAUAAAAUGUUUAGGGUAAGGGUUUGGUUUGGAGGGGUUGGGGUUAGGGGUUAGGUUUGUGUCAGAGAUACAGUGAUAACCCCUGCUUUCGUCACCUGACUUGGCGGUUUCAGGUAUGCUAAUCAAGGGCUUGCACUGGCUGUCGCAUGUGGUUAGAGGUUGGGGUUGGGGUUAAAGGUUAUUGUUAGGGGUUAGGGUAAGGAGAGCUUUCUGGUUUCCUUCUGCGACACAUUUUAGUGGGUCUUCCUAGGGUUAGGGUUAUAUUUAUUUAUUUAUAGAUUAACCACCAAGGGUUAGUUUUAGGGUUAACCUAGUGCCAGGGUUAGGGUUAGCCCUGGGUUAGGGUUGUUAGGGUUAGGGGUUAGGGGAUAAAUGGGGGUUUGCACCCCUGGGUGCACCUUUGCGAUCGGUCCCAGAGCUCAGACACUUGUCCAAGAACUUUGAAACUUAGUGUAUCCCAGCAUUGUCGACCCCGCUGAACAGCUUGUUGCUGCGACGCUCCGUUCCCGAGAUAUGGUGAUUUCUAUUCCCCCUCAUAAGUGAAUGGGACCUUGAAAGAUUUUUCCCAAGUGUUAGGGUUAGGAUUUUGGGGAUAGGGGACUGUGCACCCUUAAAAUAGGGGACUGGAGGUGCACGGUCCAUCCCCUGAAGUCCCCUCUCCCCCUCGACCCCGUCUGGUUUUGUGGAUUGGUGCCACUGUAGGUUUUUUUUGUUUUGUUUUUUCUUUUACCAUUGACUGUUUUUUUUUUUUAUUAAUCAUUCAUGAGUAAAACAGAUGUCUGUGCACAACAAUACAGAAAUAUUAACAAUUUAACAAAUUAACAAAAAAACAACAAGACAAUAAAAAUUGUUAAAUUUGACAUUUAUUUCAAAUCUUAAUGCAUACAAUUGUUUCAGAAAUUACUGUUUAAAGGUGUUUUGGUAGACAAUAUUGUCUCCUAUACAAGAUCACUAAAACCAUGGGAUCUUCUAAACUGAACAGAUGAAUUCUCAGUAAAAGCACUGAGCUCUUGAAGAGGGUAACUGUGAUUACUCUGUCAACUGGAUCGAAACAACAAAUUCAGUUUCAGAGACCACACUUUAUCACCAAAGCUUACAAUUAAAUUACAAAAGAACAUUCUGUGGUCCACAAGGACUGUCUUAAGUAAUUUUCUAAGGGAUGCCCAGUGGGAUUGUGAAGGACAGGUAGUCUCCCACCUCUCCCCACUCAGCUUUGAAAUGCUGAAAUAUUCUGAUCCAGGUGGUAAGAACUGCUACCCAAAGCAGUAACCCAAAGGCCGACCGCUUGACAUAUGUCUUUAUCUGGAGCUGUUCACUGUAUGCUGGCUUCACAGAAAAACCACACAACGUUGACAAGCCAGAAAAAUAGUUGAAAUGCAAAACCUCCUUAAUAGUAUUUCCUACAAAGGCUAAGUUUGUCCUCAUUGGGAAGUCGCUCCAGGUUAGGUGAGGGGGAUGUCUCCCAUCUCCCAUAGGGAGCAGGGUAGGCGUGGGCCUUCCCCAAACCAGACAUGCUCCUCUGGUGCCAAAAGGGCUGGUGGAAGCGCUGCCGUACUUCUGUCCAGCCAUUCAGGUAGCCACUCAUGUUUGAGUGGAUUCAAUGAAUUAUAGUUUUUUAGAUAUUUAUUUGUUUUUUACAAAAAAAAAUGAAAUAAAAUACUAAUAAAAGGAAACUUAACUGUAAACAAAAAGGAAACUUAACAGUAAGUUUCUAACUUUCAUAAAUAAAAAUAAGUUUGUUUUCUUAACCCCCCCCCAUCCCACUUUAACAGAUUUCCCUUUCCAUGUUUUUCCUUUCCAGAAUCUUACAAAAAGUGCUUGAAGUUAAUAAAUAUUUCCAAAGCUGCCUGUUUUAGGGGCUGGAUCAACUGAAGCUGUUUUUUUUUUUUUUUUUUUGAUUGGCUGCACCUACGUUCUGUUCAAACUCAACUCAACUCAGUUCAGUAUUUUCAGAGCUCAAUGUCCACCAAAGUACCCCUUGUUAAAACUAGUUCGACCUUUAACACAGCCAGGCUCAUGGCAACUGUGUCUUUGUUACCAACCAAGCAGGAUCAAUUGGCGAGAGCUAAGGUCACUAUGAUGUUUAAACUUUAGAUAGACAGGAUGCGUCAAACCAAUCCAAUCCACUUUAUUUAGAAUAGAAUAGAAUAGAAUAGAAUAUUCCUUUAUUGAUCCCCAUGGGGGAAAUUUUUUUGUCACAGCAGCAACACAGACAAAGAAAGUGCAAAAAUGCAGUUAUAAGAAUAAUGAUCGAAAUACUAAGAACUUAAAUGUUACAAUGAAGAAAAAAUUUAGAAAAGGAAAAAGGGAGAAAUAAAUAAAACUAUAUACAAUAUACACAAUUUAAGUACCGGAAAAAAAAAAAAAAAACACUGGAUGAAUGAAUAAAUAAGGAGAUGAACAACAGAUGAUGAGGUAUCAGGAUGGUCAUGGUUAAAUAACUGUACAUAAAUGUUAAAUAUCAAUCAACCAAUCAAUCAACUUUAUUUCUAUGGGGGUAGCCAAAGUGCUGUACAUUGAGACAUAAAAACAAAUAAAACAAAUAACAAGAUAAAGUUUUACUCAGAUGUUAAUCCCACAAGUUUCAUGAAAGGCAUAUUUUCAACACUCUCUAGUUUUGACCCUCCCAGUUUAGAAGAGGUCCAUGACAUUGUUAGGAAUUUAAAGGACUCUGCUCAGGGUCACGAUGGUAUUAAAAGCAGUCUUGUCAAAGAAUCUAUAGAUUACAUCAUUCACCCUUUAACCCACAUUCUCUCUUUAUCCCUUCUGUCUGGUAUUGUCCCUCGAGAUCUUAAAAUUGCCAAAGUUACUCCAAUAUUUAAAUCAGGCAAUACAAGAGAUUUUGGCAACUAUCGCCCAAUAUCUGUUCUACCCUGUUUUUCCAAAAUCUUGGAAAAACUAGUCAAUGCGAGAAUCUCCGACCACUUGACGGUUAAUAAUGUUUUGUAUAAUCACCAAUACGGGUUCCGCAAAAAACACUCAACUGAGCAUGCAUUGCUGCAACUUGUUAAUACUGUUUCCUCUGCUCUAGAUGGGAAAAAAUUUGCCCUUGGUGUCUUUCUUGAUUUAAGCAAAGCUUUUGACACUGUCGAUCACAAAAUCCUCAUCUCAAAGCUUAACAGAUAUGGAAUCCAGAAUAUUGCCCUCAACUAGCUGAUCAGUUAUCUAGAUAAUAGAGAACAGUUUGUUCAUCUAAAUGGUGCUUCAUCCACUAAAUCCAGUAUUCUCUUUGGGGUCCCUCAGGGAUCAAUCCUCGGUCCUCUGUUAUUCUUAAUUUAUAUCAAUGACUUACCUAUGUCCUGUAAUAACCUUCUCCCCUUGUUAUUUGCUGAUGACACCUGUUUCAUAGAUGUCCAUGCUGACUUUGAGACUCUCAUUGCCCGUGUGAAUGAUGAAUUGUCCUCUGUUGCUAACUGGUUCCUGACUAAUAAGCUAACUCUUAAUAUAAAAAAAUGUAAUUUCAUGAUCUUCAGCAACAAAAACAAAUCUUAUCCAAAAGAAAAAGCCAAAAUAUCAAUUAAUGGUACUGGAAUCCCUCAAGUACCCCACACCACUUUUUUGGGUGUUGUCGUCGAUGAGGGUCUAAAGUGGAACAUUCAUAUCAGCCAAGUAUGCAAAAGGUCAAUGAAGAGCCUCGGUAUAAUUAGUAAGGUCUGUCCCCUGAUCAAUCCCUCUGCUCAUUUGUCUUUGUACUACAGCUUUCUAUUUCCGUACAUGAACUAUUGUAACAUUGUAUGGUGUGCAACGUAUCCAACUUACCUCAAGAAAAUAUUAAUAAUUCAGAAAAGAUUCAUAAGAAUGAUAUCACGAUCCAGCAAACACGAACCUUCUGCUCCUCUCUUUUCUAAAUACUCCAUCUUACCAAUUGACAAACUCAAUGUCCUUCACUCUUGUUUAUAUGUCCACAAAUUCAUCAACAACAAACAAGCCCUUCCUGAAACUUUCCGAAACUUUUUUACCUUUUCAUCCGACCUUCAUCCGUACUCAACACGACAAAAUGGCCAUCUUCAGUUACCUUCAUGUAGAACUUCUAGUCAUCAGUCUAACAUCACUUUUAGAGGUCCGAAACUGUGGAAUAAUCUUGAUGCAUCUCUAAAAUCAAUAUCAUCCUUUAACUCCUUUAAAAUAUCAUUAAAAUCUCAUCUGAUCAUGUCUUAAAUACAUCAUUAUCUGUUAUGAUCAUAUCUCUUUCCUUUUUAUAAAUACUUUAUUUUCUUUAUCACUGUUUGCAGAUUUGUCUGUGUCUGUGUUCCAGUCUGUGUACUUAGUUGUCCGCACCUUAUGUUUUCUCUGACCUGACGGGAGUGGAACUCUGUAUAAGCCCAUCGGCUUCGUUCCCUCCUUGCACUGUUUUUAAUCUGUGCUAAAUAAACAAAUACAAAUACAAAUACAAAUACAAAGUGAGCAAAAAUACAUUAAUGCAAAAAAUAAAUAAAUAUAUAAAUAAGCAGACUCAUGGCAAGUGCUGAGAUGACAACAAACAAAAUAUCACUACAAUGUAUUAAAAGCCAAGGAUUAAAUAGAUUAGGGUGUGAGUCCAGUUUACAGGGUGGGAGUCUCAAUCUGCUGCUGAAGGAGCUGCUUAAAGCCCCCACAGUCUGGUGCAGUGGGUGAGAGGGAUUGUCCAUGAUGGAUACAAGCUUUGCUAACAUCCUCCUCUCACCCACCUCCUCCAGGGAGUCCAAAGAGCAGUCCAGGGCAGAAUCGGCCCUCCUGUUCAGUCUCUUCUUGUCCCUCUCGGUGUUCCCUGCCACCCAGCAGACCACUGCAUAGAAAAGUGCAGAUGCUACCACAGAGUCAUAGAAAGUCCUGAGCAGAGUCCUGCACACUCCAAAGGACCUCAGUCUCCAUAGCAGGUGGCGAUGACUUUGGCCCGUCUUGUACAGGACGUCUGUGUUGGUUGACCAGUCCAGUUUAUUGUUGAGGUGGACACCCAGGAAUCUGUAGGACUCCACCAUCUCGAUGUCCAGACCCUGGAUGUUCAAUGGAGCAGUCUGAGAUGUCCUCCUCCUAUGGACAUCCAUGACCAUCUCCUUUGUCUUACUUGCGUUUAGCUGGAGGUGGUUUGUGCCACACUAAUUGACAAAGUCAGUGAUGACAGUCCUGUAUUCCCACUCAUCCCCUGAUGAUACACAUCCGAUGAUGGCUGUGUCAUCAGAGAAAUUCUGGAGGUGACAGCUCCCAGAGUUGUAGUUUAAGUCCAAGGUGUACAGGGUGAAGAGGAAGGGGGAGAGCACUGUUCCCUGUGGAGCCCCUGUGCUGCAGAACACCAUGACCGACACACAGUUCUGAAGCACGGGGGCUGUACAGAGUGAAGAGGAAGGGGGAGAGCACUGUCUCCUGUGGAGCCCCCGUGCUGCAGACCACCAUGUCAGACACACAGUUCUUAAGCCUCACAAACUGUUGUCUGUCGGUGAGGUGAGGGACACCCUCUGGGUCCUCCAGGCUUUGGGUCCACACACACAAACACAUCCAGAGAUGAGUGUGUGUAAUUACAGCCUUUGCAAGAAACUGUACCCUUGUUUCCUUACAAGUGACAAGGAAAGGUGCUGAGAAAUCACUUUCCUCAGAAAGUCAGGUUUCUUUUUUUUUUUUUUUUCUGUACAGAGGAAACCACCUUUAGAUGAUCUGGCUUCCAAAAGUCUAUCAAUGCUGAGUGAGAGGGCAAAUUACACCAAAUGUAUAGCACAUUUUAUAAACAUUCAAGUUUACCAAAGUGCAAGAGUUUAAAUUAUCUGUUGACUAUAUUUAGAAAUGAUGAAGACACUGAUAACCUACAACUGGGGACCACUUCUGUGUAUCUGCUUGAUGCAAGGAUCAAAUGUACUUUUAGCAUAUAUCCUGAACUCUGGUGUCUGCCUCAUUAAAUUACCAAAUUUUAUAAUCAUGUUGCUGGCGUAAAUGUAAAAUAAGCGUAUGCACACUACACACAGCAUGUGGCAUUAGAGUUGUAAAUUGGGGGUUCACUUACUAUGUCAAAUUCUUCAUCAGUUUAUGCAGUCAACUACUGAAGAAAAAUCCAGGAGGUGUUUCUCCAUAAAGCCUUCACCUGUGUCGUCUGAUCGCCUCCUCUCAGUCAGCCAGGGAGCAGCUAAGAUCUGUGGAUUGAUCUGGGAUUUAUCUAUCAGCCUGACUUCCUGGCAGUUAAAAGCUCACCUUGGUGUGACAAAUUAAAAGUAUUCGCUAGACACCAUAGAGCGAAGCGGUGAAGGAUGUAAAGAGGAGAUACUGUCUGUCCGUCACUUACUGAUGGAAUCAGCAUCCUGUUGUUAAUGUGACGGAUGAGAGAUGUGAUACAAACAGCCAAACAGUAGCUACGUUUACAUGGAGCCAAAUAUUCCGAAUAGAAUCGGAAUAGAAGCCCAAUCGGAAUGAAAAUGCUCCAUAUAAACACCUCAUUCGGAAUAAACAGGCCCAUUCCGAAUGGAAUUUCAUUCCGAUUCACAGGGGUAGAAUAUUCCUUUUCCCAUUCCGAUUAAAAGCAAAAUCCUGUCAUGUAAACGGUGAAUCGGAAAGUUGUCAGGCUGGGUUCUGUCUGCGCAUGCUCUGUCCUGAUGUAACCAAGCAGUGACGUAUGACUCACAUGGAAACAUGAUGGCGGCUUCCAAACAGAGCACGAUGAACUGGUCUGCGUCGGAGAGUUUGUUUUUAAUACAAACUCUCAAAGAACUAGACAUUGUCGCACGCUUAGACGGUAGGAAAACACGAAAUGCUGAACUAUUUAAAAAAGUUCACGAAAAACUCUGCGAGGCAGGGGUGGACCGUAACGUCGAACAGAUUAGGAACCGCUGGAAAACACUGAAGACUGGCUACUAUAGGGCUAAACAGCACAACAGCAAAAGUGGGUAUGACCCCAACAACUUCCCGUUUUUCGAACCGAUGGACGAGAUACUGGGGGGAAGACCAUUGGCAAACAUCGCUGGCAACGGAGUGGAUGUGGGUUUUGACGAGGAGUCGUGUGAUGGGGAGAGUUCUCUUAACGCUGCACCGGGUGAUGGUGAACCGAGCAUGUCUGGUUUGGAGUAAUAUAUUUCAAAAGUAAUGUGAUUACUGUAACACAUUGCUAUUUACUGUAACGCAGUAAUGUAAGGCAUUACAAAAGAAAAAUUGGUAAUAUUUUACACGGUACAAAUGUCAGAUAUGAGCAUUACAAUCCGGAUUACGAUGCAUUUUUAAUUUAGCCAAAAAUGAAGAGGUGGCUGUUAUAUUUUACUGUUUUAAGCCUUAAGCUAAGUCAGUCAGAAAGGUACCAUUUCACCUUCACUGGAUGUGUCAGGAGCUGUUUGAGAAUAAUGAGCCACAUUUGAAAUGACAAGUCCAUAUUUCCUGUUAUUGUCACGAAAGUAAUUUAAAAGUAAUGCAAUAGUCGUGUAAUGCCUUACAUUUCAAAUACAGUAAUAUUGUAAUGUAACUUAUUAUUUUAAAAUGAUAGUAACAAGCAAUAAAUAAUGCUGUACGUUUUGGAAGUAACUUGCCCAACACUGAACAACACACACUUGCUAACCAACGUUAGGUAGUGUUACUAGUACUACUGCUUAUCACUAGUCGGAUAUGUUAUUAUGUUCAUUAUAGGCUACAGUUGGGUGCUAUGCUUAGGUAUUUUACAUGUGCUGUGAAUGUAAAUGCCUCGCUCGUCAGCUCCAUUGUAAAACGUUUUUCCCUAUAACGUUUAUCAGAUGAUGACCACGACACCACAGGGGGGCGAGGAGAACACAGAGGCCAGUGAGGACAGCAGCUCCCAAAUCCUUAAUUUGACUGUACAAAGUACUGCAAAAAAGAGUAAGUUGCAUUCAAAAAAAUCUGUUACAGGGCAUGGUUAAAUAGAGCACAUACUGGCUCCUUUGGCUAUGUCUGUCAUUUUAAAGUCUUGGGACUUUUUUGUGUUGCAAUUCUUUAUUAAUAGUGAAAAAACUGAAAUGCUUAAACACUCCUUUUACAGAGGCCAAAACAAAGUCCACUUCUGGCUACGAGAGAGCUUUGCUCACUUGGUCGUCUGAUCAACAAGCUUUCUUGGAAAAAAUGCAGGCUUCCCAGAACAGAUGGUUAGAGGGACAGCAGGAACGAAGUCAACAACAAGAAGAACGGAUGCUGUCAAGGUUUCUUGAAGAAAGUUCACGCUCAAAUGAACGGCUGAUAGGGCAGUUGUUUGAAGGUCUUUCACAUAUCCUCACACAUUCCUCCCAGGCAGCUUCACAUGCACCAUGGCAAACUACAUUCCAGCAUCCUCAUCCCUCAUAUUCUCAGCCACCAUAUCCACCACCUCAGCAGCCAUAUCCACCACCUCAGCAGCCAUAUCCACCACCUCAGCAGCCAUACUCACAACCCCGGCCUUCAUUCCAACAGCCACAGCCUGAUAACCCUGACUACACCAUACAAAACUUAGAAUAAUCAAAGGUGAAGAAAUAAAAACUGCCUCAGUUGUUUGAGUUAACCACAAAAAAAGGUUGUUCAGGAAUGCUGUAACCUAUGUUUACUGUUGAAGUUAUGUUUACACAAAAGGCUUUAAAAGUUUUGUUAAAGGGAAGGUAGAACCUACUUGAACAAAAAAAAAACAUUUUGCACAACAAUGCACAAUGUGCAGUGCACACAUAUUUUUUUGCAAUGCACUUGCAGAGUUUUUUUUUACUUGUAAUUUUGUUCUAUACUGUAAAAGAGGUAUUUUAUACUGCACUGCCACUUUCUGUUAUCUGAAUGUCUUCAGAAUAAACAUUAAAAUGUUUAUUUUUGCUUUGAGUUAUGUUUUCAUCUAGAGAUGCUGUUAAUGAAGAUGUCCUGUUCGAAGGGGGAAGUAGCGGGCCAUAUAUUUGGUCAGUGCUGCCCUUACACUGCUGCCAGUCGCAGUGUUCUGUCGGUACACUGGCUGGGUUGGGUUAGGGUAGUUUGCAGUGUGGUCUCUGAGUUCCUCCAACCAGCUGCUAUUGGAGAAAUCUCUCUCUUUCUGGCAGAAGUUGUGCAAUGCACAACAGGUAGCGAUCAUGGCCGGUGCAAAUGUAAAAUGAAAGUCACUCCUUUUCUGUAGCACCCUCCACCUCGACUUAAGGAUGCCAAAGGUCAUUUCUAUACCCACUCGUACAGAGCUGAGGUAUACAUUGAAAGACUCCUGUUCUCUUGUCAGGUAAGGGGAACUUAUGUAGCCUUUAACUAGCCAUUCAAGGAGGGGGUAUGCAGGGUCUCCAACAAUUAACAGCCUGACAUCUUCUCCCUCGAUGUUUCUGACACACUAAACAGGAAGAGAAAAACAAGAAAAACUAUUUUUUACCUCUGGGUGGAUAUGCUUGUACAAUAUUUAUCACAUACAUUUUUUAGUGUUAUGACAUGCUAGAAAUGUUUUUAUAGAUCAACAAAUAUGGACAGUUGUUUUUAUAAAAUAAUAAGUAUCAGCUGACAGAAGCCCCACCUUUGGCAGCAGGUGAGCCCUCGUGAAGAGAUCAGACUGACGGAGCACAUUUGAGUCAUGAGCACUUCCUGGCAUUUUACAGCUGAUACUUCUAAAACUAAAACAAAAAAAAUGUUUGCAUAUAACUGUCAAAUGCACUCACUUUCAGAAACAAGAUAAUACUGAGGUUUACACUUUUGGUUGCAUUUGAUGCAUUUUAACCCUUUGAUGCACAACAUAGGUACACCCCUCUAAUGCGCAACAUGGGUCCAAUAUGACCCGCAUUCAUUUCAAUGGCUAUUUAAUGCUGGGUAAGCUCGUCUUUGUGCCAUCUUUUUAAAUCGGUUCAUUUUAUCAAUAAUUAUGGCAAGAUUUUUUUCAGUUUCCUGAUUUUGAUCGCCACAUAUCUUCACUUUAAUAUUCCCCUUUUUAUUCUAGGAACAGAACUAGUUUUUAUUUAGUUUACAGACAUGCGUCAAAAUGACUUGUGUCUAAUUUAUGAUUUAUAUACUUUAUCAUGUAAUAGUAUUUUGUUUCAAGUAAUUUCUUUAGCACUGAGUAGGGCAAGAAAAAAACAGAUGUAGUCAAUAUUGAUGACAUACUUGUAAUUUUGUCUCACAUACACAGAAAACAGUUGACUGAUAACGCAGCUACACUGUUGAACUGUGCUGUGUUCUGACUGAAUUCAACUGAACAUAAUAAUAUGAAAAAUCAUUUGGGCAGACAAUUGAUAUCAAUGAUAUACACCUUAGUUUAGCUCUAAUUUUACUCAAAUUUGGAGUACAUGUAUUCAAAAUAUUAAUUAGUCAAAAGUAGACUUUACUAGUGAAGCAAAAAGGUUCACAAGUACUAUAAGUAGAUCGGAAAAUGCUCAAUAGUAAAACCAGUAGACUCUUUUUGGGUCCACUAGUUUUACUGGUAAGACUUUUAUGAUAAUAUGGGUGAGGAAAAGCAAAUUUCAGCUUUAAAAAAUGGCUUUAAAAAUAUUACAAUCAAUCAGGUUGCUGGACGUUGUAUAUAAUUCCCCCUACCUUAUUCACAUUGGGUCUAACAGUACAAGUUAAUCUUUUGGCUUUACUUGUUCUACAAGUAGAUUAAAAAAAACAGGAUACUACCAUAGACAAAAGGUGUAAUUGUUGAUAAAAUAAUUAAGGGAAAAUAAAAAUGUGGAUUUGUACAUAACAGUAACAAGUAAUUUCGGGAAUAAUUGUAAUAGUUACAGAUAAAAAUAGAUUUCAUUCUAAGAUAUGUCACAGAAACACUCAGUCAUACAUGAAAUGACAUAAAAUGGAUAAGGGUCAUUUUAGACCCAUGUUGCGCAUUAGAGGGGUAGUGAUUAAAAGAGGUGUUUUACGUAAAAAGAAAGUUAAAAAAUGAAAUAAGGAUACAAGAUGAUAAUAAACAAGUUAAUUGAGGAAUACCUUGAAGACUGAAUAAUAAAAUUAAUUAAUUGCAAAGAUAUUGAUAAUAAAAACUCAGCCGGGUCACUUUAGACCGAUUAUGCGCAUCAAAGGGUUAAGGCAGAUCAUUUUAGAUUGUCUUUUACUUGUUAUGAAAUAAAUGCUGUUAUUGUACAUCAGGGUUAACAGAGGGCUCCAGUGCUAUUUACAUUUAAUUAUGUGGAGUCCACCAUAACUUUUUAUUCUCAUGGGAGGUAUUGCUUACAGUGGCUGAGAAGUGCAAACCAAAAUUACAAGGUGUGAAACACUUUUACAAAUUAAAAAAUAAGUUUGCACUUGUUUCUUUAUAUGUUGUUUUCUCUUUUUGUGUUAUGUUUUGCACUGCAGGGCCACCGUAACAGUCACAAUCAAUACAAUUUUAACUACGUAAAUGGAGGAAAACUAUAAAGAGGGAUCUUAUAGGGCUUGUUUUUGCCUGAUUACUUAUUUAAGCUGUUGGAAAAGAAGUGCAGUGUAUGAGUAUAAUAAUGUACCAGCAUCUGUCAUCCACUACAGCCUGGAGGACAUAGGAAGUCCAUCCUUUUCUGUUCACAAAGUCUUUAAAGCCAUCUGAUGGAGGGAGGAUGGGGAUGUGUGUCCCAUCAAUCAGUCCCAUGAUUUGAGGGAUGAAAUGUGCUGCCUCGAAUCGCGUGGCAAUUUCUGAGGCUUCCUCUUCAUUGGGCAUCUGAAUGAGCUCUUUUAUUGGUCCUUUUAACAUGCCCUGACAAAACAUGUAUGUGAACUUUUUCACUGUGCUUUUGUGAAUGCCGAAUUGGUUAGAUACGAGGCGGUAUUCUGCGCAGCUACCAAGUCUAUACAAAACAAUAGCGACGCGCAUCAUACACGGAAUGGGUGCUCUGACGGUGACUUCAUCAGGAGCCAUAAAUCCCUCUGCCAGUCCACACAACUUUGUGAAUGAAGAGCGCGUCAUCCGAAAGUUUUGCUUCCAUUCAAGGUCGGUAAACUCCAGAAGCACAACUCUUUCCCACCAGUCUUUGCUGCGGAUCUUCAUCCACAGCUUUUUGGUCUUCGGAGGAGGCAUGGGCAGAGCGGGCAAACAUUGCACAGCACUAACAAUAAAGGCUUCUUCUUCACGUCUUCUCCUCUGUAGUGCGUCCAGUAAGAGCGCGUUGGUAGCAAGCUGUUGCUUUAAUAAAAGUGAAAAAACAAUCGCUACUACUCUGCUUAACAGACGAAAGACCUCCAUCUUUGAUCAAUCAUGUGAUGUUUGAAGGUAUCACGUGUCUGUAAAUAGCUGUUCCGAUUGAAUGCCGUGGCACAUGUAAACACCAGAUCAGAAUAGAUCGCUUCCAUGUAAACAGUUCGCCUGGGAGCUUCAAUCGGAAUGAUUAUAAUCCGAAUGAGAAAAAAGUCUGCAUGUAAACGUGGCUAGUGAUUGGUAGAGUUUACCAUGUUUUUGAAAUAGGGUCACAUGAUCAUUGUACUAAUUGCUCCUUGUCUGAUAUUAUACUGGACCAGAAAAGUACAAGUAAUGCACUUUCUUUGAGUAUAACCAGAGUUUCUUAAAUGAUCUCCUGAGGUCCAUUUAAGCUAUCAGACACUCAGAGGAGUGAAAGUGUCUGGCUGGAAGAUGGCUUGCAUCUUUCAUUUCUGAGAUUAUUCAAAAGAUUUAGUUAAGAGGUGUCUGUGUGUUUGGGAUGAAAUACCAAAUGCAGCACACAAACAUACCUUUAUGCAGGCUUUAACUUUACCACCAAUAGUCAGUGCUCUAGCUGUACUAUUAAUACUACUUUUCCCCAAAUACUUUGGAUUUACAGUAAAAAUAGCUAAAAAGAUGUUUGUUGGCUAGUAUGGCUGAGACCCUACAUGUACUGUUAAAGAAGUUAGGUGCUGUUCUGAUUGUUUGUGGCUAUGGGGUGGCUUUUUGGUUAAGGUUUGCACGUGGAGACAUAGACCGCUGUUUAACUUGAUUAACAAAUAUCCAAAUAUACUCAAAAUGAGGUUUUAUAGUGUUUUUAAGCAGUUUUUAAACACUGUUUUUAACCUUUUAUUAACUGCAUGUAUUACUUUAAAUCUCUUCUGAACAAAUGUCUUUUUAAACUCUAUUUAUGUCCUAUUUAUUCUCUAUUUAUUCUCAAUGAAAUAAACCUAAAUUAUUCUACACUUUCUGUCUACACAAACAUCACAUAGUGUAGCUUUACUCCAAAACACACUCAUGUUAACAAAAAUAGACUCAUCACUGUCUAAGCAUUGAUAUGAGACCACACGUUCACUCUUUAGCUUAGCCUUGCGUUCAACUUAACUCUUCACCUCACUCUGUAUCUCGGUUUACACAAGCAUCUGCUUGGAAUAACACAUCUACCAGUGGCGAUUGCUCUAAGACUGCAAGGGAAGCUCGGCUUCCCUUAAAAUGUCACCCCCCAAAAAAAAGAAAAAGCGGUGAAAUACGUACUACUGUGUGUACAUUUCAUUAACUAAAUACGCGCUAGAAAGCCUUCAUCUUUUGUUCAGACACUGUGAUAAGAAGCUGAUCAUCACAGGUAACCGGCAUAACUUCGUUCUCAUUCAUCCUCGCAGCGCCUCAGUGCUUCACACAGCCGGACGCUGGGCUUCUGCUGACUUCAAUGUGGAAGCUCAAAGUGGGUUGUUCCAGCAGCGAAACUAGACGCUCAUUGGAUAAAUGCUGGGCUUUGUCCCGCCCAUCGGAAGCUCAGCUUCACUGGAGUUCUAUGGCGAGAGGGCGGUCCCGACUUUCUCCCGGACUCCGAGCUUCUGCAUCCAUGAUUGGAUGAGCUGUCUGAGGCGAAAUCCUUUUUUGAUUGACAGCUAAACAAGCGAAUCAGCGAUCUUGAAGAAUAAAACCUCUACCAAGGCAUUUUCCAAGUUAUUCAUUCCGUUGUUCUUAACUGCUCCGGAGACUUUACCGAUCCUCAGCGACUUUUGUCUUUGUUAAAAACGACUGCCGUUGUGUUUGGCGACUCUGUUCUGUUACAUACUAAUAAACAAAUACAAUUUUGAUGUAGGCCAGAAAAAUGAGCUUCCCCUCCUUGAAAGACCAGCAGCCGCCACUGACAUCUACUCUACUUGACAUAAGUUUUGGCCAUUAACUCAUGCUAACACAGGGAUUAUGUGAAUCUAAAGUAGAAAGUUUUACCUAUCAGACCUAAUACAACCUAAAACACUUCUCUGGUUCAUUACCGCGAUUGCCGCGCACUGCGAGUCCGCCAUUUUAGAUACACAAACGUGACGAGUCGCCUUCACAGACUCAUUAACUUGUGAACUCGUUCUGCAGAUCGACAUCCUUGACAUUCUAAGGCACUUAUAAUCUACCACUACUGUUGUCUUGUAUUAAUAUAUUGUUUACCAUCCAGCUUACCUGUGAACACACAAUUACAAACAGGUGAACAGGAGCACACUCUGCAUCUUGUUUCAACUCUCAUCACGUACUGACCAGACUUCUUCUACUGUCAGCUACUGAUGCGUGAAAUACAGAGCGCCCUCUGCUGGCGAAACUCAUAUUAAAGCUGGAUUCAAACCAAGCAGACAUAACAGUAGUGUUCCUGUAGAAAGUUACCUUUAGAAAUAAAAAUAAAAUGGGGGGGGCAACUAUUUUUAUUCAUCCAUCUAUAUCAUCCAUCUAUAUCAUAGUGCCACACUCUCCCCCACAAAAUUAAAUGUCUCCUGACAUUUCUGUUUACAUCACAUACUCAACCAUAGCUUUAACACACUUCAACAGCCCAUGGUCUCCAGAAGGUAUUACUCUCAAUAACAAGAGCCCUCGUUACCUUCCAGUCCCUCUGAACCAAAGUCGGCUGACCUAAAGUGUCAUAACUCAGCACAGUUGGCUGCUGUCUCUGUCUUUGAGGUCGCUGUCUCACAGUGACAGUCUCACCUUCAUCUGGAGCUGGAAUGUCAAUCUCAGUCUCACCACUCCCUGGCUGUUCAAGGUCAGGUUCAGGGUCUUGAAUCUGCCCUGGCGUGUCCUUUUCACUAUGUAGUGGCAUAUCCUCUUCGCUCUGUAGUUGCAAAUCCACGCUACGCUGAAGACUUGGUUGAGGCUGGAAGGGCUGUGCCAAAGGGUUGCGUGAAGUCUCCCUCUGUCGUCUCCCCGGAACAGGUCUGAGGUACCACUGGUAGGUGCCACUGUUGUCUUCAUCUGACGUGUCGCCGUUCUCUGGUUGCUGCUGCUGCUGUCCACGUGGAGGUCGGGGCUUUCUCUUUGUGACAGGCGGAGAGUCUUUUUGGGGAUGAACAGUCCGUGCUGGUGGCUUCUCAAGGGGCAGAAAGUUACAGGGGAGUAGAAGGUUCCUGUGCACCACUCUUUCUCUUCCUUGGCCAUUUUCAGGACUGAUCCGAUACACUGGACUGUCAUUCGCUUUUCUCUCUUCCACUUUGUAGACUUGGUCCUCCCAGUAAGACUGGAUCUUUGCGGGUCCACCUCGAGGUGUGAGAUUUCGAAGGAGUACUCUAUCCCCAGGCUGAAGAUCUCUCCCUUUUACUCUCAUGUCAUAGUAGGCUUUUCCUCGAGCAGCUUCUUUGGUAGCUGUUUUCGACGCCACUGUGUAGGCCUCCUGCAUUCUCUUUUUCCAGCAGCUGACGUAGUCAUCAUAGUCCACAUGCGCUUCAUUUUUUUUUUCAGAUCAAAGAGCAGGUCAAUGGGGAGGCGGGGGGAACGUCCAAAGAUGAGAUAAUUUGGGGCGUAGCCUGUUGCCUCGCUCUUUGUACAAUUGUACACAUGAACAACUUUAGCCAGUGACUCUUUCCAAUCAUCCUUCUCUUUGUCCUCCAGGGUCCUCAACAUGGACAACAGGGUGCGGUUAAAUCUCUCCACCUGUCCAUUCCCCUGUGGGCGGUAAGGUGUUGUGUGGGAGCCCUGGAUUCCUGAGAGUUCUUUCAAUCGUGCCAUGAGCUUGUUUUCGAACUCUUUACCCAUGUCAUGGUGCAGUCUGGUAGGGAAGCCAAACUUGAGUGCGAAGUCGUUGAAGAGCUUGUCAGCGACAGUUUUAGCUGCUUUGUUCUUUGUCGCAUAGGCUUGGGCGAACCUUGUGAAGUGAUCCAUGACGACUAAUAUAUACUCGUAGCCGUGCUUACACUUUUCUAGGUGGAGAAAGUCUAUGGACACAAGCUGGAAUGGGUAAGUAGACUGGAUCUAGGUCAGAGGUGCACGGGUCUGCUUACUCAGCUUCUUUUUCUUAAGACACUCACAUUCUUCUGUCACAAAGUGUUCGACUUCUCUCGCCAUCUGUGGCCAGUAGAACCUUUCUCGAAUCAGGUCGAGCGUCCUUUCCACCCCUAAGUGGCCCAUGUCCUGAUGAAGCUCUUUGAAAAUCAGGGGACGGUAGGACUUAGGUACCAGUAACUGCUCUCCGCGGGUUGUUUGGCGACGCAGGAUGCCGUCUUGGUCGACGUGAAGCUUCAACCACUGCUUGAGCAGUGCAGUUACCGCAGGACGUUCUUCCUUCACCUCUGCCCUACCUGGUCUUCUACUCUGUGACUUGUACCAGAGCACUCUCGACAGGACUUCAUCUGCUUCCUGUGCUCUGCGAAUCUGGUCUGGUGUGAAAGGCUGGUUAGUGUCAGAAUCUUUGAUCAACUUUAGAGCGCUAACCUGGAAAACUCCAACACCUUGGCAAGGGUCUCUCUGCUCCACUGAUACAGACUCCAUGGAUGCACUUAUGGCUUCCUGUCCAACUUCAGCUGUGCAACUCCUCAUGUAGCUGUCAAUGUCCAGUGGCAUCCGGGACAGUCCAUCAGCAUCAAUGUUGGUCUUGCCCGGGCGAUAGCGUAUAGUGAAGUUGAAGUUGGCCAGCUCUGCAACCCAUCUGUGACCGGUGGCGUUGAGUUUUGCGGUAGUGAGCACAUAUGUAAGCGGGUUAUUAUCAGUGUACACCACGAAUGAUGGGGCGUGGUACAGAUAAUCUCGGACACGUUCACAAAUGGCCCACUUCAUUGCCAAAAACUCCAACUUGCCAGAGUGCAGGUGGUACUUUUUCUCUGCCGGGCUCAGGGUGCGGGAACCAUACGCUAUAACCCUCAUUUUGCCUUGCUGUCGCUGGUACAAAAUGGCGCCUAGCCCAACCUGUGAUGCGUCACAAUGUAACACGAAGGGCUCAGUGAAGUCGGGGUACCCGAGGACAGGAGGUCUGGUAAGAGCAUCUACAAGCUGGUUCAAAAUAUCUUGGUGGGAGCUGGUCCACUGAAUGGGUGUGCGUGAUGGUAAGUGACCUUUACUUUUUUUCACCCCCUUUUUAGACCUGUCAGUAGGAACUGGGGAAGUGUUGUUCUCAGAAGGUGGAGGACUAAGCAGGCUAUAAAGGGGCUGGGCAACACCAGAGAAGUUGGGGAUGAAAGGUCUGUAAUAAGAGAGAAAACCAAGCAUUUGACGUACCUCUCCAACUGUUGCAGGUGUUUUCUCCUUUAAAGCCAUCACUGGGGCCAACUCUGCUGGAUCCAUUGUGUAGCCUUCACCUGUUACCAUCUUGCCCAGAAACUUGACACUGCGCUUGAACAGUUCACAUUUCUUUGGAGUCAGCUUAACACCAUGGUCUUUGUAACACUGGAGGACAAGGUGGAUGUGCUCUAAGUGCUCCUCAAAGCUGCUGCUGUGCACCAGGUUGUCGUCCAGGUAUGGAAGGCAAACAGUAUCUCUGAGGCCCGCCAAACAGUGUUCAAUGCUCCUCUGAAAGUCAGCAGGUGCGGAGCUCAGGCCAAAGGGGAUGCGUACCCAUUGAUAGAGGCCCCAGGGUGUGAUGAAGGCAGUCAAGGGGCGGCUUUCUUCAUCCAGGAAACCCUGGUGGUAUGCCUUGCCCUGGUCCAACACUGAAAACCAAGAGCUUCCACCCAGCGCAUCCAACAUGUCCUGAAUUCUCGGUAUCGGGUGACGGUCUGGAACUGACUUACGGUUGAGCUCUCUGAAGUCACAGCAAAGGCGAAGAGUACCAUCUUUCUUGCGCACACACACCACGGGUGAUGAGUAGGGGGAUCGUGAUGGUGUGAUCCAACCUUUGUUAAGCAGGUCUUGCAAAUACUCUUUUACUUCCUUGUGAAGGGGCUUUGGGACAGACAUGUAGGUCUUUUGCACAGGACUUGUGUCGUGGAGGGUUAUGUGCAUUUUCAGAGAUGGUAUGCAGCCUACAUCGUCACUGUCAUAUGCGAACGCCUCACAUUCCUCCCGUAACAUCUGCUUCGCAGCUGAUUGUUGACUCUCUGUCAAGUGUUGGAGAUCCACUGGGGGAUCCCAUGACUUUGGUCUCUGCUGGUUGGAACUUAGUGACUUUAGCUCUGGACCGUUCUUUUCUUCUUGUGUCAGCUCGUUUACUUUUGUCUGAAUGUCUGCUGCAUACACUUUCUUGACUGGUUCAAGGUGCCCUAAAACUUUACAACUCUCCAAAAAAAUGGUGUGGUCUGUGGUGUUUGUCACUGGAAUGGGUACGUAUGGUACUUUUCUGUCUGGAAUAUGCACCAAUACAUCAUUAAAGAUCACUCCCUCUGGUGGUUGAUCAGGAGAAAAGAGCAUGUCCUGGCCCCGAGCAUGUGGAUUAACGUGUGUUCUUACAUAGACUGUGGUGACAUGGUUGGCUGGCAAGGGUACUCUUUUUAUCCCAGUACGUACCACACCUGUCUCUGAGUCCUCGCUGCUGUUCUGCACUAGCUUGACAACACUGUGAGUAGUUUGUACAGUUAUUUUAAAAGCUUUACUCACGUAGUGUGCUAGCUGCUUUCUUCCACCUUUAGUCUUUACUUCUCUCUGAUUGACAAUGACUUCAAUGACAUUGUAACCGAUGAUGGGGUCACCAGCCACCGCUGGGUCACUUGAUACCAAUAUCGGCACUUGCAGCUCACUCAUCUGGGACAAAUCACUGUUAAGUCUGAAACUGACCUCUAUCCAACCAAUAUAGGGGAUGGGCGUAUCAUUGGCAGCAAACACUGUAAGUGUUUCAUCAUCUAGCAGUUCUGAAACAGGUCUGACCACUGUGUGGGGAAGGUGGUUUUGCCGCCAGUUUUCAUUUAUUAUGCUGGACUGCGCCCCUGAAUCCCACAACACUUUGACUGGCUGAUUGUCCAUAAAACAAUUCACAGUACAUCUGUUUCCCACCAGGCUUACCAACUUUGACUUGCGUUGAGGAGGUAGAUAGCGAACUUCAGAGACAGCUGAUGGGGUGCUAGCUGCUGUUUCUUUGAGGGAUGAUUGUUCAUUGUGGGACUCUUGGCUCUGGACUAUUGCUGGUCCCAUCUCAAUAGUCCCUCCCCGUUUCCCGUCAACAGUCUCUGUGCUCUGCAUCCACGAGAGUAGUGGCCCUCUCGCCCACAUUUGAAACAGUGCAUACAGUUUUCUCCUUUCCCCUCUUCUCUGCAUUUUUUACAGCCUUUUUCUCUCUGCUUUGGUGCCAUGGGGCGGGGACUGGUUUCCAAAGCAGCCAUGAACAUUUGUUUCAUUUCUUUACGUAUUUCUUCCAUAAUCUGCUGUGUGUCUGACUUAGUCUCUUUACCUUUCACUGUCUUUACGUCCACUGCAGUGGGAGAUCCUCUGUGCUUGGUGUGGCUCUGAAUAGGUGUCGGGGCUGCCUGGCAGCCGGUUUGGAGCUCUUGUACCCUGGGAACCUUGGCAGCAGUGGACCUUUUUCGUUUCUCACAUCUCUCAUUUUCUAGCUUUGAUGCUUCGUUGACUCUCUCGAUCAGUUCUUCAUCUGUUAUGCUGAUGUCGCUGAGGAGGGGCAGUAGCUGAUACUUAAUAGAGUCACUGAGCAGCCCAGUUUCAAUGGAACGAAGGAACUUGCGCUGGAUUGUGGCUCUGCUGUACAGUUCAUCAGUCUCCUCAUUUGCUGCUUUCCAUAACAGUUUCUCUUUGAGUUCAAUAGCACGAAACACAAAGUUAAGGGCAGUUUCUUUGGGUUCUUGGGAGAUACUCAGAAGCUGAUGAUACAACUCAGUGGGGCUGUCCACCUUGUAGUGUCCCUUUAAUAUAGUGAGUAGUUUACUGAGCGUCAACCCACGUUUUAUCUCUAACAUGUCUCUCAAGGGCAUUCCUGGACUAAUGGCCCUGAUAACUGCUUCAACUAUUUCAGUCUCUGAGUGUCCUUUUUCACUCCCAUUCUCAAUCUGGCGAACUAGGCUGAGGUAGGAUAUCUUAUCCUUCUGCCCAUGCUCUCCAAUCUGCCCACAGAUUUUAAACUCUCUCCUCAAUGUUACCUCUUGCAGAGUUCUGGUUGGCUCUGGUCGGGUUUUGGGUGGAGACUCUGUAGUCUUUGCUGGAGUGGCACGUGGAGGGGUGUCCUCAGGUACGUUCUUUGGCACAGACUCAUUGGAUGGGGGGUCCUCUUUAGAUUGACACUCUCCUGUGUUUAGUCUCUGAAUGUAUGUGAUCGUAUCUUCUUAAAACUGUUCCACUUGAUCUCUGUCCUCACUUUUCUCAAUCUCAUCAAACAUACCCUCUGCCAACUUGAUGAGUGUCCUCUUGGUCUUGCUGUGAGGCUCUCCGCUGUCCAGACCGGAACAUUUCAGUCGUCUGCAGACAUCCACGAGAGGCUCUCUCUCCAGCUGCCACAAGGCUGCACUCACUUGAUCACGCAGGGGCUGCAAAGCCUCCAUUUCGUUCCCCUAAGGUUCGUCUCUUGGGAUGGAAGGUGGUUGGUGAUGGUAUGGAUCUCACCAGCGCCACCUCCUGGCUGGCUCGCCAAAAUAUGUUACACUGCAGAAAAUGAUGGGCCAACUCAUCUCCUGUGCAACACAUUUAUUUGAACAGGACUCCUGUGAACACACAAUUACAAACAGGUGAACAGGAGCACACGCUGCAUCUUGUUUCAACUCUCAUCACGUACUGACCGGACUUCUUCUACUCUAUAUUCUAAUAACCAAAACAUGUAAACUCUGAACUGAAAUGUUACAAGUGGCAUGACUGUCUCAACGUUUAUAGUUUUUAAUCACAUACAUCCUUUCCUAUGAACUGCCAAAAUCACAUAACGCGUUUAACUUGAUAAACAAAUAUCCAAAUAUACUCAAAAUGAGGUUUUAUAGUGUUUUUAAGCAUUGUUUUUAAACACUGUUUUUAACCUUUUAUUAACUGCAUGUAUUACUUUAAAUCUCUUCUGAACAAAUGUCUUUUUAAACUCUAUUUAUGUCCUAUUUAUUCUCUAUUUAUUCUCAAUGAAAUAAACCUAAAUUAUUCUACACUUUCUGUCUACACAAACAUCACAUAGUGUAGCUUUACUCCAAAACACACUCAUGUUAACAAAAAUAGACUCAUCACUGUCUAAGCAUUGAUAUGAGACCACCACACGUUCACUCUUUAGCUUAGCCUUGCGUUCAACUUAACUCUUCACCUCACUCUGUAUCUCGGUUUACACAAGCAUCUGCUUGGAAUAACACAUCUACUCUACUUGACAUAAGUUUUGGCCAUUAACUCAUGCUAACACAGGGAUUAUGUGCAUCUAAAGUAGAAAGUUUUACCUAUCAGAGCUUAUACAACCUAAAACACUUCUCUGGUUCAUUACCGCGAUCGCCGCGCACUGCGAGUCCGCCAUUUUAGAUACACAAACGUGACGAGUCGCCUUCACGGACUCAUUAACUUGUGAACUCGUUCUGCAGAUCGAUAUCCUUGACAUUCUAAGGCACUUAUAAUCUACCACUACUGUUGUCUUGUAUUAAUAUAUUGUUUACCAUCCAGCUUACCUGUGAACACACAAUUACAAACAGGUGAACAGGAGCACACUCUGCAUCUUGUUUCAACUCUCAUCACGUACUGACCAGACUUCUUCUACUGUCAGCUACUGAUGCGUGAAAUACAGAGCGCCCUCUGCUGGCGAAACUCAUAUUAAAGCUGGAUUCAAACCAAGCAGACAUAACAGUAGUGUUCCUGUAGAAAGUUACCUUUAGAAAUAAAAAUAAAAUGGUUGUACUUUUCUCCCAUCUGUGUUUUUCUGAAGGGUUGUUAUCCUGAGGAUAACCCACCCUGAGGCUCUUUGGCCAGUGAAACCCACUAAAAACCUUUCUGCCAGUGCUCCAGUUUCUGUGUGGGCACUGGAGGCUUUCUUUGUUUCUGUUUCUGGGUAUGACAAGGGUCUCACCACUAUCGAUGUUCAACAUAGGAGCCUGUGUGCCCAAAUAAGGCCCCAUUAGGGUGCACUACAUAGUAAAAGUGUUUUAAAGUGUUUCAUUACACAACAAUCUUAUGGUGUAAGGGGAGAUCCACUCCUGUAAAAAUGUGCCUCAAUUAAGGUCAAAGUUUAAUUUCCACUUUGAAUCCUUUGAAUUCGAGCUAGAGGGUGUGUGGAUCAGAGGGAAAUCUAAAAAUAGAUGUUGCUGGAAGAGUGUUGAGAUGUAAACAUUUAUUGACCACAUAGUGGCUCAUUCGCAGAUUUUGGGGGGAAGUUAAAUUGGUAACAGGAAACAGGUAGAUACACAGAUAGGCUGGCCAACAAAAACUAACAAAAAAAUAAUGGCUUUUUUGAUGGUCAAGCCACACAUCAGACAGCUCUUACCUUAUCUUAACUGGACUUUAAAAUUGAUGGAGACCACACAUACCUAGACAGUUUAGCCUGAUUUUUAAUAAUUCAGUCCUGUAAGCACACUAGAUGGUUCAAAGUGACCUGUGAUCACACACUUAUGGUCCAUGGUAAAACUUUCAGUGUUCUACAGACCAAAGAUCUGACAGAAAUGUCUGCACCUUUUCUUUGUUUUGAUUUGAUUUGAAAAUCUUAAAUAUCCCCGCAGGGCAAUUUGGUUUGCAACAGAAGUUAAACCACACAUUUAUACAAUUCUCACAUAACAGAGAGCACAGAAAGCAUCUUGAAAAAUGGCUGCCAUCUUGAAAUUUCAAAUGGCUGGGACACUUUUUCUAGUCAAGUGACCCGUGAAGAAUGCUCAUGCCAAUUUUAAUGCUUGUAUCACCAACUGAAUGAUUUUGGCUAAAAUUUGUACCUGGCUGCUGUACUAUAGUAUUAUACUAGAAUCAGUUUAUUAUUCAGGAGAAGACUGUCAUGAAAAAUAAAAAUCAAUGAAAUUGAAACCACCAACAAAGCUGGAGGGAGUGACUGUGUAACAGGUUGCUGCUAGAAUCCACUCAAUUCAGGAGAGGCACAAUGUCAAGCCCUAGAUAGUGGUAUUUAAUGUGGAGCAGAUAUUUUACAAUUCUGUUAAUACACAGUACAAUAAAGUGAAAAUACUGCCAUUAAAAAUACUCAUUUUUGUCCUCACUCAUUAAUCCUCAAACACAUCCUAGACACAACAGAAAAUACACUUUGUGUGUGAAAGACAAUCAUCUUUCAAGCCUGUCCAACACUCUUUUACACUAAGAUUAACUAGUUAUACUGCUGAGGUUACCAUGAUGACUGAGGGGAGGAUAUAAAAGGGGCAGAAAUCAAACCGUUUAUUAAUUAGAGUGAUACUUACUUAAGAAAAGCUUUUCUCUUAUUUGUGAUGAUGGAACAGUUUGAGGAAAGGGAAAAUAAUUACCACUUUGUUUGAACAAUAUGUAAUGAUAGGGAAAAAAGAGAUAAUCAAUUGUUCAGCUGCUGUGCUGUUAUGUUUAUUUAUCUAUUUUACCUUUAGCAGUUUUUUAAAGGUGGUUCAGUUCCACGUCUUUGUCUCCCAUCAAUUGUCAGCAAAGAAAGAAAAGAAAAAAGUCUUUAUUUCACAGCCAAACUUGAGUCUGAACUUCACAUCUGUCACUCUGAAGCUUUCCUACUUUUAUGAAAGUCACAAAACACCGGCCUUCUAUCAGCCAUCAGGCCCGCUGCACUUUAAAUCCAUUUCCAGUCUAACGCUGACAUUACAGGACCACACUUUUGUUCCUGACAGUACAAUACACCCACAAAGCAGUCGCCCUUAUGCAACAAAGCUUGGCUCUUACCUUUACUCCACUACAACACUGUGCAUUAAAAAGUAGUGCCUGUAAUGAGUCCAAAUAGGGACCAUUAUAAAGCAGCACUCCUGAGUGGACUGUGAAUUGCUGGGCUGUGUGCAGUGUCUUUAUUAAAACCUCUAAAGCCAUUGAAUGGAGAGUCCUGCAGCUGAGUGUGAAGAGGCCCUUUGUGGGAAACUCAGCCCAGUAGCUAAUGAGCUCACUUGCAUUACUUAUCCGACACAUAAUUGGCACAUCUCUCAAUUUCUCAUCCUGCCAUUAGUAAAUUGAGUCUGUCUUUGUUCCUCUUCUCAAUCACUCAGAGUUUUUCUUUGUCUGUUUUUCCCGCUUCAGUUUUUUGGCCUCUUUUCUAAUUACUUCUCUUUACUCUGAAAGGGGGUGAUUGAAACGCUGUCUUACCUACUGCAUUUCGAAGGGCUUACCACUCUAGGCUGGAGUGUCAAUAAAACCUCACCGUCAUAGAUUUGCCAAAUUAUUCAACAGGAAACCUCAUAUUCCUGUUUCAUUCUCAUUCACUCAAGCCUCGAACACAUCAAUAAGCCUGUUCUUUAUGUGAUUUAGUGCUUUGUUUAGGACUGGGACUGGCUCAUUAGUCCACAGUGAAAUACCUGUGGUCUCCUGAGUUUUAUUCAUAAAUUACUUUCAUAUCUUUUAUAUUAAGAGUUUUCCAAUUUCAUAAGCCUUUUUCUGAAAUGCUGAAAUGGUAUGUUACAGGUAAAUAUUUAAUAUAUUAUUGUAUGAUAACUGCAUGCAAUUACCAAUUAUUUAAUAUGCAUAUCAAAUAAUUUUUAUAUCAAGGCAAAUUAAUGUGUCUGUUGAGUCAUUAAUCCUAUGACAACAGACCUCCCACGAACAGAUCUUCAACCAAGGAGAAGAUGAAUUCAAAACCAUUGUGAACUUCAGGCUUCAUGUUGUAAUUACUUUGACGAGGCAGACCAGGAGGUCUUUAAUGAAAGGGAAGUUUUUCUGUGCCAUACCCUGAAGCAGUUUCUUUAAGGAUUAAAACAGAAAGGGACCUUGUACCACAUUCAGUACACAGCUGUCUUUAUCCUGUUGAUUUCAGCAUCCUGGCAUGUCCUACAGUACCAUCUUAAUCGGAUCAGUGGUUCUGAGUACCAAUAUGUGACAGGAUUUCUGAAGCUUGCAUUACCUUUGAUGGCUGAGAAAAAUGUCUCCAUUAAUAUUUCUUAAUAUUAAUAUCAAUAUUUAUCUUUUUUUUAACUGCUAACUGUAACAUCAGACAGAUCAGAUCAUCCAACAAAUCCACACCACCUAUGCUUUAGUAGUGUGAGGGGCCAUAUCAUACACCUAUUGCUAAACAAUUCAGGUGCAACAAAAGUGUCAUCUUGAUUUUCCCCCCAUCAUAGUAUUGUUUCUAAGACCAGCACCCACAUAGCAAAUAAACUUGGACCUGCGUUGAUAUGCAAUGGGUGUGUUGGUCCAGAUCAGGGUGUGGUCAGUAACACAGUUGUCAAGUUUUUGUCAUGAGGAAGCAAAAAACUACUUACAUCCAGAUUCUUUACUGCCUUACGCACUACACAGUAUAUUACAAAAAUUUUAAAAAUCCAAUUGCAAAGAUAAAUUAAUAAAAUAAAGUGGCUGAUUGGUUUGAUUCAUGUCCAAUCUCACACAAAACACACUUUUGAAUCAUCAAGAGAUGUAAUCUGUCUGCAUCUCACUUAAACCAGCUAAGAGGACUUUGGGGAGAUUUAGAAAAAACUCCAAAAAGUGUUUAGAGUUUAGUCACAGCCUAGUCUCAGACCGAGAAUUUACAAAGACUGUGAAUCUUGCAGGGUAAGUCUUUACAAGACAACUACAUUCUUUCAGUAUUUUUUACAGUGUUUCCCAAUAGUAGGGAAUCUAUCUGUGGUAGUGUGUGAUUUGAAGGGGGGUCUUAAACAGCUGUGUCCUCGCAUAUGACAACUCGGAACUAUGCUGAUGCUCGGCACGCCCGUCCCAUGUGUGCCGCAUAUACUAAUACAUACUGAGUUCGAGGUAGCACAAAAAAACUCUAUUAUUGAGGUGUGGCAGCUUUUAUUUAGCCGUGGCAUUGUUCCAUUACAUGUAGAUGACGGGAGUGCGCUGUGACUCUGCUGUGACUCCAGUAAAAUUCUAAGAUUUACAAAACCCAAGUCCAUUGAAGUUGGGAAAUUGUGAUUAACGUAAAUUAAAACAGAAUACAAUGAUUUGCAAAUCCUUUUCAACCUAUAUUCAAUUGAAUACACUUCAAGGACGAGAUAUUUAAUGUUCAAACUCAUAAACUUUAUUUUUUUUUGCAAAUAAUAAUCAACUCAGCAUUUCAUGGCUGCAGCAUGUGCCAAAGCGGUUGGGACAGGAGCAUGUUUAUCACUGUGUUACAUCACCUUUCCUUUUAACAACACUCAAUAAACGUUUGGGAACUGAGGAGACUAAUUGUUGAAGCUUUGAAGGUGGAAUUCUUUCCCAUUCUUGCUUGAUGUACAGCUUUAGUUGUCUGGGGUGCUUUAGUUGUCGUAUUUUACGCUUCAUAAUGCGCCACACAUUUUCAAUGGGAGACAGGUCUGGACUGCAGGCAGGCCAGUCGAGUACCUGCACUGUUUUACUACGAAGCCACACUGUUGUAAUACAUGCAGAAUGUGGCUUGGCAUUGUCUUGCUGAAAUGAGCAGGGGCGUCCAUGAAAAGACGUUGCUUGGAUGGCAGCAUAUGUUGCUCCAAAACCUGUACUUUCAGCAUUAAUGUUGCCUUCACAGAUGUGUAAGUUACCCAUGCCUUGGGCACUAAUGCACCCCCAUACCAUCACAGAUGCUGGCUUUUGAACUUUGCGUCGAUAACAGUCCGGAUGGUUCUUUUCCUCUUUGGCCCGGAGGACACGACGUCCACUAUUUCCAAAACCAAUUUGAAUGUGGACUCGUCAGACCACAGGACACUUUUCCACUUUGCAUCAGUCCAUCUUAGAUGAGCUCAGGCCCAGAGAAGCUGGCAGCAUUUCUGGGUGUUGUUGAUAAAUGGCUUUCGCUUUGCAUAGUAGAGUUUUAACUUGCACUUACAGAUGUAGCGACGAACUGUAUUUCCUGACAGUGGUUUUCUGAAGUAAUCCUGAGCCCAUGUGAUGAUAUCCUUUACACAUUGAUGUUGGUUUUUGAUACGCCUGAGGGAUCGAAGGUCACAGGCAUUCAGUGUUGGUUUCUGGCCGUGCCGCUUACGUGCAGUAAUUUCUCCAGAUUCUCUGAACCUUUUGAUGAUAUUAUGGAACAUAGAUGUUGAAAUCCCUAAAUUCCUUGCAAUUUUACUUUGAGAAACGUUGUUCUUAAACUGUUUGGCUAUUUACUCACGCAGUCGUUUACAAAGUGGUGAACCUCGCCCCAUCCUUGCUUGUGGAUGCUUUUAUACCCAAUUAUGGCACUCACCUGUUCCCAUUUAGCCUGCUCACCCGUGGGAUGUUCCAAAUAGGUGUUCGAUGAGCAUUCCUCAAAUUUCUCAGUAUUUUUUGCCACCUUUCCCAACUUCUUUGUCAUGUGUUGCUGCCAUCAAAUUCUAGAGUAAAUUUUUUAUUUGCAUAAAAAAUAACAUUUAUGAGUUAAAACAUUGAAUGUCUUGUCUCUGGAGUGUAUUCAAUUGAAUAUAGGUUGAAAAGGAUUUGCAAUUCAUUAUUAAUUACAUUUAUCACAAUUUCCAAACUCGGUUGGAAUUGGGUUUUGUACUUGAGACUUUUAGUUUUUAGUCUAGGACUGUGAAAAUUGUUUGGUGGAAGCCCAGCAUUAGUGUUCAGAUUGUACAACACUUCACUAGCAAUAGGUGGUUGAAAACACCCUUGUUUAUUUUGCAUGCAAAAUCAUUAAAAUAUGUGUUCAUAGCAUUCUUGGUGUGCCUUGCCCUGGCCUCUCUCACUUAAUACUUAAUGCCUCAUACACUGUGCAUAUACUAGAGCAAAUGUUUUUCUUGUGUUGCCCAAUUUCACAGGAAAGUCUCUUAUGUCCAAAUAACAGGUGUGGUUAAUAAAGAAGAGAAAGCCAUAGAGAGGGUUGGCCUGUCUAUGGUCUAUUUUUGUAAAGGUUACCCUUUAUGUCUUUUUGAAGCCCCAGCAGGAAAAACAGGUUAAAGCAAACAAUCCUCCCAGCUUUUCUCACACACCAACCAUGAGUACCUAAAAGCAGUAAAACCAAGAACAGGGCUGAAAUCCUGACAAGUAAAACAGGAUGCGAGUCUGUCUCCUCUCAUCUUCACCUCUUCCUUUACUUUUUUUUUUUUGACUAAAAAGAGAGCAAAUCAAAAAAUGGAUGCAAUAAAAUACAACAAAAGCUUAUUUUUUUUAGAUUGUUUUCAAAUAAACAGUGCUUUCAAAAGUGCCACUUCUGACACAGUUGUGAUAGGAAGACAAGUUCUUUUGACUGUACUGAGUCUUGAGAAUCUGUUCAUUAAAACGAUUCAUUCAAAAGAUUCAUUCACUGAAUCAGUCAGUGCUUCAGAGCCCUGUCCUGCCAGUGCAGAACACGAGUGAGUGACACAGCCGUGAGUUAGUUCAUUGAAUGAGCACCUCCCCUCCCCUGCUGCUUAAGUCCCAGUGUUGUUCACUGGGUGACAUAUGUCGUUCAUUUGCCAAGUCCUGAAGGAAGAAUCACUCCCCUGCCCUGAAAAACUCACCUCUCUGUGUGUCGCUGUUAGUGGAAACAACUCAGCAGCACGCCCGCUGAAUGAGUGUGAGUCGUCGUUCUUUUAUAUCACUGAAAAGGGAAGAGAUAAAAAAUAAAAAAAACAUAGCAGCUGUAGCGGGGAUUGUGCUACUUUUGAAGAUAUCAAAUAACGUAUUGCUUUAAAUCGGCUGAAAUUAAAUGCUUCUUGCAGGAAAGUUUAUACACGUGUAUUAAUGUAAAAGCACUAUAAUGCACUGCUUCAUCUUAGCCUCAGUGAACGAACAGCUGUGCGGCAGUAAGUAUAUGACACUACAACCCCUCCCUCCUCUGCCUGUAUAAAGUCAUUCAGAAGUUGUUUGUUUUGUUCACCACGUUAGAAACUGACUGCCUGAAACAUUUCGUUCACUGACUGAUGCAUAUCGUUCAUUCAUUGUGAGUGAAUGACAAGACUCCCCCCGCCCACCCGCUGGCUGGCUGUGUGUCAUUCGCCAAAGAGUCAAAGGUUCCAAGAGUUUUUUCGUUGGUAUAUCCUUAGCUGUUUCAGUGGGAAUCUUACAAAAAAAGGUGCAUUGGUAAAGCCAACUUGGCAUCUUUGGUGCUGAAGUUGGUAUCAUAGAUUAUGGGAUUUCCAAAUCAGUGUCCUGUUUAUUAUUAUUUAUUUUAGCUUAGUCAGUCAGGUGAACCCAGAAUGUGUGGCUGCAUAUUUAUGUUUAAAUAAUAUUUGUUCAUUCACUCAAGGAAGAAAGGGUUAUUUAUCUGAUGUGGUGACAGCCUGAUUGUACAGGAUGUAUGAAUGGUUGUGGGUGAUCAUUGUGAACUCAUUGGUAAGUUGUUUUCCAUAUUUCCAUAUUCCAUAUCAGAAAUAUGGACCUGUCCCGGUUUAUAAAUGCCAGCCUUUGAUCAUGCAUUAAGCUCAUUAUUUUAGUUAUUAUUAGGGUCCUAACUGAAGCUCAAAUACUGGUCAUUAAUUAAGGAUUUAAAUUAUUUCUAUCAGAAUCUUGUUUCCGUGAACAUUUGACAAACUAUCUCAAGAUUUUGGAGUUGGAGUUUUACUGUAUUUACUUGUUUGAGUACAGAAAUAUUUGUAAUUUUUUUCUCAUUUCAGUUUAGUUUAGAUCAGUUUCAGUCAUCUCAGCCGUUAUUGUGGUUCAUGAAACCACUUUAUGUAUUUGUCCCUAACACACUGGAUGUUUUGAUUGCUGGUUGGUGAUCUGAAUGUUAUGUACCUCAUGAAAGUUCUUUAACAAUGAAACUUUUCACUUCUGGAUUGAAGCAGCAACAGUGCAGCAAACAUGCAGGUCUGUUUGUGAAGCACCACACGUUCUGUGUACUUUGACCUCUGGCUUUUUUGACCCUCAGGUCUCAAAGAGACGAUGGCCAACAAUGAAGAGCAAUUAAAGCCACAAUCACACACAUGGAGAGGAGCAUGGACCCUUGUUGGUUGGCCGUCAGGUCCUGCUGGCUGGAAGAUGUCAGCACUGCAGGGAGUCUGCUGUGUGACCGCCUGCAGGGCUGUCAGCUGUCACUCACUCUCUCGCACACACACACACAUAAACUACCCUCUGCACAGAAAUACACACACACCUCAAGGUCAGGUGUCAGACACAUCAGUAGGUCAUAUCAGACAUGUGGGCUCACUAACAUUUGCUGCGGUGCAGAGGGACGUCUGAAAGCAUUAGGACAUCUGCCUGCCCUCUGUGCAGAUAAUCUUGUCAGCAUGCGGAUGAAAUCACUCCCAGUUUAUUAAAAGAGGUAUCGGUUCAGUACUCAGGUCUGUCCAAUAUACACUACAAUAAACUGUUUUGGAUGAAUUCAUCCAAAACAGGUUUACCUGUUGUGUUUCUAAAGAGGCACAGAGGUCUCUUACUUGACCUUUACAAGGAGUAAGUGAAAGAGUAAGUAAAUUAGGAAUUGAAAAAAAAAAGAAUAGCCGAAAGCUGUGUUGGCCCUCCAGAUAUACUAGUAGUUGCCAAUGCAAUUUCGACUCUGGAGAUCAUUGAACUUGGUUAUAAUCUCACUUUUUAGCACUCUUGUGUUUGUGCAUGCUUGUGUCUUUGAAUGUGUGUAUGUUGAAAUUAAACCCAAACUGGUUUGCUGAUCAUCCUCCAUUUCUCGUGCAAUAUCUCGGGCCUUACUCACCAUUUCUGAACCCAAUAGAAGAGUUCUUUUCAUCAUGGUGGCGGAAGGUAUAUGACAGCCCUUUGUGUGCAUGCCUCUUGUGCAGGCUAUAGACAGGUUUCUGUGCAACGUUAUUGCAGGUAUGUGUGCGCAGCCUUGGAGCAGAAAGCGGGACAUUUCUUAUUUGUUUCCUAGCGGAGUCAACAGAGAAAGAAAAUGUCAAGGAGCUGUUGUGCUGUAAACUGCACGAAUUGGCAAAACAAACAAUUGGCAAACAUUACGACCCUGCUCCUGAUGUUAGAAACAUCUAAAACAACGUCACAACAUGGUAAAUUCAGUGAAAUUCAUGGAUAUUUUAGCAAGUCUUUUUUAUUUUGAUGCAAUGAAAGCCUGUGAUGGAGCAUUAGGGUCACAUUAAGAAAAUAAAAAAAAUUAGACCUUGGAAUUAUUUAUGAGAAUAAAGUUGUAAUAAAAUCAUUACUUACGAGCAUAAAGUCGUAGCUAAUAGCUAUUCUAACCUGUUGUUAGUUGUUUGAAUAAGCACUGUGGAGCAUUUAGAUGAACUGAACCUCAGUAGCUUGGUUUUACAAACAAAGAGAUAAAUCCUUUGGCGUUUCAACAUCACAUUGUCAUAAGUAUCAGCACAUAUGCAAGAAAUGCAUAUUUUCCGUAGAAAGAACCAGGCGGACUUGUAAGGAAUCGCUGUUCUUGAGGAAGGGGAAAUGGCUGGAAAUGGCAACUGUUUAUAGCAAUAGCAUGCGGCUUUAGUUUAUCGUGUGAAUCUAUAUGCCAUAAGGUGUUGGGGCCUCUGCAGGUGUAGGUUGCUGUCGGUGUUGUGCCGGCAUCAGAGACAGACGCUGUGCUUGUCGGAGCUCGACUCCCUCUGAAUCUCAACUGUUGAUUAUCAGUUGGAUUGCAACUUAUUGUCCACUGAUUACUCUGCAGUUGACCAGCUCCAGCUAUUUCCUCCUUCACAAAAGCAGCUUUAAGAUUUCAUUUACUUAAUAGUUGGGUCACAAAGUGAGAUUCUGUGACCAUCCUCUGGCAAGGAUGUUUUGACGAUUGAUUUGACCUCUAUGGACCCUUUAGAAAAGAUUUAGCCCCCAGGUCCCUCGCAAAAAUCCCGGCAUUUUUUGCUAGACAGCUAAAUUCAAGAUGGCGGCAGGCGCCAUCUCUAAAAAUUAACUUUUGAUCUGGAUGACCUAGAAUCAUGUAUGAAGGCACUUUUCCAUACAAGUCAAGCAUGAGGAUUCCAAAUCUGACAUAGUUUUAAUCAUACAACUUUGUUUUGACCGCGAUAUUCAAGAUUGCUGCCAUCUAGUACUGUGAUUCUCAACCUUCAGGACUUGACCCCCCAAAACAAUCAUAUUUGAACUGGGUAACCCCCAAUUUGUUUGUUUGGGGCUCUAUUUCGUGCCUCGCUGGAGACGUGCUGCAGGCGCAGCGUAAGUCAGGUCCGCCGCGCCGACAAGGCGUUCCCAAGCACAAUUUGGAAUUUUGGUGAGCGACGCAGCGCAGCGUAAGUAUCCUCCCUCCUUAACUCAGCUCCUCCCAGCGGCGAAAGUCGUAGCGAGGGAGGAGAGAGGGCGUGGAGUGGGUUUAACACAGCUGACACCUGUUUUCACCAAUCACAUAGGCUCCUCUCCUUGCCUUUAAAUCCACCACUGGCGAGGCGUAUUACUAUUUUCGUGAAGUAGUCAAAGAGAUCAAGAGAUGUCUGAAGACAGCAAUGCCACACGAUGGUGACAGAAGGCAGCUCCUCAACAAGUGCCACUGUAAGUGCUGUAUUUGGCGUCCUCCACACUCUCUCAUGUGAGCACAGACGGAUUUGGUGUGUGUAAUGUUGGACCCACUGGUAAGACAAACACCCUUUUCCACUAAUAAAGACACUCACAUAAAGUUGCAUAUAUUCAAACCUCACGUGACAAAGGUGGGUUGAGCGCACAGAUCACAAUAUAAACUCCAAAAAUGGCAUUAAAAUUGGAACCAUCUGUGCGUAAAUGACGCAUCGCGCUCUGUGGCCUGGCUCUUUCUUUCAUAGAUGUUGGCAUAUAAAAUAAAUUUGCCUCACAAAACUGAAUAUUAUAAUAUCCGUAUGUCGGCUUGAAGUAAAUAACUCAUCUGAGCACUGAAACAAAUCAUCUGUUCAGCUGCAGCAGUACAGAGAGAGGACACAGACACAUGUCUAGGUUGAGCUGCGCGAGAAAUAAGAGGAAGAGGAAGAAAGAAAAGGAGGGAGACAAAUUAAAUAUCUUGUUAACUUCAUCAUGUGUGUUUAUUUACUAGAUAUUUAAUUUAAUUUAAUGCGGUUUCAGCUGUGUUGAUUCGAUCCGGUUGUGUGUCCAAAUGCGUGCCAAACGCGCUCAUCAGAUCAGAUAUAGAUCAGAAUAUAUCGAUAUAGAUCUAAAUGUAUGUGCUGACUCAGAUUAAUAGUUAGUUUUUGUUGAUUAUUUAUUGCACUGAAAUGUGCCUGACACUGUGGAAACCUGCCGGUGAGGCAUCAGUAACGUAUGCUGAUACGCUGCUGGUCUACCAAAAUACCACUAGACCAGCUGCGCUGAAAGCUGACCAGGUUUGAAUCGGCGAGCUUUCAGUGCACUUUACACGCCAUUGGCGAGCACGAAAAUGUCCAUGAUAAUACCAAACUGGCUGUACGCUGGGCUCCGCCAGACGAAAAUACAACUGUGCGGGGUCCGCCACCCUCCACCCUCCUGUCCCUUCAUGUCAGGGCAUGUUAGCACAUGCUGCUUGUUUAGUGCUGCUGCUUUCCUAAAUGUUGCCUCAGUCAUUCUUUUGAGCCCACAGUUAGAGGAGCUACACAUUUGAUCUGUAAAGACAGUGUGCAUGCAGAAUACAUGGCUGCUUGAAUAUGGAAGAAAAUAAUAUACCAACCAGGACAGACAGACAGUCAUGUAUUCUCCAGUGUGGUAGUCUGUGUAAUGAAGCCACAUAUACCAUUAAGUCGACCCAAAGAUGAUCCCUGACAUGAAGGGACAGGACAGCCAAUCAAAUUGCCUGAGUUAAGUACUGCUGCUGACAUGAAUCAAGCAUACUGGAUAGUUUGAGUGCAAUAUUCACUGGCCUUUAUGUUGUUGUUAAGUUAAGUUUUCUCUGUACUUAAUCAUUGGUUGGUGGCGUACCCCCAGAUGACAGUGACAUUAUAAUGUUAGGACUUGUAAGAUCCUCAAAGAAAAAGAUCAUCACUGCAUCCAAAGUAAUCAACAAACAAUGCUAAACCAUUGGCCAAAUUGUCAAAUGAUAUAAGAAAAAGGCAAAAAUUGUGAAUAUAGCCGAUCUACAAGCUCACACGCCUCACAAUACAAGGUGUUACGGGUUUGUAGAGCGGUUAUUUUCACAAUAUCUAUAUGUGGAACAGAAUCAAACAAAUUGGGGGUUACCCAGUUCAAAUAUGAUUGUUUUGGGGGGGGGUCAAGUCCUGAAAAGGUUGAGAAUUACAGUACUAGAUGGCAGCCAUCUUGAAUAUCGCGGUCAAAACAAAGUUGUAUGAUUAAAACUAUGUCAGAUUUGGAAUCCUCAUGCUUGACUUGUAUGGAAAAGUGCCUUCAUACAUGAUUCUAGGUCAUCCAGAUCAAAAGUUAAUUUUUAGAGAUGGCGCUUGCCGCCAUCUUGAAUUUGGCUGUCUAGCAAAAAAUGCCGGGAUUUUUGCGAGGGACCUGGGGGCUAAAUCUUUUCUAAAGGGUCCAUAGAGGUCAAAUCAAUCGUCAAAACAUCCUUGCCAGAGGAUGGUCACAGAAUCUCACUUUGUGACCCAACUAUAACGACUUGAUUCUCAUAAGACAUGAUUUUAUUACAACUUUAUUCUCAUAAGUAAUUGCGCUAAUCGUGUCCUCUUUUUGGGGAUUCAGAAUAUGGUCACCCUAUUUUAACAAUAAUUAUGAAGUGGAAAGCUGAUAUUAUGACAGUGUUAUUAACCCUCGGAUACCAAACAGACCUAGAGAGAAAAUAAAUAAAAAAAUAAAGAAAGAAAUAAGAAACCCUUUCUUGUUUCCCUCUAAAUGCACAGUAAAGCCUGAGUUUCCCUCUUUGGGCUAUAGAGAGCAAAUCUCACUUGAUAUGUGUGAGAGUGCUUGUUUUUGGUUUGGGUCUAUCCUGUCUGACACAAGUAAAUAUUUUAUCUCUGAAGUUGAGGUGUUAAGUCCUUCUUUUACCCAGUAUUAUACUUGGUCAAUGAAAAACAUAAAGUCAACCUCUGUCUUGUUUGACCAGCUCUGGCUGCCACAGUGGAAGCUGAAUUAGAGACGCCAUCUUUCCAUGCUUGAGGAAGUGGAUAGAGCCUUUUCUUCAGCAGAUUCUCAAUAUGAUAUUGACCCUGGUGACGUUUCGAAUUAGAAGCUGGUUUUCUUUAAAAAGCAGAGUCUCGCUGGGAAGUGAGAGUGAUUUCUUUCAGCCUGCAGGCAACAAAUUUUCUGCACACAGUGACUAUUGUUGACCCGGUCCAUUUUUUUUCUUCCACUGGAGUGUCAAGCUAAGUCUGACAAAAAAAUGCUGGAGCAGCUUAAACUGGCCACACAUAUAAGUGGCCACACACUCGGCAUUUGUGUGGCAUGUCUUUGAAUGUGUGUGCACUACUUGAACAGCUUAUCUCGUCCACAUCAUGAAGGCUGGGCAGCUGUGAAAGGGUUACAUUCCUCAACACAAAGACACAUAAUCCAAGAGGUCUUAAAGCACCUUACAUCAUGACACACAGAUUGUAACAUACAGCACAUCCUGUUCAACUCUAUUUAAGUUUAUAAAAGAAAGAAGGGAAGAAAGAAAAAAGAAAGAAAGAAAGAAAGAAAGUGAAUAUUUUUAACUUGCCACAGCAAAGAUUUUUCCAAAGGAUGUAUUUUCUAAUAAGUUAUAUUUAGCUAAUAACUGGUACAAGGUUGAUGAUUUAGAUAAAUUGUUGGAAAUUUCAUUUUUGUAUGUUUGUUGUAAUCUACAUUUUGCAAAAAGGAACUGUGACUGAAUUAAUGACUUAAAGUCAUUACACACCGGGGCAACAAUAUAUACAUUGGUGGACAGUAACGGAGUAAAUUUAAUUGAGUACUGUACUUAAAUACAGAUUCUGAGGAUUUGUACUUUACUCAAACACUAUAAUUCUUUGAUACUUAUUACCCUUACUCGAAUACAUUUCCAAGGUAAAGAUUUUUACUCUUAUUCAAGUAAAUUUCUGAGAAGGCUCAUGAGUACUCGUUACUUUUAGGUUCGCUGUUUUUUUUUUUUUCUUUCUCUAAAAUGCAAUUGGCCACACGCAGUGUUCGUCAAAGAAGGAAACCUAUCACAGUACACGUUCUCCACUGGGAUGUACGUAAAAGCGGAAAUACGCACUCUCUUGUUUAUCAGCUCAAAACAAGACCGCAGUGGCAAUGGCAGCGGCCGGAGAAGAAUGCUAUGAUGAAUCCUCAGGCUUAGAGUCUGAACAUGAUGAACCGGAGUUGAAUGAGGUGGAGGAACCUGAAGAAAACCUAUGGCCAAAACCUCUUUACGCAUCUGAGCUGUCACUUGAGAAGGCAUCAUGGCAAAUACAAAAGAAUUCAGUUUAGACUUGAGAAAAAGAAUUGUUGAUGCUCACAAAGCAGGAGGAGGAUAUAAAAAGUUAUCACAACAUUUCCAAGUGUCAAAAAGUGGAGUGAGAAGUAUUAUCAAAAAAUUCAAGGAGAGCCACAGUGUACAGAACAAGUCUGGAAGAGGUAGGAAGCAAAAAAUUUCAAAGAAACGGAAAAGAAAAGUGGUUGGAGAUGUUACUAAACACCUUAGAACAACCACCAAAAGAGUAGUUGCUGACUUAACCAAGUCAGGAAUUGUGGUGUCAAACAAGACAGUCUCUAGAGCCCUGAACAGAAAUGGUCUGUGAGGAUGCAGGCCAAGAAAAACUCCACUUCUACAAAAAAGACACCUUCAAGCCAGACUGAGGUAUGCUAAAGACAAUCUGGAGACAGAUUGUGCAUACUGGAGACGUGUUCUUUGGUCAGAUGAGACCAAACUAGAGCUCUUUUGUUCACAGAGACAUUGCUUAAGUUUGGAGAAAGAAGGAAGAGGCGUAUAACCCCAAGAACACUGUCCCCACAGUUGAACACGGUGGUCGGAGCAUCAUGCUGUGGGGAUGUUUCGGUGCAUCUGGAACUGGGAAUCUUGUCAAGGUUAAAGGAAUAAUGAAGAAAGAAGGAUAUGUGAAGAUUUUGAAAGAAAACCUCAAGCAGUCAGCAGCAAAACUGGAUCUGGGAUGCUGCUUUGUCUUCUAACAUGACAACAACCCAAAACAUAAAGCGCUCCUGGAGAGGAGCUACCUCCAGGAAACCAAAGUGAACGUUAUUGACCGGCCUGCACAAAGCCCUGACUUAAAUCUCAUUGAAAAUCUGUGGGCUGCACUGAAGACCAGGGUUCAUGCUAAAAGACCAUCAAAUCUGGAGGAGCUUGAAAGAUUUUCCAAAGAGGAAUGGGCUGGGAUUCCUGAGGAGAUGUGCCAGAGCCUUGUUACAAACUACAGCAACCGACUGCAUGCUGUUAUCCAGCAAAAUAAUUUUGAUUCUGUGUGCAAAGUAAAAUAAUUCAAGGAUCCAAAAUUAAACUAGGAUGUUUGGAAAAGCUGUGUAAAAAAAUCAUUAAUUUGUUGAACAGCAUAAGGAAAUUUUGGAAAAAAAGUAAAUAUUUCAUAGGGGGGCUAAUAAUUUUGGCCUCAACUGUAUAUAAAGUAUGCUUGUCUUGAAUUUGAUGCAUGCAACACAUUUAAAAAAGGUUGGGACAGGUGUUAAACAACACUCGAUGUUGGUGAUAAUGUAUCAGUGUUUUCAGCUGAUGUGGGCUCAGGACUGCGGUGGGGAAAUUUGCAAUGGAAAUGUCCAUACUUCCUGCAUGGCUGAGUGUUUCUAUACUGUGGGGACUUUUUGCCAGAACAAGGCACACCUACCCCCAGGAGACUUACAAUGGCAACACAAUCACAGUGAGCUAUGAGCAGAAGGAAGGAGAGUCCGUUGUCCUUCCGUGUACCAUGCAUGAUAUCAGUAAAGUACAGGAGACUGCAAUCACAGUAAGCUUUCUCAGUCUUUACCAACAUUGCUGACAUGUCCAUGAUGACUGAUGGAAGAAAGGGUACAUAUCUAUAUUUCCUAGGCUUCAACUUUGCCUUUACCUUUGCACCAGCACAGCAACCACAAAAGCACCUCUUGAUGUUUGCUGGAAUUGGAUCUCAUUGUCCUGAUUUGCUCUAUCAAUGAAAGAAGCUCUUUUCCUGAACAAAGUCUUCACCCAGCAGAAAGACCUAGCAGCAGCCAACAAACACGACAAAAAAAGGAUAAAACAGAGCAACAAAUGCAGGAAAUUCAGUGACCAGACCUUGCUGCUCUUUGGUUGAGCGCAAGUUAUACUAUUUUAUUAGUUAUAAGAAUAUCACUACACUUUUUAAGUGUUCCGAUAGGUAGGUAGGUAGGUAGGUAGGUAGGUAGGUACCAAACUGGGAAAUUUUCAUGUUACAGCAGCAAUAAAUACAAAAUAAAAUUAAAUAUAACAACAUGUAUGUACAAUGCAGACUAAAUAUACUAAACACCCUAAGAGAAAUAAAGUGAUAUAUGAAAAAACAUGGGCUAUUGAAAUGAGUAAUAAAUAUGAAAUGCGAAAUAUACAGAUGGGAUGAUAAAUAAACAGACAAUUUAAGGUGCUAAAGUAAUGCGAUGUGGUAGGAGUUUUUUUUUUUUUAAAUGUACUAUACAGCAGACAGGUGUGAGUCCCUGUCUGACAGAUGUGAGUUGUUGAACAGCGCAAUUGCUUGUGGUAGGAAAGAUUUCCUGUAUCUGUCCCUUCGACAGGAGAGCUGCAACAGUCUGUUGGAGAAGGAGCUCCGCUAUCUGUCCAGAGUGGGGUGAAGAGGGUGAUCAGGGUUAUCCAUGAUGGAUAACAGUUUGGUCAGUGUCCUCCUCUCCACCACAGCCUCCACAGUGUCCUGUUUGCAGCCAAUCACGGAGCCAGCCUUCCUGAUCAGUUUGUUGAGUCUGUUGGUGUCACUGGCUCCGAUGCUGCUCCCCCAACAAACCACGGCAAAGAAAAGUACGCUGGCCACCACAGACUGAUAGAACAUCUCAAACAUCUUGCUACACACGUUGAAGGAUCUCAGCUUCCUCAGGAAGUAGAGUCUGCUCAUCCCCUUCUUGUUGACAGCAUCGGUGCCAGUCCAGUCUGUUGUUGAUAUUGACGCCCAGGUACUUGUAGACCUCCACCUCCUCCACAUCAUCUCGCAGGAUGCACAGCGGCUGUGAAGCCUUCCUCUUCUUCCUGAAGUCGAUCAGCCUCAGGUGAUUGCGUCCAGCCCACUCCACAAAGUUAGUGAAAAGGAAAGGGGACAGCACAGUCCCCUGUGGAGUUCCUGCAUCACUGACCACCGCGUCAGACAGAACACUGCCCAGACGGACAAACUGUGGCCUGUCUGUCAGGUAGUCGGGGGGGGGCAUUGGGAUGUUGAGUCUGUACCCUGGCAAUGGUGGAGGUGAUGACAUCACAGGCUGUCGGGGCGUCAGCUGAUGGGGGGGAUGUAAACAGCGAUCACAAUGGGGGACAGGCAAUACGGACGCAUUCCAACAGCAAACAGUUCAAUGUCCGGGUCACAGAGAUGUUCCUUCACAUGCACAUGUCCGGGAUUACACCACCUCUCGCUCACAUACAGUGCAAUCCCUCCUCCCUUCUUCUUACCGCUGCUAAUAACGUCUCUGUCUGCCUGAACAACGCUGAAGCCGGGUGCCGCCACACUGUGGUCCGGGAUGUGCGAGUUCAGCCAUGUCUCAGUGAAACAAAAGAUGCUACACUCACUGUCUUCCCUCUGAGUCUUAAUCAGCGCAGCGAGCUCGCCCGUCUUAUUCCCCAAAGACCUCAUGUUCCCCGUGAUAAUCGUUGGUACAGUUGGGGAAAUCUCCUCUUCUUUGCCCUCAGCAUGGCUCCUGCUCUGCCCCCCCGGCGCCUCCUCCGCAGCUCCUCCGGGAUGUCAGGCCUCGCUCCGGGCAGCAGCACAGGUUUACUCAGCGCAAUCAGCUGAUCGCCAGAAAAACAGCCAGAAAAGUUACAAAAAAGACAAAAGUCGGUGUAUCCAGUGGUUAGACACUAGCUGGUGAAGACACAUAUGUGUCAGGACAGAAAUGAAAGAGAAAAGAUACAAAAAGUAUAAAACACACGGGAGCUGCUGUAACAGGCUGCCACCUCGCACUGCGCCAGGUUUUGUAUUCAAAACAGAAUACAAUGAAAAUACAGAAAAUUCCCGACAAUAUGGUGUUUAGAAUACUACACAAUGCUGAUAUACAUUUUUUGAUGCUGAAAACUUACAGAGGGAGGAGUCCGUUCAUAUUGUGUAUUUGAACCCAUGUUCCCUGUCUCGUAAGGAGGAGGUGGGCCAAUCCAUACUGCAGCCAGUCACCAGUGGUUGAAUAAAUAUUUUGGCAGUCAAUACUUUAUGAGCGAUGAAGAAUAGAUGCCAGAAGUCAAAGCUGGUAUGAAUUCCAUAUGCAUACUCAACAAAUGUAAGUAAGUAAGUAAACUUUAUUUAUACAGCGCCUUUCACAGACCAAGGUCACAAAGCGCUUUACAGUAAAAGCAAAAACAAUACACAGUUUAUAAAUACAUACAAACAGAUAAAUGUGCCAACUUAAUUUCUAUAUGACUGUGCUAAAACUGGAUCUUUUUAUAUUGGAUCAAAAUUUAAACCUGGAACACUGCAAAAAGACCUGGACCUAAUCAUGAAGAGUGUUGUUCAUAGUUAGUCAGAAUUUUUGAGCAAAAAGAGUAUUGUGUUAUUGUGUUUCCGAUGAGCAGAGGAUUUCAUCACAGAGUGAGUGUUCACACAUGAAUAAUGCAGACUGCCUUGUUGACAUCUCAUUAAUUGAUAGCAUCCGCCUGGCUGCCACCUUCAACCCCGUUGGCACAGAUAAAUAGGAGAAUGAAGAGCUCUGUGAUGAAGAUGAGGCUACUUAAACAGCAUUAAUACAUUCACACACACACACACACACACACACACAGGUGUAUAGUGUGUGCUGCUGAUAAAUGGUCCCUAAUGCAGAGCUGCUUUCUGUUUAUGACAUGUAUGAGCUCACUGAAUUUAUCCUCUCCCUGUGGUUUAGCUGCAGGAUCAGUUAACAGAAUGAUUUACUGCUCCAGUGUUAAAUUGAACCAUUUUCUCUGGGUGCGUUUUUUUUUUACCAGUUAGAUCAACUGGGUGGAAAUAGUUAUUUCAUAUAAUAAAUGGAUGUGUCAUCAGGGCUGGAUUUGGUUCAUUAUAGCGCCUGCAGAACACAAGGAUUGUUCACCCUGAGGUUUGUGAAAACACAGAAAAGGCAGAUUAUUUUGGAGCCAAAAACACAAAAAGAGUGGGAGAUGACUCCCUUCAGUUCUUGGUGUUUUUAGUUUAUGCCAGCAGUCCUGAAAAAAGGAAAGAUUUUGGCAACCAGAAAUCAGUUUGGCUCUCAGAGAGCACUGUUCAGUUUUAACGAGAAGUGAAAAGUUUGGUAAACUUAUAUCUCAGUAUGACUUUAUAAGAUAUGGAAAGAACAGACAUGCUGACAGUUCAGCUAUACAAAUCACAUAAUACUGAGGUUGAGGUCACACAGUGGAGUAUGAGAUUAUAAAGAAAUGCACAAUUUUAGAGGUUAGAUUAGAUUAGAUGUAACGUUAUUUAUCCUUUUGAGAGUUUCCUCGAGGAAAUUAAGUAUUACAGGAUAUUUUUUCUCUAUACAGAAGAGAAAAAAAGAUCAAACAUACAAUAUACACUCACCGGCCACUUUAUUAGGUACACCUGUCCAACUGCUCGUUAACACUUAAUUUCUAAUCAGCCAAUCACAUGGCGGCAACUUAGUGCAUUUAGGCAUGUAGACAUGGUCAAGACAAUCUCCUGCAGUUCAAACCGAGCAUCAGUAUGGGGAAGAAAGGUGAUUUGAGUGACUUUGAACGUGGCAUGGUUGUUGGUGCCAGAAGGGCUGGUCUGAGUAUUUCAGAAACUGCUGAUCUACUGGGAUUUUCACGCACAACCAUCUCUAGGGUUUACAGAGAAUGGUCCGAAAAAGAAAAAAUAUCCAGUGAGCGGCAGUUCUGUGGGCGGAAAUGCCUUGUUGAUGCCAGAGGUCAGAGGAGAAUGGCCAGACUGGUUCGAACUGAUAGAAAGGCAACAGUGACUCAAAUAACCACCCGUUACAACCAAGGUAGGCAGAAGAGCAUCUCUGAACGCACAGUACGUCGAACUUUGAGGCAGAUGGGCUACAGCAGCAGAAGACCACACCGGGUGCCACUCCUUUCAGCUAAGAACAGGAAACUGAGGCUACAAUUUGCACAAGCUCAUCGAAAUUGGACAAUAGAAGAUUGGAAAAACGUUGCCUGGUCUGAUGAGUCUCGAUUUCUGCUGCGACAUUCGGAUGGUAGGGUCAGAAUUUGGCGUCAACAACAUGAAAGCAUGGAUCCAUCCUGCCUUGUAUCAACGGUUCAGGCUGGUGGUGGUGGUGUCAUGGUGUGGGGAAUAUUUUCUUGGCACUCUUUGGGCCCCUUGGUACCAAUUGAGCAUCGUUGCAAUGCCACAGCCUACCUGAGUAUUGUUGCUGACCAUGUCCAUCCCUUUAUGACCACAAUGUACCCAACUUCUGAUGGCUACUUUCAGUAGGAUAAUGCGCCAUGUCAUAAAGCUGGAAUCAUCUCAGACUGGUUUCUUGAACAUGACAAUGAGUUCACUGUACUCAAAUGGCCUCCACAGUCACCAGAUCUCAAUCCAAUAGAGCAUCUUUGGGAUGUGGUGGAACGGGAGAUUCGCAUCAUGGAUGUGCAGCCGACAAAUCUGCGGCAAAUGUGUGAUGCCAUCAUGUCAAUAUGGACCAAGCUCUCUGAGGAAUGCUUCCAGCACCUUGUUGAAUCUAUGCCACGAAGAAUUGAGGCAGUUCUGAAGGCAAAAGGGGGUCCAACCCAUUACUAGCAUGGUGUACCUAAUAAAGUGGCCGGUGAGUGUAUAAAACAAUAUAAUAGAACUUCAACAUGUAUUCAUAUGAAAAUAAGAUUUAAAGUAAUCAACAUUUGCACAUUACUGUUACAACUACUACUACUACUGCUGCUGCUCCUUCUCAUGCUCUGUCCUCCUGUUACCCCUCCUCCUUCUCCCCAGAGAGGAGUUGUACGGUCUGAUGGCAUGAGAGACAAAGAAGUUUUUCAGUCUGUUGGUCCUGCACUUGGGAAGGAACAUGAAAAUAUAGAAUACUUCAUCUCCACAAGUUUCUCUCCCACUUUCCUUUUCAGCUGCUUUUUUUUGUUUUUUCCUGUUGUAUUCUGAUAUGCUAAAUGUGAACAGGGUCAUAGCAGGGAAUGCAGAUGUGCACCUCACCUUAAAUAGGUACUGCCACCCUUGAUAAUGAGCACAACCAUCAGUCCACUAGAUAAGCUGUUAAUAUGUUUCCUAAUGUAUCAUUACAUGUUGGGCUUUCUGCUCAUUUUUACAUUAAGAAGCAUUUCACUUUAACAGCAGAAGUAUCCACAGAGGUCUCCUUUCCAUCGAAGCAAAAUAAAGUUACAGGUGAAUAAGUGAAAAAAAAAAAAAAAGAGAUAAAUGAAAAAUGCAUCCAGGAUUAUAGAUUGGGGUCCAUGAUGUUUUUUUUAAGGGCCAUGGACACAGUCAAUGUUUAAGACUAUCACAAAGCAUUUAAUCAUAUGAACAUAAAGAAAAGAGCCAGCUUGGACCUCUUUAAAGCUGAUAUGUAUUACAAGAACUCAAGGCUUUAUGACACAUCUUGGCCCAUCAUCCCACCUGAAUAAGGGUAAAGCCUAAUCUCCUUAUUUCUGAGUCUGAGUCUCCCUGGUUUUUGCUGUGGCAGAGACUCAGACUGAAUCCAGCUCCAGAUCUUUUUACAAGUUUUGUGUUUUUUUUGUCAGUGUUCGAUCACCUUUUGACACAUUGAGACUUUUAGGUCACAUUAUCCUGGUUUUUAGGCUAAUUUAUCCACUGCUAGCUGGGGGCCAAGGAAGCAGCUGUCACUGUGUCAGAAUGUGAUUCCAGAAGAUUCCACUCAAGUAGCUGUUUCCUUGCACCAUCUGCUCAGUCUGCUUCUGUUUCUCUGUGUCUGACUCUAAAUGUCCAUCUGGCUUUCUCACUGUUUCUCUGUCUGUCAGUAAAAAUACAGUUUGAGCCAGAAAGGUAACUCACAACUACUUGUCUCUUUGGGCUCUAUUUUUGUGUCCGCCGGUGAGGCUGCGGACCCCACGCAGUUGUAUUUUCGUCUGGCAGAGCCCAGUGUACAGCCAGUUUGGUAUUUUUGUGGACUGAGGCACACAGAGAUCCGCCAAGCUGGGUGUGGUGGCGUGGCAGGGGGAGGUGUCGACAGAAUCAGCGGGCGCAGUGACAUUUUUGUGCUCGCCACCGGCGUAUAAAGUGCGCUGAAAGUUCGCCGAUUCAAACCUGGUCAGCUUUCAGCACAGGCGGAGCGCAGCUGGUCUUAUGGCAUUUUGGUAGACCGGCGGUGUAUCGGCAUACGUUACUGAUGCCUCACCGGCAGGUUUCCACAGUGUCAGGCACAUUUCAGUGCAAUAAAUAAUCAACAAAAACUAACUAUUAAUCUGAGUCAGCACAUACAUUUAGAUCUAUAUAGAUAUAUUCUGAUCUAUAUCUGAUCUGAUGAGCAUGUUUGGCAUGCAUUUGGACACACAACCUGACCAAAUCAACACAGCUGAAACCGCAUUAAAUUAAAUUAAAUAUCUAGUUCAUAGACACACAUAAUGAAGUUAACAAGAUAUGUAAUUCGUUUCUCUCCCUUUCUUUCUUCCUCUUCCUCUUCUUCAUCGCGCAGCCUGACCUGUACAUGUCUCCGUGUCCUCUCCCGUCCUGCUGCAGCUGCGGUGGCUGAACAGAUGAUUUGUUUCAGUGAUCAGAUGAGUUAUUUACGUUAAGCCUACAUACGAAUAUUAAAAUAUUCAGUUUUGUGAGCCAAAUUUAUUUUAUAUGCCAACAUCUAUGAAAGAAAGAGCCAGGCCACGGAGCGCGAUGCGUCAUUACGCACAGAUGGUUCAGAUUUUCAUGCAAUUUAUGGUGUGAUCUGUGCACACAACCCACCUUUGUCACGUGAGGUUUGAAUUGAUACAACUUCAUGUGAGUGUCUUUAUUUGUGGAAAAGGGUGUUUGUCUUACUAGUGGGUCCAAACUUACAUACACCAAAUCCAUCUGUGCUCAUAUGAGAGAGUGUAAAGGACGUCCUCUGCAGCGUUUACAGCGACACUUGUUGAGGAGCUGCCUUCUGUCACUAUCGUGUGGCAUUGCUGUCUUCAGACAUCUCUUGAUCUCUUUGACUACUUCACGAAAAUUGUAAUACGCCUCUCCGGCGGCAGAUUUAAAGGCGAGGAGAGGAGCUGAUGUUAUUGGUCAAUACAGGUCUCAGCUGUGUUAAACCCACUCUACGCCCUCUCUCCUCCCUUGCCAAGACUUACGCUGCUGGGAGGAGCUGAGUUAAGGGAGGGGGGAUACUUACGCCGGGCUGCGCCGUUCACCAAAAUACCAAAUUGUGCUUGGGAACGCCUUGUCGGCGCGGCAGACCUGACUUACACCGCGCCUGCGGCACGUCUCUGGCGAGGCACGAAAAUAGAGCCCUUUGUGUCUACCUCUCUGAGCUGCAGUGGGAGAAGAGAGGAUAUUUGUACUAUAAAAAGACACAAACUGUGUGGGAUGUUUGCCUGCAGAGUGUGUUUUCACUGGGGAUGUUGCCUGGGUUAAGUGCAUGCCUGUGACAGCUUAUGUGCACAUAAUAACUGUUAUGAAUAACAACUGACAGAUGGAGACUGAGACUCAUUUUGAAUGCAAACGUGUGUAAAAUAGAUCAGAAUUUAAAGCAUAAUCUAUAAAUCUUUUUAUGUACGUAAUGCCAUCCAGAAUCUAUGCCUCAGUCUGAACGUUGAUGAUAACACAUGAAUUCUCAUGGUCUGCCCUUUAUGAAAACUAUUUAACACUGAUCCAAAACAAGGAGUCAUGAGUCUUUUUGCUUUUGGUCAAACCAUUUGUCUUCAAUUAAACUCAACUUUGCCCUCUCCUGCAGAAACACAAUUGACUGGAUGUGUGAGGAACUUGUGCAUAUUUUUCUUCUUCUUUAUUGGAUGCCUUCCAUGGGGAAAUGUACAUUUUAGUGCCGUUAUGGUUAUUUUUUUAGUGCUCAAAGUAAUAUUUGGUCUUUUCUAGACCAAAGCAUGACUGCAUGCCUGUGACAGCUCACGUGCACAUUAGGAUCGCUUGACUUACAUUCCAAUGUACAUGUUUAUUUCACCAGCUCAUCUCAUAACCAUAUCAACACAGUCUCACAUGCCAAAAUUCUGCCAAUUUAAAGGGAUAUUCUGGUGUAAAAUUAAUUUAGGGUCAAACACACCGUAACACCAAGUUAGACACCCCCUUGAGAGAUGAAUGUUGCCGACCGAUUGCUUCGCUGGUCAUACCAACUGUAGUAACGACCGUAGGAUAGCAAUACACAGCAGUCUGAGGAGCCAUAAACAAACCUCAACCAAAACGCCACUUUAUAGCCACAAAUAAUGCUCAGAACAGCACCUAACUUCAUCAACAGUACAUAUAGGGUCCCAGCCUCGGCACUAGCCACCAAACAUCUUUUUAGCUUUGCCUGAUUUCUUUAGCAAAGAGACUAAACACAUUUCUGCAUUUCCAUGAAGCAACUACAUUCAGGUUUUCAAGGUACAAUAUCUAAAUUCAUAAGUUGUUUGUGUUUCUGCUUUCUGAUAAACAUGACUCUAAAUUGCCUCUAAAUUCUUUUUUGUCUAGGUAACCCUGACAGAGCUUGGCAGAGUGCUUAGGGUCAUUGUCUUGCUGCAGAACAAACUUAUGAGCCACAAGUCUGAGUCCAGAUGGAGCAGCAUGGUGCUGGAGGAUGGAGUGGUACUGUUCCUUCUUCGUAAUACCCUUUACUUCAAACAAAUCUCCUACUCUAUCACCUGCAAAACAUCCCCAUACCACAUACCAUGGAACUACCACCUCCAUGCUGAAUUGUGGGUGUAACACAUGGUACUUUCAGACGUUCACCAGUUUGUCUGCGGACAUAGACUCUGCGUUUUGUACCAAACAGUGCAAACUUGUUUCUAGUCAUCAUAAGUCCAAUUUUUGUGAGCAUUUGCCCACUCAUAUCUCUUUUUCUUGUUCUGUGGAUGAAGAAUUUUUUUUUUGCAGAUACACAACCCUUCAAACCAGCCUUUCUCAAAUGUCUUUUCACGUUUGUCAGAGAUAUGGCUUUCGAUCUUGUCAUGUUGAUUUCCUCCCUUAUUUGUGGUGCUGUCUUUCUCCGAUCUCUCUUACUGGUGACAAUGCUAUGUUUAUCCUUUGCCUUUGUAGUAACUCUCUUUCGUCCAGUUCUUUUUCUAUCAUCAUAACUUCCAGGUUCCUCUAGUGUCUUCCGAGUGUAGUGGACUCCUUUGUUGGACACCUUGAGGCAUUUUGCAAUUUCACUUCCUGUGUAUCCUCCUUUCCUCAAUGUACAAAUCUGUACUUUUGUUUCUUUACUCAGUUGCUUCUUUCUAGCCAUUUUUGCGAUAAUUUGAACAGUAGAGAUUUAUAAGGAUUUUUGUAUGCAGACUCUCAAAAGCCAAAAAGUUGACGUGAAUAAUCCAACUGUGAUUUGUUUUUUUGCUUUUGCACUGAAGUUGUGACUCUUGCAAAUGUUUUCAACCCUAAAACUAAGCCCUUAUUAUCUUUUGCUGAAAUAUAUUUCGCCAUGGUUUGUUAACAUCAAUGUAUAUCUAAAGGUAAAUUGAGUAAAAUGGUGCAUUUCCAUGAAAGCAACAUCUGAUUGUGGAGUAAAUACAUCCCAAAAUACAUAAAACUCAUGCUGGAUUUUCAAAAAAGCAUUGUGAACAAAAACUUAAAGUUACUGUUUGGCCUGUAAUGGCCUUGUUUCCAAACCUUUGGCCUGUAGUGUAUAUAUAUAUAUAUAUAUAUAUAUAUAUAUAUAUAUAUAAAUGAAAGAAAUAAACAUGUUCAUAGAUGGUUUAUUUCUGUUGUUGUCAGUGGUGCAGUCCAGUUAUCAUAGAAACCUGUUUUUAAACACAAACAAUUGGUACUUCAGUAUGUUUUACCAACAAUAACAUCAACAGCACAGAACUAAACUCAAAGUUAUGCUGGGUUAAAAACAACCCAGUUUGGGUUGUUUUUUAGCUCAGCUGCUGGGCAACUAUUGGACCAAACCAAUGCUUGUUUACUUUCACCCUUAGGUUCAUUAUUACAGCUGGAUGCUAAAUUAGAGCACCUCUUAAACUGAUUAGUUCUAGUUCUAAUUCACAAAACUUACUGUUCUUUAAAAUAGACAUCAAUCUUUCAUUUCUCAGCACCAGGCUAAGCUAGACUGGGGUUUGCAAGGGUAGACCAAGCCAUGCAGAGCCAGGCUUUAGAAGCAGAGGUCCUGCAGUUCUAGCACAGUACAGGGUCUGAAACAACAAUCUAGCUUCUGUGAUCGGGUUAUCCUUGUCUCACCGGGCCCUGUGGGGAGGAAAACAAAUAAACAAAUGAUUGAAGAGAAAGCCAUCUUUACACAGUUUAUAAAGACUAAAUCUGAUUAAAAGUUAACUCGUGAUUAUUUGGCAAAUGUGUUAAAUGUCGAUUUAAGAGUUUAUUUAGUCUCUCCUCUCACCCUUUGCAUGGUACGAGUUCACAUAGAAGCCUUGGUCCCCACAUACCAGGUCAAGGGCAUCCACCAGGUCGCGGCCGCACAGGUGUAGCGCAGGGGCUAUGGCCUCAGAGCUUGGCCAUGACACAACCAGUAAUACCAGCACAGACAAGGACUGGAGCCACAGAGCUGCCAUGAUGGAGGAGACCUGAACACUUAGAAAGUAUUUCAGGCUUAACUUUGUGAGGAUCAAGCAGGGUAAUCUUUUUUUUUUUAAACAGAAGGUACAGUGUUCAAGGAUUUUCAAUGAGAAUGCUGAAUUUAAAAUAAUCACACUGUCCCUUUUCUGAAAACAUCUGCUUUUGCCCUUCAGUCAGUGAUGAAGAGGAGCUAAGCUGGUUGGUUUGAGGUAAGAAACAAGUUAUCCUCUUUAUUUAUACUUUGUGAACUUCCCUCUGGAUCACUCAAUGAUCACACACAGUUGAGUAACCUUCUGGUUGAUGGCCUGCUGCAGAGCACAAAGUCCAACAUGAGGACUGAGAUCAGUUUUUAUCUUUAGCUGUUCUGGAAGAGGAAUUGAAAAAGACCUGGUUCUGUUUGUACAGGUCUGAACACUGAAACAGAGUCACAGAUCCAUCUGACAUCAACCUGAUUGACCUUUCAGCGUAGGUCUUUCAGACAGUGGAAGGUACCUGAUUUGAUACCUUCACAAGAUUAUCAUUAUAAAACUACCAAUCAAUUACAGGAGGAAGAAAAAAAAAUCUUUGAGAAAAAGUGAGUGUCCUUGUUUGUGGACAUCCUGCAGGAGCUUUCAUCAUUUUUUUUUGGUUAUAUAUUCAUGCGGGAGGAGCUACAACCCCCCCCCCCCCCCCGCUUUUUUUUUCUGACAGUCCUGAACCAAAUAAAAUCGCCUCCCUUGUUUAUGUAAUGACCUUUAAGGUCAGGAAAGGAUGAAAAUAAUCUGGUUAUGAAGAGAUUAUCAUCCCAAUUGGGACAAUAGACACAAACAAACAAGAUGAGAAUUCCUUGAAGUCUCCCUGAAACCAUCACAUAUCUCCCACAUAGAUCUAGUAUUGAUCUAUCUAAGCAGAAUGUAACCCUCCUGCAAAUGAGUAUAGUGGCACCCCUGGCCUUGCUGUUGAAUGUUGAGUGAAAAACCUCCCAACCUAGCCUUUUUUAGCCAGGCUGUCUCCUGAUUAAGCAUGUGUGUUUCCAGGAGGAAGUAUGUCACCCUUGAUCUGGUUCAGGUGAGUCAUCAUCCGGCCCAACUUUGUGGCAGUCCUCGACCCCCUCAUAUUCCAGAAUAUAAGUCUAAGAACAUUAUUUAAAGUCAUACCUCAGUACUAAAGACACAGGGAUAGUUGUAGAUGUGAAAUGUGUGAUUGGGGUCUGGUGCACUAGGUAACCUGGGUAAUCUGUAGAGACUGGGAAGACUACAGGUAAAAAAAAAAAAACGAAAACAAAAAAAAAGACAAACAAACAAACAAACAAACAAACAAAAAAGGCCUGAAAAUAGCCACACCCAAAUGAAAUACUCUUGUGUCCAUUGCACCAUAGUGCGAACUGCAGUAUGAGACUUCCUUCAAACAGAAUUCCCAUCUCCCAUUUCAAUAAGACAUUUUGGAGUGGUCACUGAACAUCCAACAGAAAUCGGAUAUCGAUAUUGGGUGUCUGACGUGUCAUCAAAGCAGUCAGCUAACAGACUUUACACUGUGACAGACUCAAUACAGUCUAGGGUAAUGUUACACUAAUGUCCUUACAUCGACUGUUGCCAACCUACAACUUUCUUCUUACAUGACAGUGUUGCUUACUUGUACAUUAGAUUUGAGCCGAAGUUCAUCCCCAUGGGGGAUUUGCUUCUGCAGAGGCAAAGCUGCUGCUGUUUUCUCUGUAACACUCAGUUACAGACACAAGUGCAUGUUUGAUUGGGAGCCAUGACUCAAAAAGGUUGACAACCAAUGUGAAAAUGUAGGAUAACUCGCAUUCAAUAGUUUAUCAGCAUAGUGAGACAUAACCAGAAUACUCGAAGCUCAUAAAUAAUCGAACAUUAUUGGAGCGCAUUAUUAAAAAAAAACACGUAUGUCCACUAGGGCUGGGUGAUAUGGGAAAAAGUCUAUCACAAUAAACUACCAUUGAUUUUUUCAUAUCCGUCGAUAUCGACAUAUAUCAGGUUAUAAAAUAAAAAAUGAAAUUUAACAGUGCUUUUUGGUAGCAUGUCUUUUGGAACAUAAGCUACUUCAUCUGUGAGGUCUAUGUGUCUCUUUGACGUUUUGUCAUAAGGCGUUGCGCUAGAGUUAGCGGACUGAAUGGUUGGCUGUUUCAGCUGCACAGGCGCCAUGGACUCCUUACUCCUCUCAGGGUUUGUAACCUUUUGCUUUGCUCGUGCUCUGCCGCAUGGCACUGCUUCAGGUGGGGAAAAAGAUUCUUCAGGUGGUGAAAAAAGACUCAUCCAGCAGCCGCCUGUAUGUACAGGGACCUCCGAGUGAGUCCAUCGGCUGCAGCGGGGGGAAGCAAAUCAAGGAAGAACAUUCAUGAUCAUUUCCUCAUGGAAACGCAAUCAGACUGAGACGCUAAGGCAGAAGAAUUACAAAAAGUGCAAAAUGAUUAGUAUGAUGACUAUUACUUCAAGGAAAUGAUAAAGUAAUGAUCAUAAUUAUUCUUCCUUGAGCUGCACCCCCCGCCUCAGUCAAUGAUGAGUGGUCGAGGUCUCGCUACAAACAAACAGCUGCUGGAAGAGAGAGGGUGAGUUGUGUUUAGUCUCUUUGCUAAAGAAAUCAGGCAAAACUAAAAAGAUGUUUGGUGGCUAGUACUAUGGCUGGGACCCUGUUUGUACUGUUGAUGAAGUUAGGUGCUGUUCUGAGCAUUAUUUGUGACUAUAAAGUGGCUUUUUGAUUGAGCGUGUGGCUCUCUGUAUUGGUAUCUGUGGUCGUUACUAAAGUUGGUAUAACCAGAGAAGCAAGUGGUCUGCAACAUUUUUGAUAUACAGUAUAAUUUGUCCUUAAACUCUUCAAGCUGUAGGACUAGUAACAAAUCAAAAUUUGUCCAGAAGAGGAAUCAGAAAAAAUCCACAGUAUAACAAUAGGGCCUCAGUGCAUUUGCCCCAGCCCUAAUGACACCUGUUUUUAUUUGCAUACAUAUCGGGAACGUGAGAUCCAAUCGCAAGCCAUUAUGCAAAAAAUAAAUGCUGGCACUCAGACCUUUCUAUAAAUAAUCCAUUGGUCAGAUUAAUAAUAGGUCUGAAUGACCCUAGAUAUGGCAGUUUUUUAUUGAACAUUCAAGCUUUGGGUGUUGAGAUUAUAUGAAGAUGAAGCAUAUUGAAUGAAAUCACUCUUGCCAACCUUUCCAAUGAUGUGUUCGUGUACCUAGUCAAACAGUGUGAAAAAGGCUGACAUUAUCUCCGGAGUAGGAUACUGAGAGGAGCAGUAGAUGUUUUUUGAAUAAAAGCAUUAAAUCCCUCUCACUCGUCUUCUAUCAUUUACAGUCUGAUUAUUCCAUUGUCUUAUUCUCCAGGUAGUGACUAAUCCUCAAAUCUCAGUCAUGUUUCUGAAAGAUGUUAGCUGUCUGUUAGCAAUCAGCAGCUGUAAGUGCAGACUUUGAAGCUUCCCUCCACAGGUUAAUGGUGACUCUGCUUCUUUAUGAGAAGAGAGUCAUUCAGUGCCAACAAGGAAACAUUGGAUUUAGAGGCAGAAAGCCUCCAGGCAGCAUAAAAGCAGAGUAAAUCCUAAAUAACUGCGACUGUGGAUAUGCAGAUAACAUGUAGCCUCACUCUAACUACCAGACAUGUUUCAAUAGAGCCUAUUUUUUGGGUGCUUUUGAACUAUUUACAGUGAAGAAAGGCACUAUUUUAUGUCAUUUUCUAAACCAUUACUUUUCCUCUGCAAAUGUUCUGCCAGCUCCUCUAAACUUCAUGCAGAGAUGGAGAGGCUGAAGGUGACUUGGGUAUAAUACGGUAGAAAACUAAACCAGAGUUGUGCAUCCAUGGGCUUCUGAACUGAGUGUUUUUGGCCACAUGUUCAGCUGAAUGAUGUUUAAAGACAAACUUUUCUUCAUAUAUUUACAAUGUGAUCAGACAUUCCCAAUGAAGUGUCUGAAAUAUCAAGUUAUUGUUGGUUCAUUUAAACCAAUUUUUGGAGACCUUUAGAGAUCUUUAAAGUGCUUCACAAACAGCUUAAAUAAAGACUGUAAAUAAGAAAAUGCAAAGGUAGAAAAAUAAAGUUGGAGAUACAAGUAGUUGUAUUAAAUGCUCUGGCUCUGGGAUCAAUUGCGCUCCUCUAAUGAGCUGAAUGAAGUGGACAAACUCUUUUGGCAGGUCUUUGAAAUAACUAUGAAUUGGUUAUCUUAUAAUCUUAUAAGGAUGAUCAUAUCAACAUUUAACUGUUAACCCAGUUUAAAAAUAUUUCAAGAAAUGGUGACAAUGUACAGGGACAAUUUUCAGGAAGACAUACCCAACAUAUUUGGAGUUUUUGAGAGUUCUGGGACAGAUUUAAACUCCAUGGCUCUUGGGGUCCAUGUUUGUAGCAGAUCCUGGCAGAGAACUCAGUGGGAGGGAGUGGGAACUGGACCCAGCAGGGGGUCCCGAGUCAUCAGGGAGAGGAGGAGGAAAAGUGAGAGAGAGCCUGUAAGGGGAGCAGUAAAGAAGAGAAGGGAUGGAAGCUGUAAGUGGACCAGAAUCUGAGUGAAAUGACAACUUUAUGCUAACUCCUAUCAGCCCCACUGUUCAAUGUACAAACAACCUUUUUUUCAUAAGGGAUCUUGAUUGUUCUCAUUACCUUAAACUUUUUUUUAAUUACACCCUGAAUUGACAAACCCUCUCUUGACCACACAUCCAUGGACAUCAGCAGCAGCAGGAGGAGGAGAAGAAGGAGGUAGUAAUCUGUUUGAAGGAGUUGUAUUAAUGCAAGCAAGUGCUUUUUGCUAAUUCUGUGUCAUUUGAAUACCUCUCUGUUAUCCUUAAAUGUUCCCUCUGUAAUUAUUUAUAGACAUGCAGGGCUCACUGCAUGGCUUCUCCCUCAGGAGUUGGGUGAAUUUCAUCUGUGAUUCACACUGACUUCUUUCCAAAAACUUCAACAUCCACAUUAUAACCCAGAGGAAGUUAUUAAUGUUCACUGAAUGUGACCCUUCCCUUUCAGACCACUCUCAUGCACAUAUAGGGCUCUAUUUUUAUGUACGCCGGGGACAUAGCAGAGGGUGGCGGACCCUGCGCAGUUGUAUUUUCGUCUGGCGGAGCCCGGCCAAUAUUCAGUUUUGAGAGCCAAAUUUAUUUUAUAUGCCAACAUCUAUGAAAAAAAGAGCCAGGCCACGGAGCGCGAUGCGUCAUUACGCACAGAUGGUUCAGAUUUUAAUGCCAUUUUUGGAGUUCAUGGUGUGAUCUGUGCGCUCAACCCACCUUUUUCACGUGAGGUUUGAAUAUAUGCAACUUUAUGUGAGUGUCUUUAUUUGUGGAAAAGGGUGUUUGUCUUACCAGUGGGCCCAACAUUACACAAACCAAAUCCCUCUGUGCUUAUAUGAGAGCGGGAAGGACGCUCUCUGCAGUGCUUACAGUGUCAGGUCUCGGCUGUGUUAAACCCACUCCACGCCCUCUCUCCUCCCUCGCCACGACUUAUGCCGCUGGGAGGAGCUGAGUUAGGAAGGGGGGAUACUUACGCCGGGCUGCACUGCUCACCAAAAUACCAAAUUGUGCUUGGGAACGCCUUGUCGGACCUGACUUAUGCCACGCCUGUGCCAUGUCUCUGGCGAGGCACGAAAAUAGAACCCAUAGUCUCCCCCUUUAUAACUGAAAGGUCUUUUCAAGGGUUGGGCAGGUUUCUUGCAAGAUGUAGUGAAAAAAAAUGACUUCUUAUUCUCCAUUAACUUCAGCUACACUGCACUGAAAAUACCUCCUAUGACAAAAGUAGCUCAGCUACAUCUAAGCUAUUUUCAUUCAUAUAAAAUCAGUUGAAGCAGAAAGUUACCACUUGAGUUUUUUAGGUUUGUUUUGAGCACAGUGUAUGACAAUUACAUUAAAUAUGUUUCAGCUUAAUCCCCCUUGGCUUCUAAGAUACCUUUAAAGCACAAAUGAACAUUAAAAAAUAAUCUGUAUGGUUUUAACUGUAACAUCCAAGUAGACAGCCAGGUAGAAACAGGAUCCAACAAUGCUGGUUUAUUAGCUGAUGACUCUGUGACCCUGGUUAUUCUUGCCUGGUGGCGUUCUGCUGCUGAAGCUAGCUUUGCUUUUGAACAACAACAACAAGCCACAGAGCUGAUAUAUCCUGUUGUGGGACAUAUGGAUAUGUCACAAUGUAUACAAUGUAUAUUUCGAUCUUGGAGUACUUUUUUUUCAAUUGAAUUUUAUUUAUUUAUUUCAGACUCAGAUUUUAUUUUUACGGAUUCAAAUCUUUUUUUUCGGUUUAAGAUUAUUAUUUUUCAGAUUCAGAUCUUUUUUUAUGGAUUCAACUUAAAAAGUUUCAGGUUCACUUUUGGCCCUGUUUUUCUGUGGGGGCGGGCCUCGACUGAGAGGAGCGUGGUCUGCCAUGAGUGACAGCCAGAAAAAUCACGUUCUUGUUUCUCAAACACCUUUUGUAAAUAAAUCGCUGGUAGCAUGUCGUGAAACCCAGCGUCAUCAGGAACAUUUUCAAAGUCGAUAUCAACGCAAUGUUUAUAAGUUUCGGCAAGAUCCUUUGUCUCACUCUGUAGAGAAAGCCACUUUCUAAUACUAGUGCUGUAAGUUUCCCAACGUGUCCUUGUAAAGUCGAGAACGUCUUCACCCUGGACAGAUGAUAGAUGCAUAUAGCAUCGUUUUGUUCCUUUUUUAUGCACUUUUGAAGGUUGUUUACUUUUUUUCUUUUUCUUUUCUUCCUCUUUGCUUUUCUCGCUGCUAGAUGCACUCGUCGCCAUGUUUGUGUUGUUCUGAUACUAUGGCAACAAGACUCGGCUCCUAUUGGUCCACGUGACAAAAAUCGCUUCACCCCUCUGCAUAUUCGAAUGCGCGUGUGCAAGUAUCACUACACCGCAGAAAGGAAAUAGUUCGACACCGAAACACUGAUUACUUAAAAUCGACUGGAUGGCAUGAGUAGAUAUUUAUUUUUAGUACUUACUAUCAAUAUAAGUAUCCAUAAAAAAAGAUCUGAAUCUGAAAAAUAAUAAUCUGAAACAAAAAAAAGAAUUGAAUACAUAAAAAUAAAAUCUGAAUCUGAAAUAAAUAAAAUUCAACUGAAAAAAAAGUACUCCAAGACUGAAAUAUACAUUGAAGUGAAAAAUAAAAAUAAGUAAUUUAUUCAAAAGUAUUAAAAAACAGAAUCAAAGUUACGUUUGAACAGAUUUUUUUCAUGCAUUCUGGGAUUUUUCAAAGUUCAAUUUCGAAAUUCAAGACUUUCAGGUACCAUUUUAUUUUUUUUUCCGGUUCAAAUCUUAUUUUUCCACUUCACUUUUUAUUUUUUCACUUACUGUUCUUUUGGUAAACAGUCAAUACUUUUGAGCCUGAUCUGGCUCCAUAGGGGCACUCAUCACUGACAAAGACAUAGGGGCACUCAUUUGACCCAUUUUAUAUCCUUCACCUCACUCUUUUUCUGAGGUCAGUGAAACACUCAGAUCUCUUUUUCACAAACAUUUUACUUUAGACUCAUAAACUGUUUCACAAAAAGUUUCAAAUACCCAACUGAAGAUGCCCUCUGAUACCAUAAGACAAAUUAAAUUCCACAAAAUCUGAGCAUUACAAAUGCAAAGAACUGGUAAAGAGUCAAAAAAGAGCACCAGGGCACCAACCUUUCAGUGAAUUAUCAAGUUCUCCAGGAAAUUCACAAAAUGAGAGUCUGUUUUUCUACAAGGAAGCAAACAGAAACAGGAGUGCUGUUAUUUUUUUGCUAUUGAACUGUUAACAGGAAACUUGACCAUAGUCAUGGCUCUGCUAAUUGUGUCACAUGAGGGAAAUAAAGGCAUCUAACUCUUUUAAGCUACUUAAGCCUCUAACAGGUUUGAUUUUCCUCUUUGAACUGUUUUUCUUUAUCUGCAAACGAGCAUAACUGCAGAAAAAAAGACUAAAAUGACAUACAUACAAUGAAAAUGUCCAAAGUUCAAUCAGUUAUCUCCUUGACCAAGGAUGAGGGGUUAGAGGUCAUCCAAAACUGGGGAAACAGGACUUUAGUAAACACACAAUGGGGAUAAGUAACAUACAUUAAAUUCAGGAACCACAAUGAACCUUUAUAAUGACAAUUUGAGGCCUCUCUGUUCAUAUAGGGUCCCAUCAGUUAACUGACUUCAGGUUCAGCUUGACUCAACAGAGGACUCAGCUCAUUUGUAUCAGAGCGGGCUUGUGUGAGACCCCAAGAAAAUGAGGAAAAAGCACAUGAAAGGGUUAUUACCUGCUGCCAAGAAUCAGGUCCUGAUUACCAAAAUGUUCUCAGUGACAGCGGGAGAGAUGUGGGAUUUGACUUCCCGCAGCAGAGAUCUGACAGCAGUGACGCAUGACCACAGGCUGAUGGAGCUUUCAGACAGGUGGAAAGAAGACAAAUGAUCAGCGUUCCCAGAGUGAGAGACCUGUGUGUGAUGUGUGAUGGGACAGGAGAUGAGCAGACUGACUGAGUGGGUCUCAGAUCAGAUAAAAUCACUCCAACCAACACAGGGCGUCUUUACCGGCCAACCUACAUGCUCUACAGACCUCAGUCAGGACUUCACCUGCUGCAUCCUUUUCUCACAGAUACCAGAAAUAAAAAUAUACCUGCUCCCCCCACAGCUGCACACCGGAGAUAAGUCUCACACACCAUGGUGACAGGAAGAGAAGAAGCAUUUAUUUAAAUUUGAUAUGUGGCGUGUCACAGGUGAUGAGAGGGAAGCAGACAGUCGCAGUCUCGACAGGGUUUAAAGAAACGUGAUGUGGCACAUUUUCCAUUACACUAAGCAGAUAAUUAAGCUUCAGCAUCAAUUUUCGGAGUUAAUUUAGACAACAUACAAAAGUUGUCCUCAUUUACCUGAGUGUGAGGAUGGGACAACUCUGAACCCUGAUUAACGGGGAGAGCGCUGAAAACUGAAGGCAUCCUCUGUCAGUGUCACUCUGAGCUGGAGUCUGACUUUUCAGCUUUCAUCCCCUCAAAUCUGAAUCAUUUUCACAGCUCCAUUGUCAUGUUAUUAACCUGAUUUGAAUAAUUUCUCCAAAAACUCGGUAUUAACCUGUGAAUACUGUCAUUUAACAAUGUUCUCAAUAAACCAAUGCCAAAAUCUCCAGAGUUGGUUUCCAGGAAUAUAACACAAAGAUUUAAACAGCUGUGCAAAUCAAGGAGUGGUUUUAGAAGGAUACAUCUGGGGCUGAUACUUGAGUGAUUGUGAUUUGUUCCUUUGUAUGAAGCAGUUAUGAGGGCAAUUUAUUUACUUGAUAGGCUCUUUUAGGGCGCAUUCACACCAGGAUUGUUUGGUUUGUUUUAAAAGGACCAUGGUCCCCUUACUCCCUUAGUACGGGUGGUAUGACACACAACAACACACAAUUAAACCAAAGUCCGGAUCAAACAAACGGACCAUGGUCCUCUUGAAAAUGCAGGACUGGGUCACCUUCCAAACGAACCAUGGUCCAGUCCUGGCUGGGUGUGAACACAGCACUGAUGCAGCUGUACUUCUUCUAUGUCAAUAUAAUCCAAUAAUACAUUUACACUGUAAUAAAGCUGGAAAAUUAUGCCUGGUUGGAGGUUGCAGGCAGACAGAGAACAGCCAGUCAAAACUGUCCGUAAAACUGGAUGAAUGGCAGAGGGUUUGUGUUCUAAUACAAUAGUCAGGUGAUAAAUAUUAAAUACCUGGAUGUUCUUCUGUUCAACAAACACGCUGACAAUGUGUUAUCUAGGCAUUCCUUUGCAGUAAUGCCUGGUGUCUCCUCGCACAACCUCUCCGCCACCUCUAAUGAAUUGCUAGGAGCAAGAUGCCUCUUGUUCUCUCUGGUCGGCUACUUUCUGUACGUUGUGGGACAAUGAAGAUUGUGCCCCAAAUAAGCAGGUGACAGACAAUGAUUUUCCCUUGUAACUUUCCCUCUUUUUUGAACCAUUGGGUUCACUUAGCAAAAGCCCCCUGUGAACGCAAACCAGACCAAAUGCAACAAUGUAAACAUUUGGUCCCUGAUCUGGACCUUCUAAGCGGACUUUGGGUGAGAAAGGCCCCUUAUUUGCCAGUUCAAAGUAGGAUUUUAUUGUGUUGUUAUGCCUCUUAUGCAAUGGGAAGCCCACAGAAGCGUAAUGGUUGGGCAAGGUUGGUCCACCUCUGCACCUCCCUUCAUCAUGAUAUCAGACACAGAAACAGGGGAAGGAAGAUGCCAAGUGUCAGAGCCGCCAGCACAGAACAGCACUGUGUGUUUGUGGAAAUUUGUGUGUGUGUGUGUGUGUGUGUGUGUGUGUGUGUGUGUGUGUGUGUGUGUGUGUGUGUGUGUGUGUGUGUGUGUGUGUGUGUGGUGCUCCCACCGUGCGUUUCCAAAGCCAUGCUUCUCCUUCUGCUACAACCUGAUGCCAUGUGUAAUGACACGCUGGGACACCAUUAUUAUACCGGUUCAGAGAGCAAUGUGUAAGUAGAAAGGCGAAAUAAUGGUGGAGCUCUGUUAUAGCGCUGUUGCAGAAAAAGGUUAUAAUGAAAGCUAGCUUAGGCUAGUCACAUGGACUAUAUGACUCCUAGAUCUUUGACAUUUACAACUGUGGGAAACCUCACACACAUAUCUGACUGAUUGAUUUUUAACAUUAGAAUCCUCUGAACACGCUCUGUACAGGCUUUUGGCCUAUUGCUAAGCCCCUCCCCGUUUAGUUACUUUUGCUAACUCAGACAAACAACUGGAGCUGAGCAGUCCUUUCCAAUGGCCGCUACCAGUGUCAAAACACUACCCCAAGAGGGUGUCGGCAAAUUCUGGGCACAGAGAGACAUGAUUUUUUCGAGAAGCCUUCAAAAGGGACUUCAUUAUGCCAUGGAGGGAUAUGUCCAGAGUUUAAAGUUAAGUGUAGUAGGUGAGAAUACAGUUAAAUUGGAGGUGAGGAUGUACAGAACCCAAUGCAAGUGGGAGAAAACUCAUCUUACAGUCGUCACGAUUGCAGAUGACAACAUCCAAGACCAACACUGUUUGUGUUCCACAGGGUAAGAUUAAAUUAAUUUACCUUUAAUUAUGUAAACUAAUCUGGAGAGGCACUGAGUGUUAGUCACUCAGCUAGUGUGCUAACCCGGGCAAACAUUUGUGGAAGCUAAUUUACCAGAGGUGAAAGCUCUGUUACUACAUCACUAAUGAUGAUUAAGUAACUGUAGGUUAAGUUAGUAUAUUUAAAGCUAUGUUGGUGUGAGUUACCUUAGAACAAAUGUAGACAUCCUUGUUGAGAUUCUGGACAUUAAGUUGGCUGUUUGGUCUGCCACACGAUUUCAUCCAUGGCAGACAUUUACUUCAAUCUUUGUUUGAAGUUGGAAAUGGUAAUCCAUGGUAGCUGAACCUGUUCGCACUUUAUACAAAAUACCUCAUUCUUUUUCAGAUGUUUUAGUGAUAAAAAGGAUUUGAAAUUAGUUUUCUGCCUUUAAUUCUUUGAAGAAGUGUUUGAAAGGCUCAAAAGCAGCCAUUUGUUAAAAAAAAAGUAAUGUUUCUCCAAACUGUUUUGUUUCUAAUUUCAAGUUAAUAGUAAGUAUUUUAAUGUCCAUGUUUUUACUCAGUAUACAGUCUGUACUUGCACUCACGUUUGGUGUAAUUUGACACCAUAAGCAAACUAGCUAAGAGUGGCCAAAUAAUGUGACUAAUUUCACAUCCUGACACUUUUAACAUAACUGUCUGCCAAAUAACUUUAGGUUUAAGCAAAUUUUUAGAGUCAGGACUUGUCAGUAGACUUUUUCAAAAAACAGUUUUACUGGCCUGCUCUCCCUCGCUUUGAUAAUGAAAAGUUUCUCACUCUUCACCUCUCAAACAGCAGCAUUAUUCAACCCGAAUACAUAAAGCUGUCUGCAUACAGGCCUGCACAACCCCCGACCCCCACCCCUGCGUCCAGUUGAAGAUGUUGUUGUUUGUAAACACCACUGAAAUGAAGGUCUGGCCAUUGCUGUUUGAAGUUGUUGAAAUCGUGUUGCAGAUGCCAUAGAUGGGUCAUGAGGGCCCAAAAUAUUUAAGUUUUCAUGUUUUAUGUAUCAGUUUUCUGAGGUUGUCAGGUGAUUGAAAUACACCACAAUCUGAGGAGAUGGGCUGUAAACAAGUCUGUGCCACGGCUCGACAGAGUGUCCGAUGGAGGUCGUUCAUUUAUGGUGCACUUUUGCCCUGAGGGCUCGAGCACUUAUUGUGUGAUUGAAAACUGUGAAAUGCAUUAAUAAAACUUUACAGGUAUGCAUAUUUUAUAUAUGACAUUUGUAAAAUAUAUAUGUAUAUAUAUAGGGACUCAGAUAAUUCAAGUCAGCUUUCAUCAUCACAAAAGCUGUGGGAAAAAAAAAAAAAAAAACUUUACGAAUGUUUUGCACUCCCAUCCUUAACAAUCAUCCCCUCCCUCUUUAGAAUUUUACAUCUGCACUAAUAAAUCGACAUUAUCUGAGAGUUUAACAGAGACACACAGUGAGAGGAGGAGACACGAUGAGCUCUGAUUUAUUUGCCUGUUGUUGUUAUCAUCAUAUCAGCUCUGAUGUAACAGAUCGGCUGGGAGAUUCAAUCUCAAGCUGUUUUCGUGUGUUCCCCUCUCCUACCAGCCCACCCAGUCUAAUAAAUAGCUGUGUAAUAAAUCAAGCUCUCCCUAUUCUUGUGGGCCACUCAAUAUGUAUGUGGUGUGACAGGCUGGGUUGAGACUCGCAUCAUAUAUCUGCAGAGAUGAUGGCAGAAUAAAUCACGGCUUUUACAGUAGCAGGCUGCCCAAGGCUACACAGCCGUCACUCUCUCUCUCUCUCUUUCCUUUCCUCCUGCCCUCUCCUUUUCCCCUUGCAUAUCUUUUUUGAUUCAAUUUUUUUCCAGUCUCCUUUCUACAUCAGGUCAGGCUGUUUGUUAUUCAGAAUUGACGUCCUCUUUAGGUUUGGGGGGCCUAUUUCCUUCUUUGGCCUGCGGAGUUAAUCAGAAUUACAAUCAGAAUCAGAAUGAACUUUAUUGGCCAAUUAUGUGUAGUUUGUAAACAGUAUGAUAUUGAACAGUAUGAUGAUAAUUAUUAUUUAUAAUGUGUUUUUUUAAGUUCAAAAUAACUUGUUUAUUUUGUCUCCUAUGUAAUACAGUUCUUGCAAAAACUGUGCGAAUGCCAUACUAACCAAAUCUUCUGUCAGUAUUUUUUCUUCUAAGGUUUCUGUUAUAUUUCUGCUUGAAACAGCAACAGCUACUGUCUGCCUCUUGAGCCCUCCAGACUAGAGGCAGCCAUGGCCACAGGCUUCAUGUUUUCAUGUUGACUGUGUCACAGUAAGGAAAGUGAUAUCUCAGCCUGGAAGGGCCUCCAAUUGCUUCCACUUGAACUCAAAGAAGAACUUAUUGAAUGGAGAAGUCAAACCCGUGACCUGAUACCUUAUCUACUGAUAAUUACGUUAUCUGCAGAGACCUCAUCUGCCUGCUGUUAGCCUCCUGACGAUGAUAUCUUAAUUUUAGUGAUGUUUUUUUCCACAUAUUUUCAGUGUACAGCUACACUUACCAACCACUUGAAUAGGUGCUAGUACUGGCUUGGACCCCCUUUUGUGUUCAGAACUGCCUUAAUUCUCUGUGGGGGACUUUUAACACAGUGUUGGAAACAUUCAUCAGAGAUUUUGUCCACAUCAGCAUGGGAGUAUCACGCAGGUGCUGCAGAUUUGUCAGUUUGUCACGUCUAUGCCGUGGAUCUCCCAUUCCUCCACAUCCCAAAGAUGCUCUACUGAACUGAGAUGUGGGGACUGUGAAGGCCACUUGAGCUUAGUGAACUUAUGUCUUGUAAAAGAAACCAGUUUGAGAUCAUCCAAGCUUUGUGACAUGGUGCAUUAUCCUGCUAGAAGUAGACAUCAGAAGAUGAUGGGUACACUGUGGUCCCAAAAAGAUGGACAUGGUCAGCAACAACACCCAGGGAGGCUGUAGAGAUUAAAGGAUGCACAGUAGGUACUAAGAGGUCCAAAGUGUGCCCAGAAAAUGCCCCCCACACCAUUAGACCACCACCAGUAGCCUGAACUGUUGGCACAAGGCAGAAUGGAUCCACGCUUUCAUGUAGUAACGGUCAAAUUCUGACCCACCAUCUAAAUGUGCCAGCUAAAAUCCAGACUCAAUAGACCGCACACCAUUUCUCCAUUCUUCUAAGUUUUGGUGAGCCUGUGUGAACUGUAGCCUCAGUUUCCUGGUCUUAGCUGACAGGAGCAGUGGCGAUUGCUCUAAGACUGCAAGGGAAGCUCGGCUUCCCUUAAAAUGUCACCCCUCAAAAAAAAGAAAAAGUGGUGAAAUACGUACUGCUGUGUGUACAUUUCAUUAACUAAAUACGCACUAGAAAGCCUUCAUCUUUUGUUCAGACACUGUGAUAAGAAGCUGAUAAUCACAGGUAACCGGCAUAACUUCGUUCUCAUUCAUCCUCGCAGCGCCUCAGCGCUUUAAACAGCCGGACGCUGGGCUUCUGCUGACUUCAGUGUGGAAGCUUAAAGUGGGUUGUUCCAGCAGCGAAACUAGACGCUCAUUGGAUAAAUGCUGGGCUUUGUCCCGCCCAUCGGAAGCCCAGCUUCACUGGAGUUCUAUGGCGAGAGGGCGGUCCCGACUUUCUCCCGGACUCCAAGCUUCUGCAUCCAUGAUUGGAUGAGCUGUCUGAGGCGAAAUCCUUUUUUGAUUGACAGCUAAACAAGCGAAUCAGCGAUCUUGAAGAAUGAAACAUCUACCAGAGCAUUUUCCAAGUUAUUCAUUCCGUUGUUCUUAACUGCUCCGGAGACCUUACCGAUCCUCAGCGACUCUUGUCUUUGUUAAAAAUGACUGCCGUUGUGUUUGGCGACUCUGUUCUGUUACAUACUAAUAAACAAAUACAAUUAUGAUGUAGGCCAGAAAAAUGAGCUUCCCCUCCUUGAAAGACCAGCAGCCGCCACUGGACAGGAGUGGCCCCCGGUGUGGUCUUCUGCUGCUGUAGUCCAUCUGCUUUAAGGUUGAAAAUGUUGUGCAUUCAGAGAUGGUAUUCAGACCAGCCCGGCUAUCACCAACAACUAUGCCAUGUUCAAAUUCUCUUAACCCUGUAAAACCCAAAUAUAGAAAAAUGCAAAAAAACAUAAAUAAAUAAAUUCAAACAUUCAGAUGUUGUUGUAGGAGGCCUUUGGGGGUGAAAAUUGAGUGUUUUCAAAAAUGUUAUGUUUUAGUAAGUUUUUACGGAAAUGUAAUAUUGCAACGUUGGGCUUAAUGGGGAGCAGAAUCUCCUGUAUUUCCACUCAUUGUCUGAACAGCAAUACAGAACUAAGGAUUCAUUUGCAGGGUUUUGCUGUUCCCAAACCAGUAUAUAACAUGAAUAAUGAUCUCAGUCAUGAUGUUAUAAAGAGUAAUAUAUUCCAACAAGAACUUUGACAUUAAUUUACAUUAUUUACAUUAUAAGCAGUUCUUGUCCUCUGAAAAACAAAGGCAGAUAUCCAACCCAGUCUCACAGCAUCACACUUGCUUUGGGUAUUAGCCUUUACUGCAAUGUCUGCAGUGUCCUCUCUUCGUCUUCAGUGGAAAAUGUCGAGUGAAGUCUGUGUGCACAUCCACAUUUAUUUGCAGUGAUAGUCCUUGAAGCAGUUCUUGGCAUCGCUAUCUGAUUCUUCGUCACAUCAGUGUCUUAAAAAUCCAUUUCUACAUCACUCUCUCUGUUUUGGACGAUGGCAAUUACAUCCUGCACACUGUACCGAGGAUCUCUCUUUGCUGGUGGCAUUCUGAAAUGGAAAAAAUAAAACUGAAAUAAAUGUAUAUACAAAUAACACACAUGCUUACGAGAUACUAGAUGGCCAACAGGAAAGAUGGAGUGGUGGGGAGACUGAUUUCAUUAUUAAGUGUUUACACAUUGCGCUGAAGUAGCCUGUUUACACAUUUCACUGGUCACACAAUACUGACCUUUUGACCUAUUGGAGACUGUGAUUAUCAACGUAAUGGGAAUGCAUGUAGCCUCCAGCUUACAACCACACCUUACGUCCAUGAACAUUAACACCUGUUCCAGAACCAUGUCACAAAUGCACCAGGGACAUCCCUGCUUUGACUAUGAAUUGCUAGGAAACAUUUUCUUAUCAAUAGAGACUAAAACACUGUGUUUAUCAACCUAAUAGGAUUGUAUGUAGCCUCCAGUUUACAACCACACCUACAUCCAUGAACAUUAACACCUGUUCCAGAGCAAUGCCUCAAAUGUACCAGGAGCAUCCCCCACAACUGCUUUGACUAAGAAUUGAUAGGAGCAUUUUCUUAUCAUUAGAGACUAAGACAAAGGGCAGACAUGCACAAACAGAAUUUCUUUGUUAGAAAUUCCUGCAUUCUGUGAUAAGGAGAAAAUACUGAGAGUGUUGAAAGUGGUUAGAAAUCAUUAUAAGUAAAUGAUGUACCUAAUAAAGUGGCCGGUGAGUGUAUCUUAAUAUAUAGUUUCUAAUACUAUAAAAUAUGUAAUCCAAUAAUAGCCUAGGGCUAGAAUGUGUAAAUCAUGUGUAGUUUAAAGUUAUAUUGUGAAAAUUUUAAUUGAAGUUCCUCUCAAGACAUUCCUCUCAAAAACAGGGUUGUUUUGGCUACCACUUUGACCCAACGUUGUAAUAUUGCAACAAUUAUAAAACAAGCUCUAAAUAAAAUGUAGGGCAUAUUUUCCACAAUAACUACAUAUGUUCAUGUUCAAAACAUUGUAAUAAACACACACAAAAAAAAAUAUUCAAAGCAUUUUACUCACUUGAAUCAGAUGAAUCCAGUCCAGUAAAUCGAAGGGAUGUUGCUUGACCAAAAAAUGGAGGAUGUGUGACUUCUUCACCUGAGGGCGGGCCUUAUAUACAAAUUUUGGAUCAUAUCGCAUUGUGAGAACAAUCAAUAGGACCCAAUGAUCAUGUUAAUGUGGUUGAACAAAAAAAAAAAUUAGAGGUUUUUUGGGGAUAACCAAAAUUGUUGUAUUUCUGCAACAUUGGGUCUUACAGGGUUAAAUCUACUUUCUUCUCUGUUCUGAUGCUGGAUUUGAAUAUCAGGAUAUCAUUGACUACAACUUCGUCCUCAUACCUCCAUAUGCCGAAAUGCACUGAGUUGCUGCCAUGUGAUUGACUAAUUAGCUAUUUGUGUUUAGAUGUACCUAAUAAAGUGGUUGGUGAGUCUAUCCUCCACUAUGACCACAUUGUCAUUGUCAAUGUCAUUUAAACUUCAGCUGAACUGUCUAGUUGAGUAAAGCUAUCUGCUGGACGUUUAUUUCUUUAUCUUUGAAGGGAGUUUCCUUGCCUGGAGUUGUGUUUUUGUGUGUGCUCUUCCAUAUCCCGCUCUGUCAUCAUAUUACAGGAUCAUGGGCAUAGCUUCAUGCUCUGCCCGCAGUUUAAUAUUUUGAUGCUAAUCAUUUUGAAGUGCACCCGCCUGAGGGCUCAGUGUAUCCACUGGACUCAAUUUAGGCUCAUUCCUUGCUUCCUCUUUCUUCCAUCCUCUGGUCCAUGAUCCACAAACUGACAGUGGUAUGCUGACUUUAAGGGCAUCAAUGUACAAGACAACAACAUUACACAAGUUAAAGGAAAAGUUGAUAUACCCUCAAAAUAUUCCUAAGGACAUAAGACUCAUCAAUAGUGGGUGUAAUGGGUGCUGUUAAAAGUGCUGCUUGUUGUGGGACAAAAAAAAAAAAAGUAAUAAUUGCCAAAUUAUUUCAUUUUAAAAGUGAUGAAUCACAAUUUUCUGAAGUUAACUCAUAGUUAUACAUUGCAAUUUGUAUCUGCUGUAAAUGACUUAAAAAGACAUUUGACACAAUAGAUCAUUAAAUUUUAAUCUCCAAGUUAAACAUAUGGGCCCUCAUUUAUCAAGCUGGCGUACAACAGAACAACAAUUUUAACGUAAGGAGCGGCAUUUAUCAAUCUGCACGUGAGUGUACGCUACGACCAAAUCUCACCACAGGUCUGACAUCGUGUACGCAAGUUUGAGUCAGUGUGGAUCUGCGGUGCAGCAAAUGUCUGACUCAAAAUAAUUGAUAUACAAACCUCAAACCUGUCAUUGAGCACAAUCAGCCAGAUUUCAUUAAAGAUUCAGAUGUAAAUAAAAUAAAAUAAAUUUGUUAUGUCCUUAUUGAAAAGGUCUAUUUGAUAACUUUGCCCAGAAACACUGCCACAGAGCAAGAGCGCCGUUUUAACAUUACGCACACGCGCCACUGUGGACCGCUGCGUUUGACUCCUAAAAGGCAGGUGUCUCUAUCUUGGCCCAGCAGUGGGGUCGUUGUUGUACACUCCUGAAAGGGUGUGGGACAUCAUUUGGGCCAUUACAGUUUUGCACAAUGUUGCACUGGCGAAUGGAGUGCCGUUGGCUGUGCCGGUCCAACGUGAGGACCCGAUGCCCGGAGAACAAUAAUGAGGAGAGACUCCACAAAGGUUCUGCACAGAGGAGACAGGACCUUAUCGGUGGAUUCUGACAUGUAAAAUAUAAGUUUAGAAAGUGCUCUUGCUAUUUAAUCAGUGAUAAAAAAAAUCCAAUAGAAAUCCAUAAAAUGUGCCUCAGGGGCAGCGACACACCAUUUGGUGAGGUUAAUAAUUAUUUUUGUUCAGCCUCUGUCAGACUCUCCAUUCUGCUCUACAUUACAAAGACGCAACAAUUUAAAACUAAAUACUUUGGAUAAUCGGAGCAACGUACCCUGUCAUGGCAAUAAAAAAUAGGAGGCAUGUAUGAGAUAAUAAUUUAUCAUCAUGAGCAACUUAUUGACUAAUGAUUUAUUCAAACUUCAGCCACUGUCCACUAUUCCCCGGCAGCGCUGUUCAGCGCCACCAUAAUCCUGCUCCAGACAGGAGUUUUCUGGACUGCUUUUAUACGAGUUUUGAUGCUUCCAAAGAGAAAAUCCUUGUUAGUUUCCACCACAGACGCGAGGAUAUCCACUUUCAGCUCUGAAAAGUUUUGAAUCUUUGUAAUAUUUCUUCUCUUUCAUGUUUGACCUCAGUGGGCAAGGCUUCUGAACCACGAAUAUUUAAAAGUGUAAACAUAUUAAUGACGAUCGAUCUCAGCCGCCGCAUUUAUCAAGACCCGAUCAUACGUACGCUGGGAUUGGUCCGAUUCGAACCCUUUCAUAAAUCUCACGUGUGUCCUAUCGUAGGAUGAAUCCUGCACUCAGAUCUGCACUCAGAUCUGCGCAAGCUUGAUAAACGAGGGCCAUGGUGUGGGAGGAGUUGUACUCAAUUGGCUAACCAGAUAUUCACAAAAUGUCAUAUGUUCACACGACAAAUGUGGAACUACACUACAGGCCAAAAGUUUGGAAGCAAGAUCAGAUUUGUACAAAAAAAUCAUAGUUUAAUUAAUAUACUUUGCAACACAAUAAACGUGACUAUUGUGUAAAGAGUAACUUAUCAGAAGACAUUUUGACUAUAAUUAUUAGGUAUUUGAGUUAUUGUUGCUCAGACUUUGCUUUCUUUAAAGUAACCUCCUCUGGCUUUAACAACAGCUUGGCAUAUAUGAGGCAUUCGUUCCACAAGUUUUCAAAGGUAUGUUCCAGGGAUUGCAUUUCAAGCUUUCAUAAGUUCAUUAAAAAGAUACUGCUGAUUCGUGGGAUGCACCUUUCUGACCGAUCGAUCCAAUUCAUCCCGCACAAGCUCUAUUGAAGAAAGGUCUGGAGACUGAGGGGGCCAAACCAUCUUUUGAAGAACACCUUCCUCUUCUUUUUUGUCUAGGUAACCCUGACAGAGCUUGGCAGGAUGCUUAGGGUUAUUGGGCUCUAUUUUUGUGUACACCGGUGAGGCGACGGAGGGUGGCGGACCCCGCGCAGUUGUAUUUUCGUCUGGCGGAGCCCGGCGUACAGCCAGUUUGGUAUUUCCGUGGACUGAGGCGCAUGGAGGCAAACCAAGAUCCACCAAGCUGGGUGUGGGGGCGUGGCAGGGGGAGGUGUCGACAGAAUCAGCAAGCACAGUGACAUUUUCAUGCUCACCAGUGGCGUGUAAAGUGCGCUGAAAGCUCGCUGAUUCAAACCUGGUCAGCUUUCAGCGCAAGCGAAACGCAGCUGGUCUCGUAGUAUUUUGGUAGACCGGCGGCGUAUCAGCAUACGUCACCGAUGCCUCACCGGCAGGUUUCCACAGUGUCAGGCAAAUUCCAGUGCAAUAAAUAAUCAUCAACAACUAUUAAUCUGAGUCAGCACAUACAUUUAGAUCUAUAUAGAUAUAUUCUGAUCUAAAUCUGAUCUGAUGAGCGCCUUUGGCACACGUUUGGACACACAACCUGACCGAAUCAACACAGCUGAAACCGCAUUAAAUUAAAUAUCUAGUAAAUAAACACACAUGAUGAAGUUAACAAAAUAUGUGAUUCAUCUCCCUCCUUUUCUUUCUUCCUCUUAUUUCUCACGCAGCUCGACCUGGACAUGUCUCCGUGUCCUCUCUCCGUCCUGCAGCAGCUGAACAGAUGAUUUGUUUAGUGCUUAGAUGAGUUAUUUACUUUAAGCCUACAUACGAAUAUUAUAAUAUUCAGUUUUGUGAGCCAAAUUUAUUUUAUAUGCCAACAUCUAUGAAAGAAAGAGCCAGGCCACGGAGCGCGAUGCGUCAUUUACGCUCAGAUGGUUCCGAUUUUAAUGCCAUUUUUGGAGUUUAUGUUGUGAUCUGUGCGCUCAACCCACCUUUGUCACGUGAGGUUUGAAUAUAUGCAACUUUAUGUGAGUGUCUUUAUUUGUGGAAAAGGGUGUUUGUCUUACCAGUGGGCCCAACAUCACACAAAUCCAUCUGUGCUCAUAUGAGAGAGUGUGGAGGACGCCCAAAGCAGCGCUUACAGUGACACUUGUUGAGGAGCUGCCUUCUGUCGCCAUCGUGUGGCAUUGCUGUCUUCAGACAUCUCUUGAUCUCUUUGACUACUGCACGAAAAUUGUAAUACGCCUUGCCGGUGGCGGAUUUAAAGGCAAGGAGAGGAGCUUAUGUGAUUGGUGAAAACAGGUCUCGGCUGUGUUAAACCCACUCCACACCCUCUCUCCUCCCUCGCUACAACUUAGCUGAGUUAGGGAGGGAGGAUACUUACGCCGGGCUGCGCCGCUCACCAAAAUACCAAACUGUGCUUGGGAACGCCUUGUCGGCGCGGCGGACCUGACUUACGCCGCGCCUGUGGCACGUCUCCGGCGAGGCACGAAAAUAGAGCCCUUCGUCUUGCUGCAAAACAAACUUGUGACUCACAAGUCUGGAUCCAGAUGGAACAGCAUGGUGCUGGAGGAUGGAGUGGUACUGUCCCUUCUUCAUGAUACUCUUUACUUCAAAUAAAUCUCCUACUCCAUCACCUGCAAAACAUCCCCAUACCAUGGAACUACCACCUCCAUGCUUAAUUGUGGGUGUACCACACAGUGCUUUCAGACGUUCACCUGUCUGCGGACAUUGACUCUGCCUGUUGAACCAAACAGUUCAAACUUGCUGUCAUUGGUCCAGAGAACUUGUUUCUAGUCAUCAUAAGUCCAAUUUUGUGAGCUUUUGCCCACUCAUAUCUCCUUUUCUUGUUCUGUGGACAAAGUAGUGUUUUUUUUUUGCAGAUACACGACCUUGUCAUGUUGAUUUCCUCCCUUAUUUUUGGUGCUGUCUUUCGCUGAUCUCUCUUACUGGUGACAGUGAUAUGUUAUAUGAUAUGGUAUUUUGAAUGCAGUUAAGAUUUAUUAGGAUUUUUGUAUGCAAGCUCUUAAAGCCAAAAAGUUAAGUUAAUAAUCCAACUGUGAUUUUUUUUUUGCUUUUGCACUUAAGUUGUGACUCUUGCAAAUGUUUUCGACCCUGCAACUAAGCCCUUAUUUUCUUUUGCCAACAUAUAUUUAGCAAUGGUCUGUUAAAAUAAAUGUAUAUCUAAAGGUAAAUGGAGUAAAAUGGUGCACCUCCAUGAAAGCAACAUCUGAUCAUGGAGUAAAUACAUCCCAAAAUACAUACAACUCAUGCUGGAUUUUUUUUAAAAAAGCAUUGUGAACAAAAACUUGAAGUUACUCCCAACUGUUCGGCCUGUAAUGGCCUUGCUUCCAAACCUUUGGCCUGUAGUGUAGGAUUUGGAAAUUUGACCGGUUAUUAAGAAAGGUUGAAAUGUUUAACCCUCAGUUGUUUUGGUCUUGCUUGUAAAUUAACUCUUACAUGUUGUUUUGCAGGUUUGUUUUUUUUUCUUUCUUUCUGUUUUUUUUCUUCUGUUGUUAUUGAGGUAAUCAAGGGUGUAGAUAACUGGGUGAUGGACCAUCUCAGAUUGUUUGGCUUGAAGUUUGGGACAGACAUGUAUAAGAAUGAUGUUCUUCCUACUAAUCCUUUCCAAUCAUGAAAGCUGUUGAUUUGAAAAGUUAUCAUAGAUUUGUGGGACAUCUUUUUUAUAUUGUGCUGUCUGCUUUUUCUCUUUUCUCUUACUUUCUCACCAAUGGGCCGCCGACUUGAGACUUCUGUCCAGGUUUUUCUUGAUCUGGAUAGCAGCAUACAACCUUUGCAGCUGAUUACACUUCAUUUUGAGACCAAUACACCAACGGGCACCAAUGUGGGUGCAAGUUUACUUGCUAUUCAUACAAUGUGGACACUGGGGUGAAGAUGAAAAUGGCAUCGGGUGGAAAAUAAUUACACUGCAUACCAAGCUUUACACAGAGCCCAGAGCCUGUAUGUCUUCACUGUAGAAUUCAUACCACAUAUAAACCCUGCCUUAGCUGGACAUUGAAAUGUACAUCACCCUGACAAUGUGAUCUCUGAAUCAGUGGAUAAACAGUAAUAGUGGACUAACAGUACAAAUAAACCAUGGUAUACUUUAACAGAUGAUAUAAACUAACUUCCUUAGAAAUGAUCUCAUAGGUUUUGGUUAUAUCUAGUUGAUUUGUGUGUGUGUAUGUACCUGCAGUGAUGCAUGACUUCAGCUUAUAUGAGGAGCUGGCCUCUACAGAUAACACAGACUGUGUUCACCUGAACCUGCUGAUCGGAGCUCAGGAUAGAGGAGGAAAGACAGGCAGAGAUAGAGUCAAUAUGAUGGAGGAGGGCGAGGAUUUUUUAUCAAAGUGUAGAGAAGAGAACAGACAGGGCUGUUUAGUCAGCUCAUGUUUUAUGCAGUGAUAGCUUUUAAAACUUCAUUUAAUGCCAUGACUUUUGAUUUGGAAAAAACCUUUUCUUUGUUGUUUGUUUAAAUGUCUCAUACUCAUAGUCCAAAUACCUGGAUUGCUUGCUUCCCUAGAGAAGGGAACCACUGACAAAAAGGUUUGUGUUAAUGUUGAUCACCAACCACUGACUACUUGUUGCCCAUGGAGAUGUUGAAAGAUUGCCGAAAACGUGUCCAUCAUUUCCAGAAGCAAAUCAUGUAAACAAAUCCUUGAACUCACUAUCCCACCACCACACUCCUUCAUUUAGAGUCACAUUGAGGCAGUGCUGUUCUCCACUCAAAGGUUGACAAAUUAAAGGUGAGAGAUCAUUUGUCCAUAAUAGUUUUGUCCUCAUCCAUGUAUCCCAAAACACACACAGAUUCAUAUUUGCUGCUAUGGUGAUCUAUGACCACAUAUGUUCGGUGGGACACACCCAGUUUCUUCUUUUUUCUUUCCAGCUCUGAGUCAUACAGCCAGUUUAUCACCCUGCAGACACACACACUCACACACACACACACAUAGUAAGUCUCUGAAGCUGUCGUCCUCCCAGAGACGUAUGUUUGGAGGGAAGAGGAGAUUGAAAAGGUGAGAUCAGUUGAGCAUGAUGAAGAAGACAGCUGGAAUAGGAGCCAGGGAUGAUGCACAAUCCAUGUCAUUCCUCCAACUAUUUUCCAAAUCUUACAUCAGAAACCAUGACACCCUGCACAUAUGACUUUCAAAUCUGAGUUGUGUUUUACUGAAUAGUUUGAAUUAGCAGCACAUCUCAUUUCUGCUGCGGUUUAAGUCUUUCCAUUAUGGAGGCACACCUGUCUGUAGACCCCAGUUUUAUUCAGAGGAUAUUCCAAACAUUCUUCAGUUUGUAAUAAUCCAAGAGAAGAAAUGGAUCCAGUGCAUAAGAGAUGGGAACACUAACCCUCAAUUUCCACUGCAUCGUCACAGCAUUUUUGGCUGCCUGCCAAUUCCUGCAUUUGUGCUGCAAAUUUCAUGGCGAAUUUCGGACAGCGGGAAUUGCAUGGACUCACAAGAACAUGUGAAUUCACAUGCAAUCCAUGAUAACCAGUUUUCUAUUUAAAGACAGCCACAUAACCAUAUAAACAGUAGAUUGUGUCCUUCCAGAGGAGGAAUCCACUCUGUCCAGACAAAAUACAUUGGUACUUAUUUCUAACUUACCAUCCACUUCCAUGCUAUGGAAUCCCAUGCUUUAUCCUUUUUAUGAUUGUCCCUAUGUAAGGGAUGAGACAGGUCAUGGAUUAUUCUGUUAUUUUGGACACACAGAAUCAGCAUCUCCUCAUCCAUGGUGUUAACUGGGUGGAAUGAAGUCUGAAAACCUUUGACUAGUUAGUACCUGCACACGUUUACAUGGUGUGAAAAACGAUCCGUCUGAAACAAGCAGUGUUUUAUUUUGAAAACAAGCUAGAUGUUUUAUUUUGUGUCUGUGCUCAACUUCCUUUCCAGCACAGGCUAAACUGUGCUGAAUUUAUGCGGCAUGCUGCGGUGUCCUGAAAAAAUAGAACCCUGGCAAUUGGCUACGAAGCCCACCGAACCACAGGGGGUUGGAAAAAGCCAGUGGAAAUUAGACAUAUUAACUUGAAGGGAAACAAUCUGUGGCAAUUGGCGCAGACAGCCUUUAUGCCGCCGUUCUGCAUGCACAGGAAAUUUGGGGUAAAAGUGCAUCUUCCUUCCAAUACCGUAUCUUCUGUCUGUCCUUAACAUGCACCCAAUCUGCACUUCUGCUCAUGUUCAUAGAUAUGAUCAGAAAACAAUUAAAGAGAGGACAGGAUAAAAGAAAAAGAUACACUGUCUUUGUCCUGGUCAUUUUGCAAACACAUCAAAUCUUGAAUUAAAACAUAAUUAUUUAGGUUUUAUUUCAAAGGAUUCUUUCUGAGAUCUUUCUAAAUCAACCAAGAACGUUUCAUCUUUUAUCUAAUCAACACCUCAGCUGCCUAUUCAGUCUGUUUUCAGAAAAAAUGAUUUAAUCAGCUUCUGAAAACCCACUGUUCAUACUCAGACAGUAUGUAACCAUUCUGCCGAUAUGAAAACAUGAAGCAAUAAGCUUUUAUAAAUGCAUGGGCAGCUCCUAUGUUUUUUUUUUUUGUUGUUGUUGUUGUUGCUUCUGCUUAAGUGUUUAUCAAGGUAAAUUGAUUUUUAAACUGUCUGUGAAAAAGAACAAUCCCCCUCUUUAAGGUCAAUAAAAUAGCAGACUUCUUGGCGUUGAUAUCCUUUGCCAUGUAGCACAAAGUUGGACAGGGUUUUUAUCUCUAACCGCUUUGCAGCACCAGUCUCAUUGAUGUUAAGCUGUCAGUGCUCUUGGCACCAUUUGAAUGGGACUGUCUGGAAUUGGGCCAUCUCGCAGCGCCUGUGGAGCAGCAGUGAACCAAACUGAUGAAGGAGAUAAUGCUGCUGACGGCUGAUGCAUCAUUCACACUGUAGGAUCAGCUGGCAGAGGUCCACACAAUGCAGUCUGAAUACAAGUCCAAGAGUCAAGAGGCAGGAGUGUUCACAAUGAAGAGUAGAGGAGAUGACAGGGUACAUUUUUAUAGCAGGGUUAAUAAAUGUGUUAAUAGUUUUUUAUUACAUAGUUCUCCUCAGUCACUGCAUUUAUGGAUCAGAGUUUGUCCAGUGCCUCUUGCUACUGAAGAGGCUGCUUUUGGGCUGCUUUCACCUGUCCUAUUAUCAUAACCAUGACUAUGCACAGUUAAAAAAUUGAGCACAUCACCCCCAUCCUUCGCACUCUGCAUUGGCUCCCCGUUCACCUCCGCAUCGAAUUCAAAAUCCUAUUUCACACCCAUCACUGUCUGCAUGGUGCAGCCCCCACCUACCUCACCGAACUCCUCACCCCUCACACCUCAGCCAGAACCAGGUAAGGCCAACUGCACCGUCUGCGCCCACCCAGGACUCAGCUCAAGACCAUGGGCAACAGGGCCUUCGAGGCUGCUGCUCCCCCGUCUGUGGAACGCUGUGGAAGGGCUCCACAGUCGGUGGAUGCGUUUAAAAAAGGACUCAAAACCUCCCUUUUUCUAAAAGCUUAUCAGGUCUGAUUUUAUCUGUUGACUGUUUUUAUUGUUUUGUUCUGUUGCUUGAUUUUACUGUUAUUGUUGCUUUUUUUGUACUGUUAUUGUUGGUUUUUUGUUUUUGUUGCCUGUACUGUGCACUUUGAGAUUAGUUUUCAAAUGUAAAGUGUGUUACAAAUAAAAUCUAUUAUUAUUAUUAUCAUUAUAAAGGUGAGGAGAGGAGCUGAUACGAUUGGCGAAAACUGGUCUCGGCUGUGUUAAACCCACUCAACGCCUUCUCUCCUCCCUCUCUACAACUUACGCUGCUGGGAGGAGCUGAGAUAGGGAGGUGGGAUACUUACGCUGGGCUGCGCCGCUGACCAAAAUACCAAAGUGUGCUUGGGCACGCCUUAUUGGUACGGCGGACCUGACUUGAGCCGUGCCUGCGCCACGCCACCGGCGAGGCACAAAAAUAGAGCCCAAUGACUUAAUAUUGUGAAGCAGCCAUGUCAAAAUGCGUGAUAAUAAGAUAAUUUUUCACAUGUCCGUAAUAAAAAUGAUUGGUGUUGCCAACAGGUCUUCAGUUUGAACUGCAAAAGAAAGUUUGAACUGCAAAACAAAUGUCUGUCAGUCUUUGGACCAAUCAGAGGCUCCAAUAUCUUCUUUGAUGGUUUUCUGACCGUGGCAUCUGAUUGAGAACAGCAAAGGCUCACAACACAAACCUUAAGGCAAGCUCCCAGUUGAUUUGAAGACUUAACUUGAUACAUGAACCAGAUACACCUAAAGAAAAUGUGAUUUUUUUACCUAUUUACACAAGACUGCAAUAAGGAGUGUACAUUUGUCUUCCUAAGAAAGGAAAACUUAGAUCUCUUUAAUGAGCAAAAAUUCAUCACUGUACAUUAAAGCUGCAUUCUGAUUGAUUUACCCUUAUUGACUUCAAAGUGGGAAUGACAGAUUUUGUACAGUAGCUUUGCAGAAUUUUUUUUCAAACAGAGUAAGUGGGGUGUUUUAGAGUUAGUCUGGGUGCACUUAGGUCAUUUCUACACCUUGAUAUCUGGGUGACCUGUAGUGUAACCUUAUCUCUGGGUGAGUUUGUCUCUCUUGCUAAGAGCAGGUCGAAAGAUCUGCAUGUGUGUGGUGAAAAGACACCAAAUACACAACCCUUUUAUAUAUACUUUGGUCAGACUGGCAGCUUAAUCAUGCCAUUCAACCCUGAAAUAUCACAAGUACAAUCCUAUUAUGACAAAGUGAUUAUAGUAACACUGAUGAGAAAAUAAUAUGUAGACAUCCCUGUAUAAAUUACAAAGAUGCACUAGUCUGCUCUGGUUUAAAUCACUGAUUCAUUUUAGGAUGUUAAGGCUGAUGUGUCAGUCUCCUUUUUUUAGUGAUGUGAUGUUUUAUUAUUUUUAACUACCAGUUAAAAACUUUCACUUUACAUAAAGCCUUUAAACCUAUUGAACAGGUGAGGCCAUGACAGUCUGAAAUUAAUUAGUCAGACACUAUUUACAAUAUUUCAAGACUACUCUCUGGUGGACUUCAUGUUGAGUCAGCUAACUGAAAACUAUUUUGGUCUAGGCCAUCUUUUCACCAGAUCAAACCAUAAAAGAACCUUUCCAGGUUCAAUGCUAUACUUUUUUUUUUCUUCCUGCAUAAAUGAUGCCUACUGCAACUCGUCCUCAAACUGAUAAAAAUGCAUAAGUAGUCUAGUCUGGUCUAUUUGGGUAAGUGGGAGGACUUGCUGUCUGCAUUUUGAAAAAAGGUUAUCAUUUGGAGGCUCACUCAAGAGAAGAGGAAUGAACACUCAACAUUUGAACUUCUUUUUCAAAAUGCAAAAUGAAUAAAACCAAUCUUGAUUCUAAAAUACCUAUUCCCCAUCCCGACCUCCAAUACUCCUCUGUGCCUAUUCGUUUUAAGUGACUUCCUGUGUGAAAUGCACCAUUUGUAGGUAGAGGCAAGUGGUUGGUUCCUUUUGUGACGAAUGGAGGAUCAGACUUAUCAUGUAUUACACAAUCUUUUUUGUCCUUGACUGCCACUAUCACCCCACCUAUAGAAGUAGUUUAAAUAGAGCUUAAAUGGAGAAGAUCAAAUCUCUGUUAGUGUUAAAAUGUUGAUGCAACUACUAAGAAUCAGAAUGUAUGUGACAAAAGCCAAACUUCAAAACUUAACAACCUGUGACGUAAUGAUUUUUUUUUUUUCCAAAAUGCAUUUUUCUUUACUAAGAUGAUUGUCCUGAAUUUUUUUUUUUUCAAUCUCUGCAUACACGCAUGUAUGUAUCCGACAUAGGAGGUGGGAGCAUGAUGUGCUGUACCACAAAACAAAUUUCACCAACCCUGUUGUGUGGCCAUUAAACAAUGAUUCUGAUAAUGUGUUUAUUUUGAAUGCACUGGAUUCAUAGUUGAAUCAGUUGACUUCACGCCUCCUUGGGGGGGGGGGGGAUUUAGGACCCUCCCGUCAAAGGCUGCAUACCCCUCUUCAGGUUUGUUUAGCUUCCUGAUAACAUUAUUGAACAAUAUGAAACAAGACUUAAGACUUUCAACUAUAUUAAGCUUUUUUUUAAGGUCUCUAUUCUUUUGUUUAGGGGCCAGUGCCUUGGUGCAUAUGCCACAUGGCCCUUACAAUAAUAAUAAUAAUAAUAAUAAUAAAAAAAUAUAUAUAUUAUUAUUAUUAUCAUUUGGUCUAUGCCUCUACAAACUAAAUCUGCCUCCCACAUAUAUUCACAAACACACGUCUACAGAAAUGCAUGCAUGAGGGGAAGCCUUGAGAAAGCUCUGCUAAAAUUUAAAUCACAACAGAGGGGAGGGAAAAAAAAGAGGAUGGAAACUGCUGCAGCUCUCCAAAAUUCCCUAGGACUAUGCGAUAACUUUCUAGCUAACCAUUAAACUAUUUCACCACUCUUUUGAAUGAGGCCUCAUGUUACCAUUUGGUAUAAGCUUAACAAGCUAACCACACAUUUGUUUCCCUUUUCUUUAUACUUGUUUUGUCAAUGGACAGCCAGAUUUGAAAGACUGAACCAAAGACCUAAGACAAUAAUAAUCAAGUUUGACUUUACCAUAGAGUUAAAAUGAGAAAAACACUGCUUCAAAUCAGUCUGGAUUUUGUGCACCCCAACUUAAGGAAAACAGUCAUGUUAUUUUUUGCCAACUUUAAAUUUGUCCAUGAAUUGUUUGUUACAGUCCUGUAGUGGGUAAACACAUUUUAAAGACUUCUUUUAUUGUUUUAGGUACAAACUGAAUUUCUGUGAAAUAAAAAAUUCCAUGUGUGAACUUGCACUUAAAUCCUCUGCUGUAAUUAGUAGGAUAUAUGAACUUAUCACACAAAAAACAAGCACAGCUAAACACUGUUAUUAUUUCCUUAAAUCAUAGCUAUGAGUUAUGAAGUAUCUGUGGACCUGCAUCAUUUACCAGCACCACCUCUGUGCUCGCCUCAUUAACUGAUGCUCUAAAAUAAAGUUAUAAAACCCACCAACAUAAUGAGCUUCUUUUCACAACAGUCUGCACACACAGAUCAGUAAACCCAGUUUAGGUGUUAAGAGCAGGCUGUAAAGUGAAUUGUAUUAUUAGAAAAGGUCUCUUUGUAUCCCUCUCUGCUCUCAUGUGUGUUUCAUUAUCUCUGUGUCUGUCGGUGUCUCUCUUACACACAGUUAACCAGAGGAAAAAUGACUGUUUUAAGUCAGAGCAGAUGUGUCUUCAUGCUUUGGCUGACUCGGGCUGCUCCAACAUAAUCCCAGCUGCUAAAGCAAAAACCUUCUAAAAGCUUUUUGUUUAAAACCCAAACAAUCAGCAUGUCACUGGUUGUGAGGUGUCUGGGAUGCACCGUCUACCACCGAAGCCAUCCGGUUUGGCAUCAGGGUUUCAAUUUUCACCUCAUUUGGGGUCUAAAGUGGGCCCAGCCUGCUAAUGUGGCCCAGAUGGGACUGCAGAGUUAUGGAGUGACAUCUCGCUUACGAUCAGAUAGUGAGGGACUGUGCGGUAAGACUUCCAAAUAUUUCAUCUGUUGGCCUCAGAGAUAUCAUAACUGCUCAGGGUUUUAUUGACAUGUUUUUCUUGAUCAAGCUCUUCUGAUUUCAAGAUGACCUACAUCUUUUAGCUGUUGGAGUUUAAGUUACACCAGUUCAAAGAAAAAUGUCAUUUUUUCCUAAACAUUAAGAAAUAAAGCAUUCGUGGCUCAUCAUGGAAAUAUAAACCACCUGGAAUGCUUGAUCUUCUGUUGGCUAGAGACAAGAACGGGCUAUGAAAUAUGUUAAUUCAACCUAAAACAGAGCCUCUAUGAUAUAGAUAAAAGUAUAUUGAAAAUGAAUGCUAAGAAAAAUUAAUUUAGAAAUGUCUCAAAUAGUCACCAAGCACAACUCUGGUGAAGAGACUUAAAAUUAAAUGAAUGAAAAUGCUUUUCAAAUUUAAAUGUCCACGAAACCAAAACACACAUCAGUGUGACAAAAGAGACACACACAAACUUUCUGCAGCACCGCCAUCUGAGCAUACGAGCAUUUAUACAUAUAAAAAAAUCACCUAGAAUAAGUCACAAUGUAUAUCACCUCAUGUCUGGAAUAUGAUGGCAUGUAUAUUUUUUCACAAUCGCUCUUCACCCCACGGCACUCCUCAUUAUUGCACUACUGUCUUGUGUUUAUAUGCUAAAUAUCUAGUUCAGUUUGUACAUUCCUAGCAAUUUUUCUUAACUUUUGUAAUCUUUCAUGUUUAAUGUUUGUACAUUAAGGGCAAAGUUUACAGGAGUCAAAUUCCUUGUAUCUGUACACACGCUUUGCUAAAUCUGAUUCUGGUUCUGACAGUGAUACCAGAUUGUAAAAAGCUGUUCAAAGUUACAUUCACAUCACCUUUGUUUUUCCCCGGUGUGUUUAAUAAGUAGAAGGAAAAAAAAGUACAUCGUCUUUGGUACUGUAUGACAGCAUUAUAUCCAGCAGCCCUCACGGCAGUUUUGGCACUUAUUGUGUUUUUCCUUUUGCCCAAAUCUGUGCCUGUUUUGUACUCGCUCUCAAAUGUACAUUGCUUUGGACAAACAUAUCAACUAAAUGUCAUUGUAAGAUUGCAUCCCACAGCAUGUUCUGCAUGAGGUAAAAUAUGAACUUUAAUCUGCUAGUCAUAAAAUCAUUGAGAGUGCUAUUGCAAAUACCAAUCUUUAAAAUGAUUUCAGUUUGAAUAUUUUCUCUAAAAGUGCAGUGUGGAAACUAGAGCGCACUGAACACACUCUGAGUAUUUGUGCAAAAAGGGACAUAGGAGUGUUACUAUUGUCCCAGAACUGAGAUGAAAAAUAAUAGCCGUUUUAAUCUGUUUUGUAAGUAAACUUGUUCAAACAAUUUGACGUUCGAUGAUAUCUCUGAUAUUAACAAAAAAGUAACUAAAACUGGAAGCUUUUUUAAUACGAUAACCUUGAAGCAUCAUGGGAACAUGUCCCACACAGUCCCACAAACUGUCCGUCCCUCAUUUGACCCUGAAAUAAGCAGAGAAGACUUGACUCUUGAUUCAUGGUAACAGCAGCUCAUACUUAAGUGCAGGUCCUCUGAAUCAGAAUCAAAUGGUUCAAAACAAACAUCAGCCCCUCUGAGUCAUGUGUGUAUUUUAGGAUAUUUUAUUAAAGGAAACCUUUGAGCUCAGGGUUUCUUUUAGGUUACACUGACACUGAAGAAGUUUUACUCAUUUCACACCAGGAACCUUGUCAUAAAUUUUUUUUUCACUCUACAGAAACAGAUCAUGACUGGAAGGCCUGCUUCAAGUACCUCAUGACAGCAAGUUUAAAAAACGAGCAGAAGUGUUUGUUCAGGGAGACCGGAAAUCGAACUGGUGACAUUUUAGUCUCAAGUUUCCUUUCCUCCAGGCCACUGCCAUUCAAAUCUGACAAUACAAAGAGAUCUCAUGUUUAAUACCUUUCCUCCUGGUGUGUUUUUGAAAUCUUUCCAUCUUUGUAACAAAGACACGUGCUGCAGGUUUGCUGAGGAUCCAGAGGUGAUCUGAUCAGACAUGGGGUGAUGGGAAAUAAGGUUUCAGCAUGUGUGAGUGAUUUCUGUGGGACUCAGCGUCUGUGCAGCUCCUUACGAUUAAUAUCUGCAUGUGCAAUCAGAGAAAUAUGAUGAUUCAAGGUUGCAGUAACUCUCUGAGUAUUUUCACUCUGUUUCAGAAAUGAUCUGAGGAUGGGCAGGUUUACCUGAUCCACAGCACUGAUCUAAUCACAGUACAUCAAACCUGCAGGUGUAGCAUUAUCACAUUUCAUUAUGUUCUUCACUUUCAAAAACACAUGUUGUAAUUCAAUAAAAAACUAAUAUAAUAUGGAGACAGCCAUCUGGCAGUUUCUCAAGCGGCUUCUUAUAUCGUUCAAAAUUAAGGGAUUUGCUAAAUGAUAAUUGGUUUGGAUAAUUAAUUAAUCAUGUUAAACUGUUUUGAAGCACUAAACAUGUACUUUUUUAUAACUGCGUUGUUUAUUUAAGUCUUGUUGUCUUGUUUUGUAGUCUUGUUGAACAAGCAAAUUUUGUUCUUCCAACCAAGUAGACCCUCUCCAAAUCAGUCAUUAUUUAUGAUGAAAUUCCUUUUCUCAGACCAUCAGAAAAAUGCAGGUUUAGGAUUCUGCUGCAUCUGCUUUACCUUCCAAAAAUGAAGCUUCAUCUCUCUCUCUCUCUCUCUCUCUCUUGCUCUUUAUUUAUUUAUUUUUACCAGUUUCAGGAAUAAAUGUUCUUAACAUUCUCUAAUUUGUAAAAGACUGCAUGUAGGUCUGUAGUAAUUUGACAGCUUUAGCCUAGAACUGCCUUUUAGUUUUAGUCACAUUUUAGUCAUACUCCCCCCCUAAAAAUUUCAGUCUAUUUUUAAAUAGCAAAAACUCAAAACCUUUUAGUCUACUCAACGAAAUGUCAUUGUCCUCAUUCAGAAACUUAACUCUUUUCUUUGUGUUUGAUACACAAAUAAGCCUACAUUUUCCCAUCUACUCUGCAGCCCCUGCAAAUCUACCUGCUACAUCUAUGACUUAAAAAAAACAAGUGUUUCAGGGCAGUGGAAAGACAUCCAGAUCGUCACUCUGGGCUGCAUAUUCAUCAUUGAUGAUGAAGAGCUAAUCAGAUUUACAGAGUGUUUCACUAAAAUCCUCUCUGAUAUAAUGCAAGACUAAAGUAAAACAAGGUUAAAGGUCAAAAAUCAAAGUAAUGUUAUCUGGUAGCUAGUUGUGGCUUUGUUGACAACACAGGGGAAAAAAAAAUCAUAAUUGAAAAUGAAAUAGAUGCAGGACGGCAUAAGGAUUUGUAUGAGCACAAUUGUUGCACUUGUUAUAUUUCAGUAUUUCGGAGGUCAAGAUGUUACAUGUGUCUUGUGAGGUUUUUUGCCACAAGGGCUCACCACCAGUAGAAACCACCGGUAGAAACUGAACGCUGUGUAUGCCAGUUAAUUUUGUGGAACCUGCCACAUAAUUCAGCUAGUUUUCAGCGACUCUGACCCAAACACCUACAGUUGAGGCCAAAAUUAUUAGCCCCCUUAUGAAAUUUGAAGUUUUUUUCCCCAAAUUUCCGAAGUGCUGUUCAACAGAUUAAUGAUUUUUUACACAGCUUUUCCAAACAUCCUAGUUUUAUUUUGGACCCUACAUUAUUUUACUUUGCAGACAGAAACAAAAUUAUUUCACAAAAACCAAAAACUACCAGGGUCAAAAUUAUUAGCCUGCUUGACGUUUUUAUUGAGCCAAAACAAAAACCACUGUUGUGCAAUCAUGUACUUUCACUUUCGAGUGCUCACGGCUUGUCAUCAAUCAAUCAAUUAAGUUAAAACAAAGGGUUGUCCUACACUUUACGCACAGUAUAAAAACCUUGUUACGCAUUUGAGCUGUCACUUGAGAAGGCCUCAUGGCAAAAACAAAAGAAUUCAGUUUAGACAUAAGAAAAAGAAUUGUCGAUGCUCACAAAGCAAGAAUAGGAUAUAAAAAGUUAUCACAGCAUUUCCAAGUAUCAAGAAGUGGAGUGAGAAGUAUCAUCAAAAAAUUCAAGGAGAGCCACAGUGUACAGAACAAGUCUGGAAGAGGUAGGAAGCAAAAAAUUUCAAAGAAACGGAAAAGAAAAUUGGUUGUAGAUGUUACUAAACACUCUAGAACAACCACCAAAAGAGUAGUUGCUGACUUAACCAAGUCAGGAAUUGUGGUGUCAAACAAGUCUUUAGAGCCCUGAACAGAAAUGGUCUGUGAGAAUGCAGGCCAAGAAAAACUCCACUUCUACAAAAGAGACACAUUCAAAUCAGACUGAGGUAUGUUAAAGACAAUAUGGAGAAAGAUUGUUCAAACUGGAGACGUGUUCUUUGGUCAGAUGAGACCAAACUAGAGCUCAUUUGUUCACAGAGACAUUGCUUAUGUUUGGAGAAAGAAGGAAGAGGCGUAUAACCCCAAGAACACUGUCCCCACAGUUAAACACGGUGGUCGGAGCAUCAUGCUGUGGGGAUGUUUCAGUGUAUCUGGAACUGGGAAUCUUGUCAAGGUUGAAGGAAUAAUGAAGAAAGAAGGAUAUGUGAAGAUUUUGAAAGAAAACCUCAAGGAGUCAGCAGCAAAACUGGGUCUGGGUCGUCACUUUGUUUUCCAACAUGACAACGACCCAAAACAUGCAGCACUCCUGGUGAGGAGCUGCCUCCAGGAAACCAAAGUGAACGUUAUUGACUGGCCUGCACAAAGCCCUGACUUAAAUCCCAUUGAAAAUCUGUGGGCUGCACUGAAGACCAGGGUCCAUGCUAGUAGACCAUCGAAUCUGGAGGAGCUUGAAAGAUUUGCCAAAGAGGAAUGGGCUGGGAUUCCUCAGGAGAUGUGCCAGAGCCUUGUUACAAACUACAGCAACCGACUGCAUGCUGUUAUCCAGCAAAAAGGACCCACAAUUGACUAUCAGCCUCAGGGGGGCUAAUAUUUUUGACCCUGGUAGUUUUUGGUUUUUGUGAAAUAAUUUUGUUCCUGUGUGCAAAGUAAAAUAAUUUAAGGAUCCAAAAUAAAAUUUGGAUGUUUUGAAAAGCUGUGUAAAAAAAUCAUUAAUCUGUUGAACAGCACUUUGGAAAUUUUGGAGAAAAACUCAAAAUUUCAGAGGGGGGGCUAAUAAUUUUGGCCUCAACUUUAAGUGCACACUCUAUUUUACUUUGCCAUCACACACAAAAGUGAUGUUCAACAUACGGCACACUAAUAAGCUGUUGGGUCCAAAAAAGACAAAAAACACAACUGAACAAGGAAAUGAGUGACAGUAAUUCUGUUUACCUUGGACUUUCAUGGACCAGGUUUUACAGAGGAAAAAAGAUGACUGUGUAAACUGUAACUUUAAAUCCACAAACAGUAGAUCCUCAAAGACCUCUGGAUCUUUGGGGAUCAACGUCAGCCAGUUUGUACAUGCCUUUCAAACAUGCUAAACAUAGACACAAAACAGCGACUGCAAUCGGUUUCCAGAUUUGAUAAGUUACAUAGUGGGUGCUUAUUGAUUCUAUUUGCAUCUACUCCUCCCAGGAUUUUGUGAGAUCAGAUGAUCUUCUGCAUAUUCAUGAAGGCAAAUCUCGGUACACCCGCUUAGUAGAUCAGGUUUGCAUGCGCUAUCAAAUUUGCAUGUGUGUUUGCACACGCAAACCUUUAGUAAAUCAGGCCCAAAGUGUUCUCAGUUGUCUUUAAGUUGUGAUUAUUAAGUUUUUAGCCAAAAUCACAUUACCUGUGUCAUUUUCAAGGGCUUUUCUUCUGCAGAGCUCCAGUAGUUCAUGAGCAUUUCACUUCUGAGUCGUGGGCGGAGACAGUGCUGCACUGCAUACUCCUCUUCACACUAGCUUGCAGCCUAACAUUGCUGGUGCAGUAGAAGUGGCAGGUAACAUAGGAGCUAUUUAGCUCUCAGAAACUAUGUUUUUGGGGACAUGAUGAAAGUUAAUAUCAUAAUUAACUAGUAAAAUUUCCACAUUGGUUGAGACACAAAAAGUCAGGAAAGCUUGUAAGAAGGGAUGAAGAAAUUCACAGUAUCAGGUGGCCAACUAGUGCAAUCACCGCUCAUGUGAAGUGCUGCUACCUACUCUUUCCUGUUCAGCAGCAGGUACUUUUCCACUAUGUUUCACUCUGUGGAUAAAUCAGAGCACAUAUGGUGCAAAUUAAGUGGUAAAAACAAUCACAAAAGCAUUGAACUCUGCUUUAUCUGUCAUAAAGAGUGACUGCUGCUGCAGCAUCUUUUUCACAUUUAACUCUCCUUACCCAUUUUUUAGGAUCACACUGUCCUGAAAAUUUCCAGGCAUUUGAAGGACUGCACAUGAAAAUAUGAGAGGUUUGGGCUCUGAAUGAUAUAUUCUAAAGGGGACAUGAGCAACAGAUCAUAUUCCCAUACAACCAUAGUAACUCACUGAAUAUGUAGAUCACAGCUUCCAGCAUCAACUGCCUUGUUUUGCAGAGGAGGCCACAAGAGGUUUGUUAUUUGACAUAUUUUUUUCUACAGAAAAAGAAUAAAAAUACAUUGUGGACUCUUUAUGAAGCUGUCACCAUGUUCUCAAAACUAGAAUAGCUCCUCUCAGUUUUAGGGAACAGCCACUUUCUGAGAGCGGUGGAGAAUUUGGGGAACCUAAAUAAGGUUGGAUGGUAGAAAUGUUACAAAACACAAAUAUAGACAUAUAUUUCCUCUCAGGCAUACACAGUAGGCUCAGCCGGCUCAAAGUAAAUGUUUCUGUAAAUCCAUAGAGUACAACUGUAAGAGUGAAAGGCUCUGAAGAUUGUGGACUCUUUCCAAUACUGACUAUCCAAACUGUUGAACAGGGCCCUGCAUUUACCUGUGUUAAAGUAGCUUUAGAUAUAGACACUGUUGGACAAGCUACUUGGGUAAUUUAGUGUGCCAAGCUAAUUAUCACUCUCUAUUUAAUUUAGCUUCACUGCACUGAGGCUUACCCUGGAGAAAUGUUGUGCUAUGCUACAGCAACACUGUGAGAGAAGCCUCACAACACCACAGCUGUUUUCAUUCAUACUAAUCCAGUCUUAGUCAAAGUCAGUGCUCCUUCUAUUAUCACGUGGAUCAGUCUGUACUAAAUCAUGACCUGUAACUACAAACAUUACAAGAAAAUAACUUUAUCCUUUAGAAAAAAAAAACUCAAUGCCUCGUAAUAUGAACCUUCCAGUUGAACUAACCCAGAUACAAAUUUUUUUUAAGAUACUCGCAUUAACGAUGCUGAUAUAUUUGUGUGUAUGUGAGCAUGGGCGUGAGAGAGAGAGAGAGAGAGAGAGUGUGUGUGUGUGUUUCUGUGUGUAAUAAUUCCAAAAACUUCUCCCUGGUGUCUCUCUCAAUAGAAGCAGAGAUAGACAGUUGGUGCUUCCUUGAAGCUUGGUCACAUAAGCCCUCCUUUUGUUUGUGCUUUGACUUCUAUAUUAUAAAUCUGGUUGAUAUAAAAUUCUCUGUGCCUUUUGUGUGUACAUGGACUGCAGGCAGACCAGUCCAGUACCAGCACUCUUUGAAUACAAAGCCUCGCUGUUGUAACACAUUCAGAAUGUAUCUUCUUGUUGUCUUGCUGAAAAAAAAAAAACAAGGACUUCCCUAAAAAGACGUGGCUCUGAUGGCAGCUAUCAGCAUUAAUGGAGCCUUUACAGAUGUGACAGUUAGCCAUGGGCUCUAACACAUCACCAGACCAUCACAGAUGCUGACUUUUGAACUUCUGACCUGAGAACUGUCUGGAUGGUCCUUUUUCUCUUUGGUCCAGAGGACACCAUGUCCAUGAUUUCCAAAAACUUGGGUCAGUCCAUCCCAGAUGAGCUUGGGUCAAGAGAAGCUGGUGGUGUUUUUGGCUGUUGUUCAUACCUGUCUUUGUCUUUGUGUGGUGGAGUUUGAACUUGACAAACUGUGUCAACUGACAAUAGUUUUCUGAAGUGUUCCUGAAUCCACAUGGUGAUAUCCUUUACAGAUUGAUCAGGGUUUUUAAUGAAGUGCUGCUUGAGGGGUUGAAGGUCUCAGGGUUCAGUGUUUACAUGCAUAGGUUUCUCUGAUUCUCUGAAUCUUUUGAUAAUUGUAUGGACUUUAGAUGAUCGGAUCACUUAAUUCCUGCAGUUCAUUGAAAAAUGCUCUUAAACUGUUGGACUAUUUGCUCACCCUCAGAGUUGACAAAGUAGUGAGUAGAGAUUCGAUUUUACUUCUGUGACUCUAGUGAGGUGAUCAUCAGAGCAGGGCCAGGUGUGUGUGUGUGUGUGUGUGUGUGUGUGUGUGUGUGUGCGUGCGUGCGUGCGUGCGUGUGCGCGUGUGAUUGCCCUGAUUUGGAGCAGUUGGUGGAAGCUUAUAUAUACUCUUGAGCUCCGGCUCCCAGAAUAAACUCAUCAGAGAUAGUGAGAGGUUGUGUGAAUGUUCCCAGUGUCUCCAAUUUUUCCAGUAUUUAAUGUCCAUAAUUUCCUAGUGGUAGUCUCUGGGCCUAUUUUUAUAACCCAGCUCUUUGUGUUUGACUUACCUGACUGUUUUAGUUGUUUCUUUUUAGUUUCUGUUCUGCUGCUCGGCAGUGGUGGGUUUUUUUUCUGAGUUUUGGUUUUUGUUGAUCAAAGUGGUUAUCCCUUAGGGAUAACUUUCAGAAUGCCUACCCAGUUGGACAAGUGUCCACAGUUGUGCCAAAAUCCCCCCUAUUGUCACGGGCCCCAUCUUUGCUUUUGAAAGACUGAGCCUUUUGAGAUGGGAUUCCUUCUAUACCCAAUUAUGACCCUCACCUGUUUCCGAUUAACCUGUUCACCUGUGGAAUGAUCCAAACAGGUGUUUUUGGAGAAGUUCUCAGUUUUCCUAGACACAUGCUGUAGGAGCGUGCUGUAGCAUGAAAUUUAAUCAAGUUUUCAGUUUGAACAUAUCUUGGGUUUGUAGUGUGUUUGAUUAAACAUAUGGGGCUCUAUUUUCGUUCGCGCCGGUGAGGCGGCGGAUGGCGGCGAUUCCCGUGCAGUUGUAUUUUCGUCUGGCGGAGCCCAGCGUAAGUCCAAUUUGGUAUUUUCGUGGCAUGAGCCGCACGGAGGCGAGCCGAGAUCCGCCAAGCUGGGCGUGGUGGUGUGGCAGGGGGAGGUGUUGACAGAAUCAGCUGGCGCAGUGACAUUUUCGUGCUCGCCAACGGCGUGUAAAGUGCGCUGAAAGCUCGCCGAUUCAAACCUGGUCAGCUUUCAGCGCAAGGCGGAACGCAGCUGGUCUUGUAGUAUUUUGGUAGACCGGCGGCGUAUCGACAUACGUCGCUGAUGCCUCACCGGCAGGUUUCCACAGUGUCAGGCACAUUUCAGUGCAAUAAGUAAUCAUCAUCAACUAUUAAUCUGAGUCAGCACAUAUAUUUAGAUCUAUAUAGAUAUAUUCUGAUCUAUAUCUGAUCUGAUGAGCGCGUUUGGCACGCGUUUGGACACACAACCUGACCGAAUCAACACAGCUGAAACCGCGUCAAAUUAAAUUAAAUAUCUAGUAAAUAAACACACAUGAUGAAGUUAACAAGAUAUGUAAUUCGUCUCCCUCCUUUUCUUUCUUCCUCUUCCUCUUAUUUCUCGCGCAGCUCGACCUGGACACGUCUCCGUGUCCUCUGGCCGUCUUGCUGCUGCUGCGACUGAACAGAUGAUUUGUUUCAGUGCUCAGAUGCGUGAUCUACUUUAAGCCGACAUACGGAUAUUAUAAUAUUCAGUUUUGUGAGCCAAAUUUAUUUUAUAUGCCAACAUCUAUGAAAGAAAGAGCCAGGCCACGGAGCGCGAUGCGUCAUUUAUGCACAGAUGGUUCCAAUUUUAAUGCCAUUUUUGGAAUUUAUGGUGUGAUCUGUGCGCACAACUCAUCUUUGUCAUAUGGGAUUUAAAUAUAUGCAGCACAUACAUUUAGAUCUACAGUACAUUUUGAUGUAUAUCUAUAGGAGCGCGUUUGGCACGCCUAAUUGCCACUCCACCUGACCGACUAACACAGCUGAAACUCUGAUGCAAACUAACUACUUCACGUCUCUCUACCAACCACAAACAGCUUCGUCAUCACAGAGAGAGUAUAUAUUUGGCAUGUCAUCUCAGAACACUGAGAAAAGAAUCAACGCACACUGAAGCAAAGUAAGUUAUGACCGUUGUUCUCAAGAUUUACAUGCAGCAUGUGAUCUCACAGCUACAAAUUUAAUAAUUUCCAUGCUUAACAUUAUCUACAAAGAUGGAGUACAUAAUUGCAAGGAGGUGGAGGAGGAGGAGGAGAAAUUACAGAGAGAGGGUGAUUCAUCACAGGGCAUCAUAUUUAACCUUAACAGAGCAGGAAUGCAGGUGGGCCACAUGGAUAACGCCUCCAACACCGUGUUCAAUACAACUGCCUUUUAACAAUCUACUAUUUUCCUUGACACAGGACCAAAUUACACCUGCCUCGUGAGGUGGUCCACGCGAUCACACGGAUUGUGGCCUCAGAUGCGGACCCCGGUGGCCCAUGCGCUCUCCCAGUUGCUGUGAGGGUGACAGCGGCUCUGACUUUCUUCGCCACCGGGUCUUUCCAGCAUACCGUGGCUUCGGUGGUAGGGAUAAGUCAGGCCGCUGUCAGUUUGGCCAUACAUGCAGUGUCCACCAGUCUAGUCCGACACGCAAAUGAGCACAUCAUUUUCCCAUCAUCACCUGCAAGCCAGCUGGAAACGAAGCGAGGGUUCUUGUUGAAAUAUGGAUUCCCUGGGGUCCUUGGAGCAAUUGACUGCACACAUGUGCAGUUGCGCGCACCAGAGACCCAAGCCCUCAUUUAUGUGAAUCGUAAGGGAGUCCACUCCAUUAAUAUCCAGGUGAUUUGUGACUCAAAUUGCCUGGUGACAAACGUGUACGCUAAUUACCCCGGGUCUGCACAUGAUUCAUUCAUCCUGGCGAAUUCUAUCAUCCCUACAGUCUUUCAGGGGGACACCCCUCUGGAUGGGUGGCUGCUAGGUGAUAACGGCUAUCCACUGAAAACGUGGUUGAUGACGCCAUACAUUACACCUUCAACAAGACAGCAACGUGUUUUUAACAGUGUCUUCAGCAGUGCUAGGUCAGUCAUUGAACGUACUUUUGGAAUCCUCAAAAUGCGUUUCAGAUGUCUGGACCGGUCAGGUGGUUCAUUAACAUACAGCCCGCAGAGUGUCGGUGCAUUCUUUGUGGCAUGUUGUGUUUUACACAAUUUAGCUAUACGCCAUGGAUGCCACUACGACCUCGCCGAGGACACAUUACUGGACUUUAGACAGGGAGAGGCCGAAUUGCAUGUGCCAUGUCAGCAGGGAGAGCAGCAGAGCGCGCAGGUGAGGAGGGACCGCCUCGCAGCACAGCUCUGCCCUUAAGUGUGAGUAUUUGCUUUCAUUCAUUUAUACACUUUUUGUAAUUAUCCACAUUAAAACAUCCAAUAAAUAGUCAAACAUGAUUGCAUUAACAAGUGUUUUUAUUGUGUUUCUCCCCUCCCAACCCCCCUUCUUCUUCUUCUUCCUCCUCCUCCUCCUCCUCCUCCUCCUCUUGGGUCUGGACGCUGCAGUCGGUCAGUCAACCCAGGAGGCCGCCCCCCUCCUGUGCGCGGCCUCAGCGGCCACCUGGGACAGGCGGGGGCGGAUGAUUCUGCUGGUGGCAGCAGCCUUUCGGCUACCUGGACCAGCCGCUGCAGUGUCGCAACGCCAGCGGCUAAGGGGAGCAGGCUGGCCUGGAGGACCUCCUGGAGAGCCUUCACCUGGGCCUCCAGCGACCCAAGCCGCGUCCCCAUCGACCCCAGCUCCCUCUCCAACAUCAGAAAACCAGCCCGCUGGGUGUCCAGGAAGGGCUGGUCCUCCCGCUGAACGCGGUUUCGUCUCCGACCCCGUGUUGCCGGCUCGUCUCCACGUCCUGCCCCCUCCCGCGUCUCCGGCACCGGCUCCGGCUCCCCCUGGUCCUCCUCCUCGCAGUCGUCUUCGUCCUCUCCCUCCUUCUCCUCCCCCCGACCACCUGCUGCUGCUGUUCUUCCUCCUCCUCCUCCUCCCCCUCCCUUGUGGUGUGCUGCUGCCGCGACGGCGGCAAUUCUGCCGAGGCUGACCAGAAAUUUUAUUUUAGUAAAUCACAGAAAUUCUUUUUUUUUAAAUGUUAAUACUUUCAUUUAGAAUAAAGAAGUUAGAAAUUGUGUGAGCAAAGUUCAUUUCAGAUGCAAACAUUAGCGGAAAGGGGGAGAAAAUACAAUCAGGCUUUGUUUGAUCCGUCUUUACGCACAGGUGGUUCCGAUUUCAAUCCCAUUACGCAUGGCAUUUUUUCAGAUCACCUGUGCACACAACACACCUUAGUAACACGUAGUUAAAUAUACAUGUUAGUGUCUUUAUUUGUGGAAAAGAAUGUUUGUCUUACCCGUGAGUCCAACCUCAGAGACACCAAA